AUGACGACACAGGCUCCGACCUUCCUGCAGCCUCUUCAGAGCGUCGUGGCACUUGAGGGAAGUGCCGCGACGUUCCAGGCUCAGAUUAGUGGUUCUCCAGUUCCUGAGGUGAGCUGGUUUCGUGAUGGCCAGGUUCUUUCCGCCGCGGCUUUGCCCGGCAUCCAGAUCUCGUUCAGUGAUGGCCGCGCUGUUCUGAGGAUCCCCGCUGUGACCGCCGCACACAGCGGGAGGUUUUCCGUCAGAGCGACCAACGGUGCCGGACAAGCCACGAGCACCGCCGAACUCCUCGUCACAGCGGAGACGGCUCCUCCGACCUUCGUUCAACGGCUGCAGAGCUCGUCGGUGCGUCAGGGCAGCCAGGUUCGCCUGGACGUUCGCGUGUCGGGGAUCCCCGCUCCGCUGGUGAAGUUCUACAGAGAGGGAGCGGAGAUUCAGAGCUCAGCAGACUUCAGGAUCCUCCAGGAGGGGGACCUGUACAGCCUGCUGAUCGCAGAGGCUUUCCCCGAGGAUUCUGGGAAUUAUUCUGUGAGCGCCACCAACAGCAGCGGGAGAGCCACCUCCACCUGCGAGCUGCUGGUUCAGGGAGAAGAAGCCGUUCCAGCAAAGAAAACCAAAACCGUGAUUUCAACGGCUCAGAUGUCUACGAGCCGUCAGACCCGAGUAGAAAAGAGAAUGGAGGCCAGUUUCCAAGCCUCCGCCAUGAUGGAAAUGCAGGUGGAGGGCGGCGAGCUGACUCAGCAGCUCGCCCACAAGACUCCUCCCAGAGUUCCUCCCAAACCAAUGUCCAAGUCCCCGACACAGCCCUCGCUGGUCGCCAAGGUGGCCGGAGGACGCCAGCAGUCGCCGUCCCCCGUCAGACACGUGAAGGCGCCCACGCCCACGCCUGUCAGGCCCGCCUCUCCCUCUUCAAGACUCUCUGUCGCCGCCAUCAGGCCGGUCAAGUCCCCCGUCACCGCACGCAAGCAGCUGGCCGCUGGCGCCGACGUCCUGCCGCCAUGGAAGCAGGGAGACUACGUGUCCGAGGCCGGCUACGCCAGCAUGACCAGCAUGACCAGUAUGACCAGUAUGACCAGCAUGACCAGCGUUAGCAGCGCCACAGUGCAGAUGGGCCAGGAGCAGCGCUGGGAGCAGGUCAGCGGAGUCAGAGAGCCUCAAACUGUUCAAAUGGAGGCAGAACCUUCUGGAGCUCCAGAUGACACAAGUUCACCUCUGAACGGCGAGGGAUGGGACGAGGCGAUGAUACGUGACAGCCAUCAGUCAGACAGUCAGGGACGUGUUAGUGAAGACGGCAGAGACACGAUGUCCUCCGAUGACUCUGGGAAUGAUUCUGAAAGCUGUCGGACUCCAACGGACGAUGAGAAGAGUUUCAGUCCAUCCGACAGCUGCACAGAUCUCUGCUCCGUCUGUAACCAUCAACACUCGUCUCAUGUGUCAGAUGGAGAGACGUUUCAGAUCUGUCUGUCCGAUGAAGAGAGUCCGUCCUGUCAGCAGCAGCAGGCUGAGGGAGGGAAACGAGCCGGCGCCGUGGCCACAGUGCUGGCUGCCGUCGACCUCGCUCGUGUCCGUCAGCCUGUGGAAGAGGAAGAAAUGAGAGCACAGGCUGGGCAAAUGCUUAUCACUGCUCAGGAGUUUACACCUGAACCAACCCAGCUGCCGUUUCAGAUUCAGACAGCGACAGAAACCUCCGGUCCCGCCCCGUCCCCAGUGCCACAGUUCACAGUUUCUAAAGUUUCUGUCCCAAAACACUCCGAGUUUAGCUCAGAGGUUUCCAUCGCCGGCUCGGCCAUCGCGGCCCUGCAGAAAGAGUUCUCUACGUCGUCCUACGGAACGACUCGAAAGAUCAUCAAGCCCGUCAAGUCUCCCAGUCCCGCUCGCUCAACAGCGGAGACCAGAGAGAUGAUGGAGUCUGUCCCACCGCCGUUCAAAGACUUCUCUGAGAAAUAUCAUGUGGGCGCUGAAUUACAGCAGGGGGUGGUGCUCACAGGGGGCGGAGCUUAUGAGCACUGGGCAGCCCAGGUGGUGGAGGCAGCAGCCGUGCCGUCUGCAGGCGGCGCCGUGCUCCCGGCUACGCUGGUGUCGGGCUUGAAGAACACAAACGUGACGGAGGGCGAGUCGGUGACGCUGGAGUGCCAGAUCAGCGGUCACCCCACGCCUGUCAUCAUGUGGUUCAGGGAGGACUACAAGAUCGAGAGCUCCAUCGACUUCCAGAUCAGCUACGAGAAUGGGAUUGCCCAGCUGGUUAUCCGCGAGGCGUUCGCUGAGGACAGCGGGCGCUUCACCUGCACCGCCACCAAUGAGGCGGGAACCGUCAGCACCUCCUGCUACCUGCUCGUCCAGGUGUCUGAGGACAUUGAGAGCAGAGAGGAGGUAGCUGUCGUCACCGAACAUGUUGAAACUGCUGAGAAAAUAGUAACCGUUGAAGCCAAAGAGGAAACCGUGGUAGCCGAGGCAGAAGCCGCUGCCGCCGCUGCUCCCUUCUUCAUCAGAAAGCCAAGUGUGCAGAAGCUGGUGGAAGGAGGGAGUGUGGUGUUUGAGUGUCAGGUUGGGGGAAGCCCCAAACCACACAUUAUCUGGAAGAAGAGCGGCGUACCGCUCACUACUGGAUACAGAUACAAAGUUGCCUACAAGAAGGAGACAGGAGAAUGCAAACUGGAGAUCUCCAUGACCUUCGCUGACGACGCCGGAGAAUACUCCGUAUUUAUCAAGAACCAGCUGGGAGAAGCCUCAGCCUCCGCCAGCCUGCUGGAAGAAGAGGAAUAUGAAGCCUACAUGAAAACACAAGAAGCAACCUUUAAGACUGAAGUGACAGCGAUGGUGCAGGAGCCCAAAGUGGGAGAUGUUCCUCCUGUUGUUGUGACAACCAUGGAGCAGAUGACCACCACCACCAUUAUUUCUGGACAGGAGUUCCAUCUCUCUGCCCUGGAGCUGAGGAUCAUUCAGGAGAUUGAACUCCGCAUUAUGAAGAUUACCUACAAAGAGAUUGUGACGGAGGACGGCGAGCUGAUGGUGACGGCUGACCCUGCCGAGGCUGUGCAGCCCUCCUUCGACACUCCCGUCAAGAACUACAGGAUAAUGGACGGGAUGGGCGUCACGUUCCACUGCAAGAUGGCUGGAAUGCCACUCCCCAAGAUUGCUUGGUACAAAGACGGCCAGCGCAUCAGGGCUGGAGACCGUUACCAGAUAGAGGUUCUUCAGGACGGGCGAGCCAGCCUGCGCCUGCCCACAGUGACGGCGGAAGACGAGGGCGUGUACACUGCCUUCGCCUGCAACAUGAAAGGAAACAGCGUCAGCUCUGGGAAGCUCUAUGUGGAGCCCAGAGCUGGCACACCUCAGAGAUACACCCCACAGCCGGCCAUGCAGAGGAUCAGGUCCCAGUCUCCUCGCUCUCUGAGCCGCUCACCUGGACGCUCUUCCAGCCGAUCACCCGGACGCUCUCCGGCUCGUCGCCUCGAUGAGACGGACGAGGCUCAGCUGGAAAGACUUUACAAGCCUGUGUUUGUCAUGAAGCCUUCCUCCUGUAAAUGCUCAGAGGGGCAGACAGCCCGGUUCGACCUGAAGGUGGUCGGCAGGCCCAUGCCCGACACAUACUGGUUCCACAACGGACAACAAGUGGUCAGCGACUACACCCACAAGAUCGUGGUGAAGGAGGACGGGACCCAGUCCCUGAUCAUCGUUCCGGCGCUGCCUCAGGACUCCGGAGAGUGGACCGUUGUGGCUCAGAACAGAGCUGGACGCUCGUCCAUGUCCGUCACUCUCACUGUUGAUGCCAAGGAGACGUUGGUGCGCCCCCAGUUCACUGAGAAGCUGAGGAACAUCAGCGUGAAGCAAGGAACUCUGGUUGAACUGGCUGUCAGAGCCAUCGGAAACCCUCUGCCGGACAUCGUCUGGUUGAAGAACAGCGAUAUUAUAACACCACACAAGCACCCACACAUCAGCGUCGAAGGAACCAGAGGAGAGGCCAAAUUCCAGAUCCCCUCAGCAGCCGGCUCAGACAGCGCCUGGUACACUGCUACAGCCAUCAAUAAGGCCGGCAGAGACACCACUCGCUGCAGAGUCAAUGUUGAGGUAGACUAUGUUGAACCAGAACCAGAGAGGAAGCUGGUAAUCCCCAAAGGAACCUACAAGGCCAAGGACAUUGCCGCUCCAGAGGUAGAGCCCCUUCACAUGCGAUACGGACAGGAGCAGUGGGAGGAGGGCGAUCUCUACGACAAGGAGAAGCAGCAGAAACCACAGUUCAAGAAGAAGCUGACCUCUGUGCGCAUGAAGCGAUUUGGUCCAGCUCACUUUGAGUGCAGGCUAACCCCCAUCGGUGACCCCACCAUGGUCGUGGAGUGGCUGCAUGACGGCAAACCCCUGGACGCUGCCAACAGGCUGCGCAUGGUCAACGAAUUUGGCUACUGCAGUCUCGACUAUGAAGUCGCUUAUGCCAGAGACAGCGGUGUCAUCACCUGCAGAGCCACAAACAAGUUCGGAGUGGACCAGACCUCGGCCACCCUGGUGGUCAAGGACGAGAAGGGCCUUGUGGAGGAAACGCAGCUUCCUGAAGGCAGGAAGGGAGUACAAAGAAUGGACGAGAUGGAACGCCUGGCUCAUGAGGGAGGGCCCUAUGGAGUCACCGCCGACGAGGCAACUGAGAAAAUGAAGCCUGAGAUUGUCCUUCUUCCUGAACCAGCCAGUGUGCUGGAAGGAGACACGGCCCGAUUCCGCUGCAGAGUCACCGGUUAUCCAUCACCCAAGGUCAACUGGUACCUCAAUGGACAGCUUAUCCGCAAAAGCAAGAGAUACAGGCUCCGUUAUGAUGGCAUUUACUACCUAGAGAUCAUUGAAAUUAAAUCCUAUGAUUCAGGGGAGGUCAAAGUGAUCGCAGACAACAUCGUGGGCUCAGCUGAGCACACUGUGAAGCUGGAGAUCCAACUGAAGGAGGACUUCAGGACUCACCUGCGUCGCGCCCCUGAGGGUAAAGCAGCCGAGGCUGCAGCCGAACCUGGAAAGGUCCAGUUUGAGGUGGUGAAGGCUGAGAAACCUGGCGAGGACUCUCAGCUGAAAGAGGUGGUCACACUGAAGAAGGCCCAGAGGAUAGUCCACGAGAAAUCCACGGAGGAGUCCGAGGAGCUGAGGGGCAAGUUCAAGCGCAGGACAGAGGAAGGGUACUACGAGUCCAUCACCGCUGUGGAGCUCAAGUCCCGCAGGAGGGACGAGUCCUAUGAGGAUCUGCUGAAGAAGACAAAGGAAGAGCUGCUUCACCAUGCCAAGCAGAAGGAGGAGGCAGAGAAGAAGAAAGAGGAGGAGCGCCGCAAGCUUACAGCUAAACCUCUGGCACCGCAGAGGGUCAAGCUCUCCGCCAGCAUGGAAGCUCCCAAGAUCCUGGAGCGCAUCACAAGCCAGACAGUGGCUCAGGGCGAUGAGGUCAAGUUCAGAGUCAGAGUUGUCGGCAGACCUGAACCUGAGUGCCAGUGGUUCAGGAACGGUGUUCAGCUGGAGAAGUCGGAGCGUAUCUCCUGGUUCUGGCCCGAGGAUCACGUGUGUGAGCUGGUGAUCAGAGACGUCCGAGCUGAGGACUCGGCCAGCAUCAUGGUCAAAGCUUCCAGCAAAGCCGGAGAGACUUCCAGCCACGCCUUCCUGCUGGUGCAAGCCAAGCAAGUCAUCACCUUCACACAGAAGCUGGAGGACGUCAACUCUAAAGAGAAGGACACCAUGGCUACCUUUGAGUGUGAAACCAACGAGCCUUUCGUUAAGGUCAGGUGGCUAAAGAAUAAUGUGGAGAUCUUCUCCGGAGACAAAUACAGGAUGCACUCCGACAGAAAGGUCCACUUCCUGUCUGUGUUGGUGAUUGGAAUGAGAGACGAUGCAGACUUCACCUGCGAGGUGAUCGACGAGGACGUCAGGACGACUUCCCAUCUUAAUGUCGAAGGAGCCCCGCUGGAGGUGCUGAAGCAGCUGGAGAGCACAGAAGUUCCUGAGACAUACUCCGGAGAGUUUGAGUGUGUCGUGUCCCGUGAAGAUGCUGAAGGCAGCUGGUUCUUUGGAGAAAGGAUGCUCUCUCCCAGCAGCAAAUAUGUCAUGACCUCCCGCCGUGGAAGACACACCCUGUCCGUCAAAGACGUGAAGAAGGAGGACCAGGGGAAAUAUACCUUCAAAGUGGGCGAGUUCAAGUCCAGCGCCUCGCUGAAGAUGAAACUGCGCCCGGUGACCCUGAUCCAGCCUCUGACGGACCUGACUGUCUGCGAGGGUGAUAUUGCUCAGCUGGAGGUCAAGUUCUCGCAGGAGAACGUUGAAGGAAACUGGAUGAAGAGCGGAAAGCAGAUCACGGCUUCCAACCGUGUGCACAUCGUCAUCGACAAACAGAUCCACAAACUCCUGAUCGAAGACACCAACAAGGAUGACUUUGGGAUGUACUCCUUCGAGGUUCCCGCUCAGGGGAUCUCAACCACUGCCAAGCUCGUCAUUCAGACAAUCGGCAUCUUGAACCCGCUGAAGGACAUGAGCGCCGUGGAGGGCACCAAAGCCGUCCUGGAGGCCAAGAUCUCCGCUCAGGACGUCAGUUCCGUCAAGUGGUACCACAACGACAAACUGCUGACGCCCAGCGAGCGCGUGCAGGCCGUGCCCAAGGGCGCCAAGCAGCGCCUGGUCUUCAACAGGACCUACGCCUCCGAUGAGGGGCAGUACAAACUGGUGGUCGGCCGCGCCGACACCAGCUGCAGGUUCUCUGUUCAGACUGUCCAGAUCGUGAAACCGAUGAAGGACAAGGAGUGCUCCGAGUCUGAGAACGUCACGUUUGAAGUGGAGGUUUCUCACACGGGCAUCGACGCCUUCUGGACCUUCAAGAGGCAGCCAAUCAAAGCUGGCGCCAAGUACAAGAUGGAGUCCAAGAACAAGCGCCACACGCUGACCGUCAUGAACGCCAUGAAGGACGAAGACGGCGAGUACAUGUUCGCUGCCGGCGAGAAGAUGUGCAACGCCUUGCUCACCGUCUCAGGUGGCGCCAUCAAGAAGCCGCUGCGCGACCUGGUGGUGGCCGACUCGCAGACCUCCGUGCUGGAGUGUGAAGUGGCCAACCCGUCCGCCGAGGGCCGGUGGCUGAAGGAUGGCCACGCCGUGGACUUCAACGAGAAUACAAUCAGCGAGGUGGACGGCGCUGUCAGGCGCCUCGUCAUCGUCAUCACCAAGGCAUCAGACGUCGGAGAGUACACCUACCAGGUCGCCACCUCCAAGACCUCGGCCACACUAAAGGUGGAGGCUGUGAAGAUCAAGAAGACCCUGAAGAAUCUGAACGUGGUCGAGACUCAGGAGGGCAUCUUCAGCCUGGAGCUGACCCACGAGGAUGUGAGGGGAGCACAGUGGAUCAAGAACGGCAUUGAGAUCCAGCCAAGCGAUAAAUUUGAGAUCACUAUUGAAGGCACAGUCCACACCCUGAAAAUCAAGAACUGCACCACGCAGGACGAGUCGGUUUACUCUUUCAAACUGGGGAAACUGUCUGCAAACGCCAGGCUGAACGUUGAAACCAUCAAGAUCCUGAAGAAGCCUAAGGAUGUGACAUCACUGCUGGGCGCGACCGCCGUGUUCGAGGUCGGCAUCUCCGAGGACAACGUCCCCGUGAAGUGGCUGUUCAACAAGGUGGAGCUAAAGCAGAGCGAGCACUACAGGAUGCUCUCUGAGAAGAAGACACACAAACUGAUCGUCCAGGACGUGGACGCCAGCAAAGAGGGAGAGUACACGGCGGUGGUUGGACACCUGCAGUGCAGCGCACGCCUCUACGUCGAGUCGCUGCGAGUCACCAAACCUCUGAAGAGCGUGCAGAUCCCGGAGACGCAGGUCGCCACGUUUGAGUGUGAAGUUUCUCACUUCAACGUGCCGUCCACGUGGCUGAAAGACGGCGUGGAAAUCGAGAUGAGCGAGAAGUUCAGGAUCGUGGUCCAGGGAAAGCUGCACCAGCUGAAGAUCAUGAACACCAGCAGGGACGACUCUGCAGAGUACACCUUUGUCUGCGGGAACGACCGCGUCUCCGCUACGCUCACCGUCAACCCCAUCCUCAUCUCCACCAUGCUGCAGAACCUGAAUGCUCAGGAGAAAGACCAGGUCACCUUCGAGGUCAACGUCAACUAUGAGGGAAUCUCAUACAAGUGGCUGAAGAAUGGCGUGGAGAUCCGGUCGACGGACAGAUGCCAGGCUCGCUGCAAACAGUUCACUCACACUCUGAGCAUCAGGAACGUUCACUUCGGAGAUAGCGCCGACUACACCUUCAUGGCCGGCUCCGCCCUCACCACAGCUAAACUCUAUGUGGAGGCCCGCGUAGUGGAAUUCACCAAACACCUGAAGGACCUGAAGAUCACAGAGAAGAAGAGAGCGACGUUUGAGUGUGAAGUUUCUGAGCCGAACGUGCAGGUGAUGUGGAUGAAGGACGGUCAGGAGCUGGAGAUGUCCGACAGUUAUAAAAUGACCUCGGAUAAGUUUGUGCAUCGCCUGGUUCUGCCGUCAGUCCGCCUGUCUGACGCCGGAGAGUUCACCGCUGUGGCUGGGUCCAGCAUGUCCAAGGCCAACCUGAGAGUGGAGGGGCGGGACAUCAGGAUCUCUGAGCCGGCCAGCAGGGACGUCACUGUUGUGGAGAAACAGAGAGCGACCUUCGAGUACGAGGUGAGCGAGGACGACGUGGAGGGUCGCUGGAUGAGGAACGGCGUGGAGAUCCAGUUCUCAGUGGAGGAGAGGUUCAACUACGCAACCAUCAGGAAGCUGCACCGUCUCACCAUCUCCGAGACGUACCGCAGCGACGCUGGAGAGUACACCUUCUUAGCCGGCAGGAACCGGAGCACCAUGAACCUCCAUGUCAGAUUGCCGGAGCCUCCUCAGAUCGUCAGUCCGAUGCAGCCCCAGACCGCCAUGUCCGGGCGCUCGGUCCGCUUUUCGGUGGCGGCGAGCGGCCUCCCUCCGCCACAGGUGACCUGGUACAAAGACUCCCAGGCUCUGUCCGUCAGCUACAAGUGCAAGUUCCUCCACGACGGAGACGACCACGCGCUGCUGCUGCUCGAGGUCUUCCCCGAGGACGCCGCCGUCUACAGCUUUGAGGCCAAGAACGACUACGGAGAGGCAACGAGUUCCGCCAACCUCACCGUGGAAGUUCCUGAGGUGGUCGAAGCGGCUCGGGUGUCUGCUCCGACCCUCAUUGCUCCCAUGCGGGAUGUCCUGAUCACAGAGGGACACCCCACCCGGUUCCAGUGCACCGUCUCUGGGGAAGAUCUGCAGGUUUCAUGGUUCUUUGGCGACAGAGAGAUCAGACAGUCAGAUGUCUUCAGGAUGUCUCAUUAUGGAGACACCUGCCAGUUGGACAUUUCCAGAGUUCUCCUGAGCCAUGAAGGAGAGUACUCAUGUGUCGCCACAAACUCUGCAGGAAUGGUCACGUGCGCUGCCACUUUGAAUAUUGACGGUGAGUGAAUCAGACCCUUAGCUAGUGUGUGGAGCACUGGGGCCGAGAGUUUCAGCUCUCUGUCUGCGGGACAAACGGCCCACAGCGUUGAGUUUACUCAGAUGGUCUCUGAGAGUUCCUCCGUGUCUUGGAGGACAGUUGAGAUUCAGAUGGAGAGCAUGAUGAGCUCUGAGAGCAGCUUUGAUAUCAAACUCUCAGCCAGCCCCAAAUUGCUGAUGGAAAUGAGCGACAUCCAGGUGAAAAGCGGCGAGAUGGCUGAGUUCAGCUGCUCGUUCGACGGGCAGCCCUUUACCGGGGUCAUAUGGGAUCAUAACGGCCAGAGUCUGCUGGAAACGGAGCGGGUAAAGAGCUCUCAGACUGGGGGGCUGUUGUCCCUGGUCAUACAGGGUGUUGGUGUGGCGGAUCAGGGUGUGUACUGCUGCACCGCCACCAACCAACACGGACAGAACAGCUCCUCCGCCCAGCUCACUGUUGAAGCUAAAGAAGCAAAUCUCAAAGCAGAAACCCCAAUCCCUACCGAUUCUGUGCGUAAAGUGUCUCAGACAGACAGGGAGACCACUAGAGAUCUCCCUGACCAAGACAAGCAGGAGGCGCUGGAGAAGCCAGGACCAUCGCCACCUCACAGCCUCCUCAGCCACCUGUACUUCCCUGACGUCCUGCCUCAAAGUCUCUCCUGCUGCCCCGAGUUCCUGAUCAAACUGCCCCCGCAGCUGCCAGUCAGGAGCAAAGAUGGCAGCUCCUUGUAUUGCGUUAUGAAGGGGGUCCCCGCUCCAUUUGUCAUUUGGCUUUACAAGCGGUUCAAUGUUGAGGAUUCUGUGUCUUACUCUCUGAAACGUGACGGCCCCCUGUGCUGUGUGAAUGUUAACAAUGUGGGGCCCGGACAAGGGGGCUCUUACAUUUGCAAAAACUCAGCUGGGGAUGCUGAGUGCAGCACAGUGAUGAAAGUAACUGCAGUGGAGCAGGAACCUAUGACUCACGUCCAGGAGGAGAUGAAAGCCUUCUCUAGCACCACCGUCACAGUGGAUGAAGAAACCCAGGAGUCGUACUGCAGCGGUCUAAAGUUACCAGAGAAAACCAGAACACUUGAACUUAAGCCAGAGUCCAAACGUUUCUCUAGCACUUUGCAGAAGAAAAAAGAAAAGCCGGUUUUCCUCAGCGAACUGUCUCCAGCAGUCACGACUGUCGGAGAAACUGCUCGGUUCACCGUCACGGUGUCCGGUUUCCCUAAACCCUCCAUCCUGUGGUGCCACAAUGGGCAGACUAUAACCAGCUCCUCUGUGUACACGUUGGUUCACGAGCGAGAUGAGUACAGCUUGGUCAUUAACAAGGUUCAGAGGGAGUAUGAAGGAGAGUACUCCUGUACUGUCAGCAACAGGUUUGGACAGGCCACUUGCACUUCUUAUUUGCAUGUUCAGGUAAAGGAGCCACCAGCUGGUAGAGCCCCAGAGUUCACUGAGACUCUGGAGUCUCUGCAGCUGUGUGAAGGGGGUCAGGCUGUCUUCAGGUACAGCGUGAGCGGAGAUCCUCUCCCUGAGGUUCAGUGGCUCAAAGGCAGCUUACACAUUCAGCCUAGUGGGUUCUGUAUCAUUGUGAGCAACCCAGACGGAUCAGGCUUCAUGAAUAUUAAAAGUGUCAGACAAGAGCACAGUGGCGUGUACACCUGUAAGGCCUCCAACCAGCAUGGGGAAGCCUCAUGUUCUGCUGAGCUGCUGGUGUUCAGGGAGAAAGUUCAGGAGGAGCACACGUUAGUUAUGAAGACAAAAGGUUUGAAAAUAUCCAUGGCCGAACAAACCACAGAGUCCAGAUUAUACCAGAAGAGAACUCUCUCUGAUCAGAUGAUUUACACCAUCAGCACUGAAGAUCGGCAGAUUAUUCCCAGUGAGGAGGUGGGGACGCUCAGAGAGCUUGAUAUCUCUGCUGCCACUCUUCACCGAGAGCAGCUCACCCACCAGGCUGCAGUGCUGCAGGCUCAUGAGAUACAGGAGAGGGUUUCUGUGACUCCCACUCAUCCUCCUCAUGUCUCCGCCGUCCCUGUGAAACAGCUUCACAUGGCGACUUUCUUAUCUUCGGUCCAGGAGAGGCAGAAGAUCACCGAGCAGCACUCUGAGCGGAUCCUCAGCCCCGAGAUCGUAGAACUCGAGUUAGCCAAAGAGCAACGUUCCAAACUCAUGUCGGCCACUUCCAGAGAGGUCCUCCCGCUCGGCUUGGUGCGAGCCGAGGCCCUGAUGGAGCGGCCCCUGGAGCACGGGGAGCCUUUGAAUGAACCCAGGCAGCUUGUUAGCAGUCACCAAGUAGAGUCAGCUCUGCCCAUCCUUGAUGAAAGUUCAGCCAUCACUCACAGGCCAGAGGAAGAGAAGAGUUUCAGAGUCACAGAGGGGGUGAAGAUCUUAUACUCUGCUCAGUCUACAGGGCAGCUCCCGAUCACAGAAAGACACUGCGAGCCUCUCCAGGCUUUAGAUGCCGCCGUUAAACCCCUGAUUGAGAAAGAGCAAUCUAAGUCAGUGGUAGCACCAGUUAGUGAAGCUAGAGUGGCUUUAUCCAAGGAGCAGACAUUUGAAAUACACAGACCAGAGCAGGAGAGUAUCACCCCGCGCAAAGAUGUGCUCCACAAGUUGGCUAUAACUACUGAGGAGAGGUACGAACUCCGAGCUGAACAGGCAGGACAGAUGGCAGGUAUAGCAUCGUCUGUGAGUCUGCAGCCUCAGAGGGAGGGAGAACGGCUCCUGAAACUGCAGGUCAUCAGCCAUCAGGAUGUUUUACAGUCUGAGGGCAGGUUUAGCAGUGAACAGCCCAUUGCAGAGCAGGCAGACUCCAGGAAGAGUCCGACUCUGUUGCAUUCGGUGAGUCACGAAGACCAAAGAACAACGGUCUGUGAGGCGACUUCAGAGUUCUCAACAAAGACUGACUCCACAUCUGUUGAGCCUAAGAAAGAGUCGCCGCCAACAAAAUACCUCCAGUCAAUUGAAUCCUUAUCAGUUUUACCGAAGGAGGGGAUUCUUACUGUCACUAAACCUGAACAGCACACGGCAACACAGAAACAGGAAAAGACUAGAAGGCACGCAGCAACUUCAGAGGAGAGAAGGGAGAUCACUGCAGAUUAUCACACAGAUCUGGACGUGUCGGUGAGCGGAGUUCAGUCACAGCUUCGGACCGAGCCUCGGCCUCCGAGCAUCCUCACUGUCUCCUCCCGGCCGCUGCAGCUGCCAAAGGAGAUGCCCUUCACUGCUAAUGUGAAGCAUCAGCGAGCACUAGUCCAGAAAGAGGACUACUGGAAUAUCAUGCAUUCUUUGAAUGUUACAGACACUCACAGCCUGGAGGAGGGUCACACCAGCAGCAUCACAACUGAUGACAAAUUUAAACCUGAGGCAAAAAUUGAGCCUAAGAUUCCCAAAAAAACUGUUUUUAUAGAGGAGAAAGCAGUUGCCACUGAGAGCUGUACGAUCUUAGAAGCCGCUGAGCAGGAUUUUGCAGUCCAGAUCCAGGAGGGUCAGUCGGUCCGUCAGUCGGUGCUGCUGGAGGAAAAGCAGGUGAUUAUGGGAGAGAAGUCCAGUAAGAUACAUAGAUCUGAGGGCUCGACUGUCAGCAUCGUCACGCAGCCGAGAAGCGUUCUGCUCAUACACGAGUCUCAGGACACUUUCACUCUACCUAAAGAACUCAACUUUGUCAUUCAGAUUCCCAAAACAUCGAGUGUGAAUAUACGCCGACAGCUCAGAGAGUGUCUCCAGUCGGCCGUGGCCAGCGAUCAGCCGGUGUUACUGGCGGAUGUGGUUGGACGGUUAGAGACAGUGGAGGUACAGGAGGUGAAGGUGCAGAGAGAGCCCAAACAAGCCACAUCUACAUACUUGAUCACAACACCAGGAGCCCCAAUGGAGAUCACGCUGUCUUUUGAAGGGGAAUACCCUCAGACAGCUGACCUCAGGGCUGAGCUCCAGGUAGCUCUGCAUGCUCUGGUUUUCCAAGAGCAACAGAGUCUGACAUCAGAGCAGCCGGGCACCAUGCAGAUAGACCAGCCUCAGAAAGCCCUGGUCAGCUCAGCGCGCUCCAGAGAGGUGUUGUCCUCUGUGGUGGACACCAAGGUGGUUGCAGAGAGUGCAGUAGGGUUCCCUCCCGCUGUUUCUCAGUCUGCAGCCAUCAGAACUGAAGCCAGGGCUUCUUUCCAAAGUGCAACAGUUCAGAAUCGUUCUGAGAUCCAUGAGUCCAGGCAGGUCAGGUCAGAGAGGGACACCGCUGCUGCUGAGCAGACUACCACAGUGGCUGUUGGUCAGGUUACUGUCCAACAACAAGUGGGCGUUUUAGUCCACAGAGAAACCAGAGAGGAGUUUCUGUCAGAGGCGAUCAUGAUCAGUGAGUCCUCCGACAGCCUGGUAGAUUAUCCCGUGGUCGUCGAUUCUCUGGAAGAUGUUUAUGCUGAGGAAAACGGCAAGGCUAGUUUUACUGCCACCAUAAAGUACGUCACCAAAGUUAACUGGUUCUUUAACGGCCAAUUGGUGAAAUCUGGAAAAGAGUUCAAGUGUUCCAAAGACCACGACACACACACACUAGUUAUCAACAGAGUUGUGAAGUCGAAGCAUCAAGGAGAAUAUGUCUGUGAGGCUGAGAAUGAAGCCGGCAGGACAACAACAUCUUCCAGACUCACUGUGGUCCCAAGAGUGAAACCUGUGUUCAGGCACAGAAUUGCCCCCGUGGAGAUUAACAUUGGCCACCCCGCCAAGUUUGAAUGUGAAACUGAGGACGCUCCGAAUGUGAGCUUCAAGUGGUUCAAAGAGGGACAUCUCUUGAAGGAGGGGGAUAGGUACAGGAUAAUCAGCCGCUUUAGCACCUCCUCUCUGGAGCUUCUGAGCCCAAACAAGGAGGAUAGCGGUGAAUACUCCUGCAAGGCAUCCAAUCAGCAUGGCAGUGACGAAUGCUCCGCCUCUCUCCAUGUGACAGAACAAUGCCCCCCUGCCUUUAUAACUAAACCUGACCCUCAGACUGUGUAUGUGGGAAAGAGGGCAAUGAUACAGUGUGCAAUUUCAGGAUCUGCCCCCCUGAAUGUUGUCUGGUUCAAAGACACCCAGGCCUUACCCAAAGCGCCUACACACUACCAAAUGUCUUGUGAAAAGAAUAAGCACACUCUUGAGAUAACCAGACUGGAGCCUGCUGACAGCGGGCUCUAUGUGUGCAAGGUGUCUAAUAACAUCGGGACAUCUGAGUGCAGCAUGGAGCUGCGGGUUAUUGAUAAGCCCAGCUUUGUGCAGCCACUGGGUCCCAUCGCUGCAGUGGUGGGAAGUCCUCUGCACCUGGAGUGUCAGGUGGACGAGGACACUGGAGUCACUGUCACCUGGACCAGAGAUGGUAGAAGGGUCCAUCAGUCUCCGGACUGUAAACUGUCUUUUGAGGAUAAGACGGUUACUCUUGAUAUCCUAAAAACCACACUGAAAGAUUGUGGAAAUUAUGUGUGUACAGUGACAAAUGAAGCUGGGAGUGCAACUUGCUCCACCUCUGUGAAAGUUCAAGAGCCGCCAGUCUUUGUAAAGAGGCUGGAGGCCGCCACAGUUUGGAAGCAAGGCAGCAAUGCACGUCUACAGUGCACCGUCAAAGGAUCCCCCGAACUCCACACCACCUGGUUCUUUAAUAACAGCCAGCUGCCCAUUGGUGGCAGGUAUAACACUAGUCUGAAGGACGGUGUCACGACUCUGGAGAUAAAGGAUGUCAUGAUGAGUGACAGUGGAAACUUUACCUGUGAGGUUCUCAAUGACUCUGGGUGUGAGAGCUGCAGCACUAAAGUAACAGUCAAAGAACCGCCAUCAUUCAGAAAGGAGUUACACUCUUUAGAGGCUGUCAGAGGGUCUGUAGCUGUACUGGAGUGUGAGAUUGCAGGCUCUGCACCAUUUGAGGUGGCCUGGAAAAAGAAUAAGAAACGCCUUUCGGCAGAUAAGAAGUACAGGAUAGUGUCGCAGGGAUCUCUGGCUGCUCUGGAGAUCCACUCAUUCGAGAGCGCUGACGCGGGUGAAUAUGAAUGCGUCGUAUCAAAUGAUGUCGGGUCAGUAACGUCAAAGUCAAUGACCAAACCCAAAGAGCCUCCUAUGUUCUCAAAGAGGAUUGAGAGUGCUACAGCAGUGUCUGGAAACACAGUGAAGCUGCAGGGAACAGUGAAGGGCUCAGCCCCCAUCACUAUCAAAUGGAUGAAAGACUCUGAAAUACUGAGAGAUGACGAUCCAAAUGUGAAAAUGACAUUUGAGAACAACAUCACCAGUAUUUCCUUCUCAUCUGUUGAGAUAAAGCAUGGCGGCAAGUACACGUGUGAGGCCAAGAAUGAGGCGGGGCAGCAGAAAUGUGAAGCAGUCUUAACAAUUCAAGAACCUGCUAAGAUCUUAGAGAAAACCGAGUGCAUCAGUGUGACUGCAGGAGAUUCUGCCACAUUGGAGUGUGCGAUCUCUGGAAGCCCGGAGCUCAAAAUCAAAUGGUUUAAAGAGGGCAAGGAGAUGAUCAGCGGACGUAAAUAUAAGAUGAUAAUGAAGGAAAACACGGCCAUCCUGAAGAUCCUCACUGCAGAUAAAGGAGACACUGCAGAGUACAGGAUGGAGCUGUCCAAUAAAGUGGGCAAAGACGAGUGCACCUGCUCAGUCGUUGUUAUAGAUCGUGCAGCUCCACCGUCCUUCACCAAAAGUCUAAAGAAAGUGGACGGGACUAUUGGUAGUGAUGUGACCAUGGAGUGCAGAGUUUCUGGCUCUCAGCCAAUUGUUGUUUCUUGGUAUAAAGACGAUAAAGAAAUCCACAGCAACAACAAAUAUAAGCUCGAGUUCAGUGAGAUCACAGCCUCUGUGACGAUAAGUGGCCUGGAGCAAAGCGAUGGUGGAGUUUAUAAAUGUCUGGCCGCUAACGAUGCCGGAGAGAAAGAAACCAGCGGCAUUUUGUCCGUCAAAGAACCUCCUGUCUUCACGCUGAAACCUGAGUCCCAGGAAGCUUCACCUGGAUCAAAUGUUGCCAUAAAAGCAUCCUUUACAGGAUCUGCUCCUCUGGUUAUUAAGUGGUUCAGAGAGGACAAAGAGAUUUUCACUAGUGGGAAGUGUUUUAUAAAGAAAGAUGCCACUUCCAGCUCGUUGGAGCUUCACUCUGUGAAAUCCAGUGACUCAGCUAAAUACACAUGCCAAGUGUCCAACGAUGCUGGGAAGGUGGACUGCACUGCAGCUCUCUUUGUCAAAGAAGCCCCAACAUUUACAAUGAAACUCGAGCCUUCACAGCUGCUGAAAACUGGACAGCCUCUGAAGCUGUCCUGCAAAGUGCAGGGCACUCCUGUUAUUACCAUCAAAUGGUUUAAAAAUGGCUCAGAAAUCUCUGCAGACCACAGACAUACGAUGUCCUUCGACAGUGCGAUAGCCACUCUGGACGUAGAGGCAUGCUCUGUAGAGGAUAGUGGAGAGUAUGUGUGCAUGGCGUCCAGCGAGGCCGGCAAAGACCAGUGCAGCAGCUCAGUGACAGUCAAAGAGCCUCCAGUGUUUGUGAGGUCUUUCGAAUCUGCUGAACUCCUGAAGGGAUCCGUCAUUAUCUUGGAAGGAACCGUUUCAGGUUCCUCUCCGUUUGAAAUAAGUUGCUUCCUCAAUGAUAAGCUGAUCAGAAAUGACAAAAAGCACACGAUCAGUGUUGAGAACGACACCGUCACUCUGCAGAUCUCUCACUGUGAGAGUGCAGAUGCUGGGACAUACCUGUGCACUGUAGCAAAUGAUGUUGGGGAGACGUCUUGUUCUUGCCAGAUUUCACUGAAAGAACCACCAUCAUUUGUUGAGAGACUAGCGGAUAUGUCCUGCAUGGUGGGCUCAGAGGUCUCUAUGAAGUGUUUGUUGUCCGGAUCACUGCCCAUGACUCUCUCCUGGAUAAAGGACGAUCAUGAGCUCACAGAAGAUGAGCAUGUUAAGAUGUCCUAUGAAACCCAAAGUGCCGUGUUGAAUUUAAAAAAUGCUCAAUUAUCACACGCCGGGAAAUAUGUGUGUCAGGCACAGAACAAAGCCGGGACUCAGCGAUGUGCUGCUGUGCUCGUAGUCACAGAGCCAGCAAGCAUUUCAGAACAUGCAAAGUCCAUCAGUGUAACCCAGGGCGACCCAGCAAGGCUCGAGUGCAGGUUCUCAGGUACCAAACCGCUCAAGUGCAGAUGGAUAAAGUCGGGAAAAGGUCUGAGCUCAGGCCAGAGAUACAGAAUCCAGAGCUCUGACAGCCGCUCUGUGCUCACCAUUACUGCUGCAGAGAAAAGCGACAGCGCUGAAUACACCUUCGAGGUUUCAAACAGUGCCGGUUGCGCUUCAUGUGACGCAACCGUCAUGGUCUUAGAUCAGAUUAUUAAACCGUCUUUCACGAGAAAACUGAAGGAGACAGAAGCUAUCAAAGGAUCCUUUGCUCAUCUGGAGUGUCUCGUCUCCGGCUCCCUGCCGAUGACGAUACAGUGGUCCAGAGAUGAGAAGGAGAUCCAGACUGAUGACAAACACAAGUGCACAUUUUUUGAAAAUGUUGCUUUCCUGGAAGUCAGCCGUCUGGACAGUAAAGACAGCGGCCGCUAUAUCUGCAGCGCUGAAAACAAAGCAGGAUCUGCCCAGUGCUCUGGGGUCCUGUUCGUUAAAGAACCACCGUGCAUUCUUGAAAAGCCUGAGUCCAUGAGUGUUUUGCCUGGAUCAAGGAUUAAGUUUAAUGUUCGUGUUUCUGGCACGCCGCCGCUGACCAUCAAAUGGUUUUCAAACAAGAAGGAGAUACGUUCCAGCGCCGACCGCAAUGUGGUCAAAGACAACACGUCGAGCUCCCUGGAGCUCUUCUCUAUCAAAACUUCUGACUCUGCUGACUAUGUCUGUGAGAUACAGAACGAUGUGGGCUCCACCUCCUGUCAGGCAACACUCUUUGUUAAAGAACCUCCCUUUUUCAUUGAGAAACCUGAAGGUGUGUCAGUAGUCAGAGUGGGAGACAAUCAGGUGUUCAAGUGCACAGUGGCUGGUACUCCAGAGAUCUCUGUGCGCUGGUUCAGAGGCGGAGCUGAGAUUCACCAAAGUGUCAAACACAAGCUGUCCUUUAUCAACUCUGUAGCCACCUUAGAGAUCUGUGAAGUUAGUGAAAACAACAGUGGAAAAUACUUCUGUGAAGCCUGCAACGCAGCAGGCACAGAGAGCUGCACUGUCGAGCUCGAAGUGAAAGAGCCUCCUCGGUUUGCUGAAGAGCUGACGGCUCUCGAUGUUGUUAAAGGCUCCACAGCAGCGUUUGCUAGCCGAGUGGCAGGAAGUGCUCCGUUUAAGGUCACAUGGUUCAGAGACAAAAAGCCAAUCAAAUCCAGCCACAAGUACAUUAUGGUUGAUGGCGAAAAUGUCAGCUUGAAAAUCCAGGAUGUAAAGGUGGAAGAUGUUGGUUGUUAUGAGUGCGUGGUAGCCAAUGAGGUUGGGACCUGUACCGGCUCUGCAGCUUUGUCUCUGAAAGUCCCACCGAUGUUUGUUAAGAAGAUAGAAAAUGUCUCCACUGUUCUGGGGAAAGUUGCGAUUUUCCGCUGCACCGUGGACGGUUCUCAGCCUCUCUGUGUGCAGUGGCAGAAAGAUGAGAACUGGAUCCCAGAGGAUCCAAAGAUUCAAAGAACUUUUGAGAACAAAGAAGCCACUCUGAGGAUUCCUGCCUGUGAGGCGGCUCACAGUGGGAGAUACACCUGCCAGGUGGUGAACGAGGCCGGGCAGGACAAAUGCUUUGCUGCGCUCAUUGUGCAAGAACCACCAACCAUCCAAGAGAAGCCACAGGUCGUCAAAGUGACUUGUGGAGAUCCAGUUAGUCUGGAGUGCAGGGUAGCUGGAAGUCCUCAUAUCAGGGUGAGGUGGAGCAAAGAGGGUACAGAGCUCCAGUCCAGCAGAAAACACUCUCUGUACUAUGAGAACAAUGUCAGCAGGCUUAACGUCCCGUCUUCUCAGCUGGACGACGGGGGCGAGUACCUGUUUGAAGCCACAAACUCUGUUGGCUCGACCAGCUGUACAGUCAUGCUGGUUGUUUUAGAGGAAGUUAUUCCCCCGACGUUCAUUAGGAAAUUGACAAACGUCCAAACACUGAUGGGUUCAGUGGUGAGGAUGGAGUGCAGAGUGGCCGGUUCGCUGCCGAUAUCAGUCGAAUGGACAAAAGGACGUGAAAAGAUAACCAAGAGCUCCAAAUAUGAACUUUUGCACACUGAGAACAGCGUCUCACUGGAGUUCAAGCUGAGUGAGAGCGCUGAUACAGGAGAGUAUUCCUGCAAAGUUUCCAACAAAGCAGGCAGCUGUGUGUGCAGUGGAGUCCUCACAGCUAAAGUGCCACCGAGAUUCGUGUCUGAGCCCGAGUCUCAGGCUGUCGCUCUGAAGUCUGAUGUGCUCUUCAAAAGUGUCUUUGAAGGAACGCCUCCCUUUAUUGUGAAAUGGUUCAAGGCUGACAGCGAGCUCAUCACAGGACCAUCAUGUACCAUACAGCUGGAGGAAUAUUCCUCCUCUGUCAAGCUCCACUCAGUCGGGGCGCUGCAGAGUGGAAUUUAUUCUUGCCAAGUCAGCAAUGAAGCCGGCGCUGUGAAAAGUGCGGGAGAGUUAUUGGUGAAAGAGCCCCCUCAGUUUGUCCUGAAACUCCCUCCCACUACCUUUGUGAAGCAGUGUGAGGGACACCGCUUUGAAUGCAAAGCCACCGCCUCACACUCCCUCAAUAUGUGCUGGUACAAAAAUGACCAAAAGAUAACUGACGGAGACAACUAUAAAGUAAUGUUUGUUGACUCGACUGCGUACCUGCAGCUGCACAGCACCAGGUUUGAGGAUAACGGCGUCUACACCUGUGAGGCUCAUAACGAUGCUGGCAGUGUGAGCUGCAGCACCGUGCUCACAGUCCAAGAGGCCCCAUCCUUUACUAAAACACCUAGUCCAGUGGAGGGCAUUAAAGGGAAAGAUGCCAGCCUGCACUGCGAAGUGUAUGGCACUCCACCUUUCCAGGUGAACUGGUACAAAGACAAAAGGCCACUGAAGGAGAGUAGGAAGUAUAAGAUGGUCAGUGAGGGCAGCUCUGCCACCCUUCACCUGAUGAAACUGGAGCAAGAUGACGCUGGCCUUUACGAGUGCAGAGUGUCAAACAAUGUAGGGAGCGGAAGCUGUCGCACCACCGUUAGCCUGAAGGAACAACCAGCGUUCAUCAAGAAACUGGUGGACCAGUCUGUGACCGUCGGUCAGCAGCUGACAAUGACGGCUACGGUCCGAGGCUCGGAGCCUUUGACCGUGUCCUGGGUUCAGGACAAGGACCACAUCCUCAGAGACGGGGACAACAGGAAGAUCACCUUUGAAAAUAACGUGGUCACUCUUGUCGUGCCAAAGGCCGACUCGACCACAGCUGGUAAAUACACCUGCCAGCUGAGGAACGACUCCGGAGUGGUGGAGUCCGUCUCCCAAGUCACUGUUCUAGAGCCCGCAGCAAUCGUGGAUAGCCCUGAGUCCCUGAACGUGAAGUCGGGAGAAAACGCAGCUCUUGAAGUUACAGUCUCUGGUUCACCAGAACUGAAAAUUAAAUGGUUUAAGGAUAACAAGGCACUCUCUGCUGGUGCCAAGUAUCAGACGUCCUUUACAAAGAAGGUGGCCACGCUGAAGAUUCGCUCCGCAGAUAAAGCAGACGCUGGAGAAUACAAGCUCGAGGUCACAAACCAUGUCGGUACAGCCUCUUGCAAAACUAAUCUCUCUGUCUCAGAUAAGUUGAUUCCCCCGAGCUUCAUCAGGAAGCUGAGAGACACCCACCUUGUUGUGGGUAAGCCCGGUGAGAUGGAGUGUAAGGUCACUGGCUCUGCUCCUUUAACAACAUCCUGGUUCCACAAUGGCCAGGAGAUCAAGAGUGGGCCGAACUAUGACAUUAGCUGCACUGAGAAUACCUGGAAACUGAGAGUCCCAACAAUCAAGAUGACAGAUUCUGGCAAAUACACAUGUAAAGCUGUGAACGCAGCAGGAGCCAGUGAGACGAGUGCUUCCAUGAACGUGACAGAACCUCCAUCUUUCUUGGAAACACCUGAAGAGAAGGAAACGUUGCCUGGCAAAAAUGUGUCUUUCUCAGCUAAAGUGAAAGGCAGCGCCCCCCUGAAGGUGAAAUGGUUCAGGGGAGCCAAAGAAAUGCAGCACGGACGGGGCUGCGAGAUCGUCCUGAAGAGCGACGUCGCCACUUUGGUGCUUCACAAAGUGGAGAAGUCCCACGCAGGAGAGUACACCUGCCAGGUCAUUAACGACGCAGGGAAGGAGAGCUGCCCUGUGAACCUGGUGGUCAAAGAGCCGGUCCACUUUGUGAAGAAGCUGAGGGACAUUUCCACCGAACAGGGGAAGUCUCUGAGGCUGGAGGUCACAUUCGCUGGGACCCCCACUGUAAACGUGGCCUGGAAGAAGGAUGGUAAACCCAUCUGGGCCUCUUAUCAGUACAAUGUGAUCACUACUGACACCUCCUGCAUCCUGGAGGUUCUUAACUCUGACAGGAUGGAGGCGGCUGGUAAAUACUCUUGUGAAGUAGACAACGGAGUGGGAAGUGACCGAUGUGAAGCUAAAGUGUCCAUUCUAGAACGACCAUACUUUGUUGAAAAGAUGGAGCCGGUGGAGCUAACAGUUGGGGAAUCGGUUACCCUGAAAUGCCGUAUUUCAGGAACUCCAGACAUCUCUGUCUCUUGGUUUAAAGCUGAUGGAAAGCUGCGCAAGUCCAACAAUUGCUCAAUGGACUUCACAAACGGCGUCGCCACUUUGAGACUAACCAACACGACCAAGUUCGAUCACGGCGAAUACGUCUGCAAGGCGGAGAACCGGGUCGGCUCGGCCUCUGCCAGCUGUAAAGUGAUGCUGACAGAACCUGUGCGCUUCGUCAAGAAGCUGGAAGACACUGCUUUCACAGUGGGUCAGCCACUGAAACUAGCCUGCACGUACACCGGCAGCCAGAGGGUCUACGUCACGUGGAAAAAGGACGGGAAGCUGAUCUGGGCCUCCUAUCAGUAUAAUGUUAGAACCACCGACUCUACCUGCAUCCUCGACGUCCUUAACAGCGACCGGCCUGAAGCAGCUGGAACGUACACUUGCGAAAUUUCCAACAGCUCUGGAACCGACGUGUGCCACGCUUGUGUCACUCUAGAACCGGCUCGCUUCGUUAAAAAGCUGGAAGACACUUAUUUCAGACUCCGCGAGCCUUUGACCCUCAAGUGCACCUACAUUGGAAGCCAGAAAAUCGACGUGACCUGGAAGAAGGAUGGCAAACUCAUCUGGGCGUCGUAUAAGUACAACGUAAAGACCACUAGUGACACCUGCGUCCUGGAGGUCCUCAACAGUGACCGAAUAGAGGCUGUUGGAAAGUACACAUGUGAAGUUUCUAAUUCUGGGGGAAGAGACAUCUGCCACGCUAUGCUCAUUGAUCUCUCAGAACCAGUUCGCUUUGUGAGAAAAUUGAGAAACACCUUCUAUAAAAUUGGCCGCCCUCUAACGCUGGAGUGCUCGUUCACCGGCAGCCAGAGGAUUUACGUCAGCUGGAUGAAGGACGGCAAACCCAUCUGGGCGUCAUACAAAUACAACGUUAAAACCACUGACUUCUCCAGCACCCUGGACGUCCUCAACAGUGACCGGCGGGAAGCUGUCGGGAAAUACUCUUGCGAGAUUUCCAACUCAGAGGGCACUGAUAUCUGCCAUGCAAUGGUUAAGAUAGAACCUGUGCGCUUUGUGACCAAGCUCAAGGAUAUGACCUUUAGGGUGGGCCAGCCUCUGAGGCUCCAGGUCACCUACACGGGCAGCCAGCACGUGUAUGUGAGCUGGACCAAAGACGGUAAACCCAUCUGGGCCUCCUACAAGUACAACGUGAAGACCACAGACAGCUCCUGUGUCUUAGAAGUUCUCAACAGUGACAGAGAAGAGGCUGCUGGGAAAUAUUCCUGUGAAAUCUCGAACGCUAGCAGCUCGGCUAUCUGUGAGGCUCAUGUCAGACUAGGUAACUAACCCGUACGGUUUGUCAAGAAACUGGAGGACGUCUCCCACGAGCUGGGUAAAGCUCUGCGGCUGGAGUGUACGUACGCCGGUAGCCAGAGGGUUAACGUGACUUGGAAGAAGGACGACAAGCUGAUCUGGGCUUCUUACCAGUACAACGUCAAAACCACCGACUCCUCCUGCGUCCUGGAGGUCCUCAACAACGACAGAGCCGCCUCAGCCGGAAAAUACACUUGCGAAAUUUCCAACGCUGCAGGAACCGACACCUGCCACGCUCAUGUUAAAAUAGGAACAGAGCGCAAAGUCCCUCCAAACUUCACCAAGAAGCCCUCCGAGUCCAUGAUGGAUUCUGUGGGUAAAAUGGUGAAGAUGGAGGGUCGGGUGUCCGGCUCCCAACCGCUGAAUGUCACCUGGUACAAGGACAACAAUGAAAUCUACAGUUCUGACAAAUACGACGUCAGUUUCAAGAACAACGUGGCCGUGCUGAGUGUCAGAGACUCCACCACCUCUGACGGCGGGGUUUACACCUGCACAGCAGCCAACGAUGCCGGCCAGACUUCAUGCAGAGUUUCUCUCACCAUCUCAGAAACCGGACAGGCUCCAAAGUUCGACACCCCUCUGGGGCCGGUGUCUGUGAGUGAGGGCGACAAGCUGAGCCUCAAAUGCCACGUGAUUGGCUCCCCUACUCUAAACAUCCAGUGGAUGAAGGACAGGAGAGAGCUGAAGUCCAGCGGGAACACGAAAAUCACAUUUGUUGGCGGGACGCCUUGUCUGGAGGUCAGCGCAGUGUCGAAGAGUGACGCGGGGGAUUACCUCUGCAAGGCCAGCAAUGCCACCGGCACUGACUUCUGCAAGUCCAGAGUCACUGUGACAGAUAAAGGAGUGAAGGCAGCCCCUGCCGAGGCCGCCCCCGCCCCCGCCGCAGCUGCUCCGGUCAAAAGACUCGACAACCUUUUCUUCAUCGAGGAACCCCAAAACGUUUCCGUCACAGAGAAGGGCACCGCCACCUUCAUUGCCAAAAUCGGAGGCGACCCGAUCCCCAGCGUGAAGUGGAUGAAGGGCAAGUGGAGGCAGAUGACCCCCGGUGGUCGUAUCUCCAUGGAGCACAAGGGCCAGGACGCCAAGAUGGAGAUCAAAGAGGUGACCAAAUCUGACUCGGGCGUCUACAGGUGCGUCGCCACCAACAAACACGGAGAGAUCGAGUGCAGCGCCGAGAUUGAGGUCACCAAGAAGGAGGUGAAAGAAGGAAUGGGAGACAUAAGGACGAUGCUGAGGAAGACUCCCUCAAAGCAGAAAAGUCCAAAGAAAGACGAAGACAUCGAUAUCGUGGACCUGCUCAGAGGUCACGACCCCAAAGAAUACGAGAGGAUCCUGACUGAGCACAACAUCCACGACUACCGCGCCAUCCUGCAGGCCGUCGAGUUCCUGAAGAAGGAGAAGGAGAUGCAGACCGGGAAAGUGGAGGUGGAGCACGGCGGCCGGGUUCAGGAGGAGGACAUGGCCCGACUCAUCGAGCAGCUGGAGGGACGCGUCGGCACUGAGCCUGUCUCCGUGACGGAGGACAUCAGCGACCAGACAGUGCCCGAGAGUCAGAGCGCCACCUUCGAGUGUCAGAUCCGGAUCAACUACCCGGAGAUCACGCUCACCUGGUACAAAGGCACGCAGAAACUGGACUCCAGCGACAAGUAUGACAUCAGCAGCGUGGGUGAGCGCCACUACCUGAGGAUCAAGAAGUGCCAGAGCAAAGACCAGGGCACCUACCGUGUGGUGUGCGGCCCUCACAUCUCCAACGCCAAGCUCACCGUCACAGACGUUAACUGUGUUAACCGUCUGCUUUUAGCCGAACAAAUUCAAUUCACUAAACGCAUCCGAAGCAUCGAGGUGAACGAGCGGCCCUGCGCCACCUUCGAGUGCGAGUUGUCCUUCGACCACGCCACCGUCACGUGGUACAAAGAUUCGUGGGAGCUCAGAGAGAGCGCCAAAUAUAACUUCAGCACAGACGGCAGGCGCCACUUUAUGACCAUCCGUAACGUGACGGCGGAGGACGAAGGCGUUUACUCUGUGAUUGCUCGUGUGGAGCCGAUGGGAGAAGCUCGCAGCACCGCGGAGCUCUACCUGUCGGGGAAAGUUACUGAAGUUGUGUUUGUGUCUGAACCUUCAGACGUCCCCGACUCGUCCGUUCACGUUCCAGAAGCAGCUUCUGUGUUUGUUCGAGAUUCGUCCGAAUUUUAUCACUACGAAGAAAGAACCGAAGUGAAAGCUUUCAAAAGUGUGAUGGUGGAAGAAGAGACGCUUUCUGUGCGCUACUCCUCUGUCACAGAAGAGAAAAAGCCAGUUGGAGAGAUAAUUGAGAGGACUCAUGUGGAGACGAGAGAAGUCGUCCCUGAAGAACCUUCAGUUUACACCAAACCAGAACCUGAACAAGAGAAAGUGAGCGUUCCCAGAAAGGUCCCUCCUGAGCCACAAAGGGUUCCCCCAGAGCCUAAAGUGGCGCCUCAGAAACCGGUGGCACCUGAGCCGAAAGAACCCAAAGUGAAGCUCGAACCCGAAGCACCGAAAGUUGAACCUGCAAAGAAAACCCCUGAAGCCCCUAAAGCAGCGAGAGUGCAAGAUGUUCCCAGACCAGAGGAACCUGCAGUGCGAUCGUCGGUGCCUCAGGUGACUCCACCUGAGGCCGAAGUGGUUCCAACUAAAGUGGUCUCAGAACCAAAGACAUCUGAAGCUCCAAGAAAGCCACAUCUGCUGGCUGGAAAACCGCAGCCAGAAGCACCGAGGUUUGUCCCUGAAACAAAACCAGAAGAACCCAAGAGGAUUCUGGAAGAAACCAAGAAGGCUGCUGAGGUGCCAAAGAAGGUUCCAGAAGAAUCAAGAGAAUAUCCGGAAGAACCAAAAAAGGUUGUGGAAGAAAGAAAGAGGGUUCCAGAGGCCCCGGUAAACGUUCCAGAAGAACCAAAGAAGAUUGUGGAAGAAAGAAAGAGGAUUCCUGAAGCUCCAAAGAAGGCACCUCCAGCACCCAAAAUGGUUGCUGAACCACAACUAGAGCCAAAGAAAACUCCAGAGGAACCAGUGUCCCGAGAUGUGGAAACACCAAAGCAAACUCUUCUGGCUAAAAAGCCUCAGCAACAAGUUCCAUUGAAGACUGAUCUUAAGCAAACAUCAGCAGUGCUUGAAGACAACAGAGCUGCGUCCCUACAGAAGGCUCGUGGAGAGAGGACUUCUCAGUCAGAAGAAGUCGGACGAGUCAGGACAUUUGAAAGGGAAGUGGAGGUCAGGGAAUCGAUUGUGAGAGAUGAAAGAUCUUUUAAAAGGGAGGUAAGACAACAUCUUGCAAAAGAAGAGGAAGAGGUUUCUUUAUGGUACCAUAGCGGUCACCUGGUUGGAGAUAGUGAGUCACUGGAGGACACUGAAACUUAUGAAGAAAAAGAACUUCCAGAGUACAAAACAGAAGACUGGAGAGAAGAAAUAUCUCUGAGGUCUUCCUAUCCACCUCUAAAGGAAGAUGAACUUGAAAUUACUCAGCCUUCAAAGAAAGACACAUCCCAAAAAGAGGUACUGGCCUUCAAGAAAACUCCUCAAGAAAAGAAACUUGUUGAUGCUGACAUUCCUUCAGCCUAUACUGAGCAGAAAGAAUCGCCCAAGCUGAAGAGUAAACUCACCAGAGUACCAAAAGAGAAGGAACCAGAACCAGAACCAGAGGUCAUUAAGCUGAAGAAGGUUCCAGUGAAACCUCCAGAGCCUGAGAAAGAAAUCAUAACUCAUAAAGCUGAAGUGAAGAGACGUCAAGAUUUAGAAUUAACUGUACAUGGACUUCAUGACAGAGAAGAUAAAGAGAUAAUAACACUGGGAAGAAUUGAGCGAAUCUUCACUGCAGAGGAGCACACUGCUCAGUUAGGAUACUUUGAGGAAGUUGAAAAGGUUGUAGUUGUACAGAAAGCAGAGGAAGAAGGAUGGACGAUAACCCAAAAACCACAGAAAGAGGAAGAACCUGAGGGGCCCAAGAUAGAGAAGAAAAAGAUAACUAAACUGCCAAAAACAGAGGAGGAGAAAGACUCCGUCAAACUGAAACCAUUUGAAAAAUCAGGGAAACCAGAAGAAGAACCACAGAAGAUCAAACUAAAAAAGGUGCCCACUAAGCCUAAAGAGCCUGAGAAGGAGGUGAUAACGCAGAGAGUCGAAGUUACGAGACAUUAUGAUACAGAACUGACCAUUCAGAAGCUUCACGAUAGAGAGGAUCGAGAGUUAAUGACACUUGGAAGAACUGAGCGAGUGUUCACUGCAGCUGAACAGGAGGAGGAGCAGGAAGUGGUAACACUGAAACCAUUUGAGAAACCUGAGAAACCCAAAGCAGCUGAACCUCCAAAAGCUCAGAAAGAAGGUGAGGCAAAGACAGAUACUGAACGCACACCAUUCAAGAGAGCUGAGACUCCACAGAGAGAUCGACCCUCUGCUGCUGUAAAACACAGAGAAGAUGAAGAUGUUCCACUGAGGAGUCGAGACGAAACUCCUGACGUCAGCAAAGACCAGAAAGAGAUCCCACACAGGGAAAAAGUUCAUCAGGUAACAAGACUUGAAAGAACUGAAGGAGUAUUCGCUGCAGAAGAGAAAACAAUUCAGUUUGAACCUGAAAAGGUUCCUAAAAAGAUGGAGUCUCCAAGGGAAGAAAUCACAAAGCCUUCUAAAGAACGUGUCCCAGCAAGAUCUAUACCAGCAAGUAGGGAAGUGUCCCCUCCAGUUCCUUCACCUGAGGAAAGGGUCUGUAUUCAAGAAGAAAUUACACCACCAAAAGAAACUGUUGUUCCUCCAAAAAAGAUUGCUCCAACACUUCCCAAAGCUAUUCUUGCUCCUGAAGAAACCCAGAAACCAAUCCCUACAGCAAAGGGAGCUACCACUAAAGUUCCACCACAGAAGAAACAUCUUCCUCCUGAAGAAGGAGAUCUUCCUUCCAAGAAACCUGCUUCCACCCCUGAGGUGGAUUCUUAUGAGGAAGCUAGAACAGCAGCAGUGAAACCUCCACCAACGAGAGAAGGUGACAAGAAAACGAAGAAGGGAACACAGGAGAUUGAACAACGAACUCUUCAGAAAGUUUCACCUCCAGAGGAGAAGAAACCCUCUGCUCCACAGCCGUCACCUCCUGCUCCUCCUGUAGCCAGAGCUGCUGCUCCUCCUGCAGUAUCUCCUCCAGAGGAGAAGAAACCCUCUGCAGCAGCACCAAAGCCUUCAGCUCCUGCUGUUCCUGCUGUUCCUGCUGCUCCUUCUGCUCCUACACAGAAAGUUGCUCCUCCUGCAGCUCAAGUUGAAGCAGUGAAGAAACCGUCUCCGGCUGAACCCUCUUCUGUCUCAGAGGAAUUCUAUCCUCCUGAAGUGACAUCACUUAAGCAAAAGGGUAAGAUCCCAGUUCAGGAGGCAAAAACCCCCGAAUCGCCCAAGCUGAAGAGUAAACUCACCAGAGUACCAAAAGAGAAGGAACCAGAACCAGAACCAGAGGUCAUUAAGCUGAAGAAGGUUCCAGUGAAACUUCCAGAGCCUGAGAAAGAAAUCAUAACUCAUAAAGCUGAAAUGACAAGACGUCAAGAUGUAGAACUAAUGGUUCACGGACUUCAUGACAGAGAAGACAAAGAGAUUAUAACACUGGGAAGAACUGAGCGAAUCUUCACUGCAGAGGAGCACACUGCUCAGUUAGGAUACUUUGAGGAAGUUGAAAAGGUUGUAGUUGUACAGAAAGCAGAGAAAGAAGGAUGGACGAGAACCCAGAAACCACAGAAAGAGGAAGAACCUGAGGGGCCCAAGAUUGAGAAGAAAAAAAUAACUAAACUACCAAAAACGGAGGAGGAGAAAGACUCCGUCAAACUGAAACCAUUUGAAAAAUCAGGGAAACCAGAAGAAGAACCACAGAAGAUCAAACUAAAAAAGGUGCCCACUAAGCCUAAAGAGCCUGAGAAGGAGGUGAUAACGCAGAGAGUCGAAGUUACGAGACAUUAUGAUACAGAACUGACAAUUCAGAAGCUUCACGAUAGAGAGGAUCGAGAGUUAAUGACACUUGGAAGAACAGAGCGAGUGUUCACUGCAGCUGAACAGAAAGAGGAGGAGCAGGAAGUGGUAACACUGAAACCAUUUGAGAAACCUGAGAAACCCAAAGCAGCUGAACCUCCAAAAGCUCAGAAAGAAGGUGAGGCAAAGACAGAUACUGAACGCACACCGUUCAAGAGAGCUGAGACUCCACAGAGAGAUCGACCCUCUGCUGCUGUAAAACACAGAGAAGAUGAAGAUGUUCCAUUGAGGAGUCUAGAGGAAACUCCUGACGUCAGUAAAGACCAGAAAGAGAUCCCACACAGGGAAAAGCUGGCCCAGGUACCCAAAGAUGAGGAACCUACAGCUGGCGACAAGCUGCGGGGAAAACCUAAAAUAAUUUCCACACCAGAGAAAGAGAAGGAGCAGGUCAUGUUGAAGCCUUUCACCAAAGUUUCCAAGCCUGAAGAAAAGGCAAAGAAACCAUCUGAGGCAGAGAAGACAAAGCCUGUGGACACAAAGGUACCCAGCCGAACUCCUAGAGAUGAAACUACUAAAGAGUUGAAGGAACAGCAGCUGAGGAAAGUUGAAAAGACUGCAACACCUAAAAAAGAGGACGAGAAACCUUCAAAGAAAGAGGAGCAAGCUGUUCCACCAGGAAAGAAAGAAGAAAUCCCACAAAAACAAGCUGACAUCUUGAAGAAAGGUGUUGAACUCAAAAAGACUCCUUCACCCAGAGUGGGCAAAGACAGGGUGGAAGAAGAAAAGCCCCUAAAACCGAUUGAACAACUUAAGAAAGUUGAGCUAAAAAAGACGACGUCACCAAAAGUUGAAAAGCCAAAAGCUAAAGAACUGGAGCAGGUUCCCAUCGAGAAGAAGCUGAGUGCUGGGAAAGUAAAACAGACUCCCAAAACAGUUUCACCACAAGACUCUGUCGAAGCAGUGACUCUCAAAAAGGUUCCAAAGAAGCCGUCACCCGAGGAGGUCCCAGAGCCAGAAAAGCCCGCCAGAGGCCGGAUCCCCCUGGUAAAGGAGGUCUCUCCUGGAGCCGUGCAGAUGCAGAAGGUGCCCACCCAGCCAGAAGAGGAGGUGUUCGCAGAAGAAGUUGAAGAAGCAGGAGGCGAGGAGGAAGAGGAGGCCUGGGGCUGGGAGCUGGUUCCCUCCGAUGACUGGGCAGGUGAAGGGGUUGACGGGGCGCUGGAGACUCCAGGCAUGCCCGGUGCCAAACGAGAUGGAAAACCCUCGGAAGAGGCAGCAAAGGGCCGAGGCAGAGGAUUUGGGGCGAGACAAACUCCAUCUCCUGGUGACGGUGGCAGGGGCCGUGGCCUGAGGCCCGGCGGGAAAGGCCCGUCACCACCGGAGGAACCCUUCGGAGGAUUCAAGCUCAAAGCCGUCCCCCUGAAGUUCGUCAAGAAGAUCCAGGACAUCGUGUUGCAGGAGGCCGAGUCUAUCGGCUCGUCUGCCGUGUUCGAGUGUGAGAUCUCUCCCUCCACCGCCAUCACCACAUGGAUGAAAGACGGCAGCAACCUGCGUGAAGGCCCCAAACACAAAUUCACAGCUGAUGGCAAAGAUCGCAAGUUGCACAUUAUUGAUGUGCAGCUUUCAGACACCGGUGAAUACACCUGUGUGGGCAAGAAUGCCGGCAAGGAAAUCACAUGCACAGCCAAGCUCGUCGUUGAAGAGCUUCCUGUGAAAUGGGUGAAAGAACUGGAGCCAGAGACAUCGUGCAUCAAGAGUCAGCCCAUGUAUCUGACCUGUGAGCUGAACAAAGAGAGAGAGGUCAUCUGGAAGCGUAAUGGCACCCGCCUGAAGAACAAGGCUGGGAAAGUGGCCAUUAACAUCAUUGGUCUGCAGCAUGCUGUGACCAUCCAGAACACCACUGACGAAGAUGGUGGCGCCUACACUUGUGAGGUGGAAGGACAGGAAGACGUCAAGACGACAACUAAUGUCAAAGUGAUUGAAAUCAUCAAAGACUGGCUGGUGAAGCCUCUGAGAGACCAGCAUGUGAAACCGAAGGCCAAGGCCACGUUCAAAUGUGAGCUGUUCAAGGACACUCCCAACUGGAAGUGGUUCAAAGGAGAGAAUGAGCUCGCUCCUUCUGACAAGGUGGAGAUCAACAAGGACGGACAGGAUAUGACGCUCACCAUCAACAACUGCCAGCCCGACGACGUAUCCGACUACACCAUCCAGGUGGAGGAUCGCAGAUACACGGCCAAACUCACGCUGGGAGAGCGCGAGGCCGAGAUCCUGAAGCCUCUCGCCAGCGUUGAGGUGGUCGAGAAGGAGGAAGCCAACUUUGACACUGAAAUAUCUGAGGAUGAUGUAGCCGGGGAAUGGAAACUGAGGGGCCAGGUGCUGCUGAGGUCUCCGACGUGCGACAUUAAAACUGAAGGCAGGAAACGUUUCCUGACGCUGAAGAACGUGCAGCUGGAUCAGGCCGGGGAAGUGUCCUACCAGGCGCUGAACGCCAACACCAGCGCCAUGCUCACCGUCAAAGAGAUCGAGAUGGGCUUUGUUGAGCCGCUGAAGGAUGUUUCUGUGCCUGAAAAGAAACAGGCUAAGUUUGAAUGCACCGUCACCAAGGAGGUGUCAAAGGUCAUGUGGUUCAGGGGGGCGGAGAUCGUCACCCCGAGCCCUAAAUAUGAAAUAAUUGAUGACGGAAAGAAACACAUGCUGAUCAUAAACAGCUGUGAGUUUGACGACGAGGCUCAGUUCACCAUCGAAGUGCUGGGUCAGAAAUCUUCUGCCCAGCUGGCGGUAGAAGGCAUGAGGCUGAAAUUUGUGACGCAGCUCAUGGACCAAACAGUGAAAGAAGGUAAAACAGCUCGGUUUGAGCUGGAACUGACGCACGACAACGUGCCCGUGGUUUGGUACCGAAAUGAAGUGAAGCUCCAUGUGAGCCGCACAGUGAUCACACAUGUGGAAGGAAAGAAACACACUCUAGAAAUGAGGACGUUGACUCUAGAUGAUACCUGCCAGAUAAAGGCAGAGGCCAAAGGAAUUUACUCCAUGGCAAAACUGACCGUCAUAGAGGGCGACGCUGUCUUUGUGGUGAAGCUGCAGGACUACACGGCCACAGAGAAAGACGAGGUGACUCUGGACUGUGAACUGAGCAAAGACGUGCCGGUCAUGUGGUACCGUGACGAGAAGGAAAUUAUCGCCUCUAAGAUGGUGGUGAUGAAGACAGAGGGCACGCGCAGGUCUCUGGUCCUGAAGAAAGUGGAGCAGAGCGAUAAGGGGAAAUAUGUAUGUGACUGUGGAACAGACAAAACCUCGGCCAACAUCAACAUCGAAGCUCGUGACAUCAAGGUGGUUCGGCCAAUUUAUGGCGUGGAGCUGUUUGAUGGAGAGACGGCUCGUUUCGAGGUGGAGAUCUCUGAGGAAGACGUCCACGGCCAGUGGAAACUGAACGGAGAAGUCCUGAGUCCUUCUUCUGAUGUUGACAUCAUCGAGGAGGGUGGCAAACACACACUUAUCCUGUACAACUGUAAGGUGUCCAUGACCGGCGAGGUGGCGUACGCCGCCGCCAAUGCCAAGUGUGCCGCUAACCUGAAGGUCAAAGAACUUCCUCUGAACUUCCUCACACCGCUGAGUGAUGUUCAGGUGUACGAGAAGGACGAGGCGAGGUUCGAGGUGGAGCUGUCCAGAGCCCCCAAGAGUUUCCGCUGGCUGAAGGGUUCUCAGGAGCUGCAGAGCGAUGACAAGUACGAGAUGAUGCAGGAAGGAAACAUGUUCCUUCUGCUGAUCCGGUCCGCCGCCUAUGACGACGAGGCCAAGUACAUGUUUGAAGCCGAGGACAAGAGGACGACCGGCAAACUCGUCAUCCAGGGUAUUCGCCUGGAGUUUGCCAAACCGAUUAAGGAUGUGACAGUGAAGGAACGCGAAACAGCAGAGUUCAGUGUAGAACUCUCUCACGAUAAGAUCUCGGUGGUCUGGUACAAAAACGACGUGCACCUCCAUCCCAGCAAGGUGGUGCACAUGACCGAUCACGGAAAGGUCCACACACUGGCCUUCAAGGAGGUUACCAUCGACGACACCUCUAUGAUCAAAGUGGAGGCCAUGGACAAGAGCAUGACUGCCAUGCUCACCGUGCUCGAGGGCGAUCUGUAUUUUACCACCAAGCUGCAGAACUACACGGCUGUGGAGAAGGACGAGGUGAAGCUGGUCUGUGAACUGAGCAAAUCCAUCGCUGACGUCAAAUGGUUCAAGGACGGGAAGGAGAUCACUCCCUCCAAAAACAUCGCCAUCAGCACGGACGGCAAGAAGCGCAUCCUGUUGGUCAGGAAGGCGGAGAAGGCCAACAUUGGAGAGUACACCUGUGACUGUGGCUCAGACAAGACUACAGCCAACCUCAACAUUGAAGAGCGCGACAUCAAGGUGAUCCGUCCGCUCUACAGCGUGGAGGUCACAGAGACAGAAACAGCCAAGUUUGAGACGGAAAUUUCAGAAGGAGACGUCCAUGGAAACUGGAAACUGAAGGGAGAAGCUCUGCACCAGAGUCCUGAUGUUGAGAUUAAGGAGGAAGGAACCAAACACAUGUUGAUCCUGUAUAACGUGCGUCUGGACAUGGCCGGGGGUGUCGACUUCUCCGCAGCCAACGCCAAAUCCAACGCUCAGCUCCGGGUCAAAGCUCGCUCUAUCGGGCUGCUGCGCCCGCUGACCGACGUGACGGUGACGGCCGGAGAGUCCGCCACCUUUGAGUGCGAGCUGUCGUACGAAGGCAUCGAGGUGUCCUGGUUCCUGGGGGGACAGAGGAUGGAGGCCAGCGACCGGGUGAAGACUCGUGUGGUGGGACGUGUCCACGCUCUGACCGUCAGAGACGUGAAGCUGUCGGAGGCCGGCGAGGUCAAACUCACCUCCAAAGACUUCCUGACGCAGGCUCAGCUCAUCGUCAGACAGCCGCCGGUGGAGUUCACAAAGCCUCUGGAGGACCAGGCAGUGGAGGAGGAGGCUACGGCCACGCUGGAGUGCGAGGUGUCCCGGGAGAAUGCAGAGGUGCGCUGGUUCAGAGAGGGACAGGAGCUGAGGAAGACCAAGAAGAACGACUUCGUCAUCGACGGAUGCAAGCGAGCGCUCAUCCUCCACGACUGCUCCCCGGACGACGCCAAGAUGUACACAUGUGACGCCGUGGAGUUCAAGACUUCCUGUUUCCUGGAGGUCAUACCUCCUCAUGUGGAGUUCACGAAGCCUCUGCAGGAUGUCGAGGUCAAAGAGAAAGAAUCUGCCAAGUUUGAAUGUGAAGUGUCCCGCGAGACAGCCAAGGUUCGCUGGUUUAAGGACGGCAGUGAGAUCAGGAAAGGAAAGAAGUACGAGAUCGUGGCGAAGGGCGUCCAGAGGAUCCUCAUCGUCCACAAGUCCGUGUUCGACGAUGAGGCCGAGUACGAGUGCGACGCCAGGACCUCCAAGUCCUCUGGCAUGCUCACCGUCAUCGAGGAGGCCGCCAGGUUCACCAAGAACCUGUCCAAUGUGGAGGGGACGGAAACAGACAGCGUGAAGAUGAUCUGCGAGGUGUCCAAAGCCAACGCAGAGGUCACGUGGUACCGUGGAGACGAGGAGCUGCCGGAGGGCGGUCGCUACGAGCAGAUCACAGACGGACGCAAGAGGAUCCUGAUCAUCCAGGACCUGAGGAUGGAGGACGCUGGCGAAUACAACUGCAGGCUGAGUCCCACCGUCAAGACGUCCGCCAUGCUCAAACUCAGCGAACUGGCUGCCGAGUUCAUCGCACGUCCUCAGAACCAGGAGGCGGUGGAGGGCGAGAAGGCCGAAUUCGCCUGCUCCGUCUCAAAGGAAACCUACGAGGUGAAAUGGUUCAGAGGAGACAAGGAGGUGGAAACCGGGGACAAGUAUACCAUCGUCAGUGAGGGAAAGAGAAGAGCUCUUAUUGUGAAAAGCUGCGAGCUUAAGGAUGAAGGAGGCUACGUUGCUCACAUCGGCAGCGUCAGAGCCUCCGCCGACCUGUAUGUGAUAGAGAAACUGAGGAUCAUCACGCCGAUUAAAGACACGGAGGUGAAAGAGGGAAGUGAGAUUGUGUUCAACUGUGAGACGAACACGGAGGGAGCGAAGGCCAAGUGGCUGAAGAACGAGGAGACAAUAUUUGAGAGCAGCAAGUACAUGAUGGCUCAGAGGGACAACGUCUUCUCCCUGAGGAUCAGAGAUGCCCAGAAGGCUGAUGAGGCCAGCUACACUGUCAUGCUGACCAAUCAGAGAGCAGAGCACGCAAAGAGCACCGCCAACGCCAAGGUGGCAGAGGAGAAGCUGAAGUUCUUGGAUCCCAUCGAGGAUGUGGAGACUCAGGAGAGGAAGACCAUCAGCUUCGUGUGUAAGGUGAACCGGCCCGAGGUGACGGUGAAGUGGAUGAAGGCCGGCCAGGAGGUGACGCUCAGCAAACGCAUCGUGUACAGAGCCGACGGCCUCAAACACACGCUGACCAUCAAGGACUGCCUGAUGGACGAUGAGGGCGAGUACACCGCUGUGGUCGGAGACGACAAGUGCGCAGCAGAGCUGAUCAUCAGCGAGGCGCCCACGGACUUCACGGCGCAGCUCAAAGACCAGACCAUCACUGAGUUUGAGGAUGCCGAGUUCACCUGCAAGCUGAGCAAAGAGAAGGCCGCGGUGAAGUGGUACAGGAACGGACGGGAGAUCAGAGAAGGACCCAGAUAUCACAUGGAUAAAGAAGGGAAGACGUGCAGACUGGUCAUCAAGGUGUGCAGACCGGAUGAUGAAUGUGAAUACGCCUGCGGGGUGGACGAGAGGAGGACCAGAGCCCGGCUCUUUGUUGAAGAGACUCCGGUGGAGAUUGUCAGACCUCCUCAGGAUGCGUUCGAACCACCGGGCUCCGACAUUGUGUUUGAGGUGGAGCUUAACAAGGACCGAGUGGAGGUGAAGUGGAUGAGGAACAACAUGAUCAUCGUUCAGGGAGACAAGUACCAGAUGAUCAGCGAGGGUAAAGUCCACAGACUGCAGGUCUGUGAGAUCAGACCUCGAGAUCAGGGAGAGUACAGGAUUGUGGCCAAAGACAAGGACGCCAGAGCCAAGCUGGAGCUGGCAGCUAUUCCAAAGAUCAAAACUACUGACCAGAAUCUGGUGACGGAUGCUGGUAAGCCCUUCGUCAUGAGCGUCCCGUACGAUGCCUACCCUCGUGCCGACGCUGAAUGGUUCUUCGGGGGCAGUGUUCUUCCCGUCCAGAACAUUGACACCUCCACCGACAGGACCGAAUUACGCCUGAAGAGCCCCAGCAAGGAGGACCAGGGCCGGUACAGGGUGGUGAUCAAGAACAAGCAUGGCGAGGGAGAGGCGUUCAUCAACCUGGACGUGAUCGACGUCCCCGGACCUGUCAAGAACCUGAGAGUGGCCGACACCGCCGAUGGUGAGGUCAGUUUGGCCUGGGAGGAGCCUGAGAGUGAUGGCGGAAGCAAGAUCAUCUCUUACGUGGUGGAGAGACGCGACGUGAAGCGUAAGACCUGGACGCUGGCUACAGACCGCGCCGAUACUCCGGAGUACUGUGUCAGCGGCCUCCAGAAGGACUCUUGGUACCUCUUCAGAGUCUGCGCCCGGAACAGAGUUGGCAGUGGACCCCUGGUGGCCACCGAGGACGCUGUUCAGGCCAAGAACAAGUUUGAUGUUCCCGAAGCUCCAGAGAAUGUUAACGUCGGUGUGGUGAAUAGGUACGGUGCCACCGUCCACUGGGAGCCUCCCAAGUCUGACGGCGGCUCUGAGAUCACCGCCUACGUGAUCGAGCUCCGUGACAGGACCUCCGUGAAGUGGGAGGCAGCCAUGGUGUGCGGCGCCAAUGACCGCUCCGCCACGCUGAACGACGUGGUAGAGAACAAGGAGUACAUCUUCAGAGUCAGAGCAGAGAACAAAGCCGGCAUCGGCAGGCCCAGCGCUGCCACCAAACCCGUCAAGAUCAUGGAUCCUAUUGAGAGACCGAGCCCGCCCCUGAACCUGAACUUCAGCGACCAGAUUAAGACGGCAGUCACGCUGACCUGGGAGACACCCAUCAGCAACGGUGGCAGCAUGAUCACUGGAUACAUCAUCCAGAAAUGUGACGAGGGCACCGACAAGUGGCUCCGCUGCAACGCCAGACUGUGUCCUGACUUGUCCUACCGGGUGUCUGGUCUGAAACCCGGUCAGAAGUACCUCUACAGAGUUUCUGCAGAGAAUGCUGCCGGGGUCUCCGAUCCAACUGAACAGCUUGGGCCACUGCUGGCUGACGACCCUCAUGUGGGUCCGACCUUCGACCUGAGCGGCUUCAGAAAUGGCCUGGAGGUGAUCGUCCCUCAGCCUCUCAUCAUCAGAGUCCCCAUCACAGGAUACCCGACGCCCACCCCCAAGUGGACCUUCGGAGAGAAGGAGCUGUCCACUGCUGACGAGCGUGUCUCCAUGGUGACGAAGCCCACGUUCACGGAGCUGACAGUCUCUCCGAGCGUCCGCCCGGACAAAGGCACCUACACCCUGCAGCUGGAGAACGACGUCGCAUCCAUCUCCGGAGAGAUCGACGUCAACGUCAUUGCAUGCCCCAGUGCACCGAAGGACUUCAAGGUGUCUGAGGUCACCCGACACCACGUCCACCUGAUGUGGGAAGCUCCAGAGCACGAUGGAGGAAGUCCAGUUACCCACUAUCAGAUCGAGAAGAGAGAAGUGUCUCGUAAGACCUGGGCCAAGGUGGCUACUGGCAUCAUGGACCUGGAGCACACAAUCACAGACGUGAUUGAAGGAAAGGAGUAUCUGUUCAGUGUCACCGCCUGCAACAAGUGUGGACCCGGAGAGCCGGCGUACAUUGACGAGCCCGUCAACGUCUCCUCUCCUGCCACUGUUCCCGAUCCUCCUGAGAACCUGAAGUGGCGUGAUAAGAGCGGCAAGACAAUCUUCUUGUCCUGGGAGCCUCCGAAGUACGACGGUGGUGAACCGAUCAAAGGAUACGUGGUGGACAAGUGUCAGCGUGGAACUGACAAGUGGGAGCCCUGCGGAGAACCAAUCCCCGAACUGAAGUUCCAGGUGACCGGCCUGAUCGAGGGCCAGUGGUACGCCUACAGAAUCAGAGCUUUCAACAAGCUGGGAGCCGGCAGACCGUGCAGGGCCACCGACGAGAUCCAGGCUGUGGAUGCCAGAGAGCCUCCAGAGAUCCAGCUGGAUGUUAAGCUGUUGGCUGGUCUGACAACCAGGGCCGGCACCAAGAUCGAGCUUCCAGCCGACGUCAAAGGAAAGCCCGAUCCCCGGGUGAAGUGGACCAAGGCCGACCUGGUCCUGCGGGGCGAUGACCGCAUUACCAUCGACACCCAGCCGGGACACUCCAAGCUGUCCAUUGGCAACACCACCAGAGGAGACACCGCCACCUACAUCAUUGAGGCUGUCAAUGCCUGCGGACGUGCCACUGCAACCGUUGAUGUCAACAUUCUUGAUAAACCGGGCCCUCCGGCUGCCUUCGACAUCUCUGAGAUCACUAAUGAGUCCUGCUUCCUGGCGUGGAACCCUCCCAGGGACGAUGGCGGCUCACCCAUCACCAACUACAUCGUGGAGAGUCGGCUGACGGACAAAGAGGAGUGGGUGAAGCUGUCGGCCACGGUGAAAUACACCACUUUCAAGGCCUGCAAGCUCACAGCUCUGAAGGAGUACGUCUUCAGGAUCAGCGCUGAGAACCAGUACGGUAUCGGCGAACCUGCAGAGCAUGUGCCGAUCAUUGCAAAGUAUUCCUUCGAUCCUCCUGGUCCUCCAACCAGAGUCACUCCCUCCGACAUUGCAAAGGACGCCGUGACUCUGACCUGGGUCGAGCCCGAUGAGGACGGUGGCAGUCCGAUCACCGGAUACUGGAUCGAGAAGUUCGAUCCAGAGAGCGACAAGUGGAUCAGAUGCAACAAGCUCCCCAUCAAGGAUUCAACCUUCAGGGUGAAGGGACUUCCCACCAAGAAGAAGUACCGCUUCCGUGUUCUGGCUGAGAAUCUGGCUGGACCUGGAAAACCGAGUGCAGAGACCGAUCCCGUCCUCAUCAAAGAUCCCAUUGAUCCUCCAUGGGCUCCUGGUAGACCUGUCAUCAGGGACGUUGGCAAGACCACCGCCCUGCUGGCAUGGACCAGGCCAGAGCACGAUGGUGGGGCAAAAAUCGAAGGCUACAUCAUUGAGUUCCAGAAGACCGGCAGCGAGGAAUGGAUCCGCAUCGCAGAGGACGUUCCUCAGACCGAGCACCAGCUGCAGGGCCUUAUGGAGAAGCAGGAGUAUUCGUUCAGGGUCAAGGCCGUCAACAAGGCCGGCGAGAGUGAACCCAGCGAGCCAAGUGAACCCGUGGUCUGCAAGGAAAGACUUUAUGCUCCAUCUGCUCCUCAGUGGCUGGAGGUGGCCAACAUCACAAAGAUAAACGCCGAUCUGAAGUGGCAGGCUCCCAGCAGCGACGGAGGCUCACCCAUCACCAACUAUGUGGUGGAGAAGAGGGACGUGAGGCGUAAAGCCUGGCAGGCCGUUGACACCACCGUCAAAGAGCUCAAGUACACGGUCACUCCUCUGAACGAGGGCUCGCUGUACGUGUUCCGUGUCGCUGCUGAGAACGCCGUGGGAAUGAGUGAGUUCUGCGAGCUGGAGGACGCUGUGCUCGCCAAAGACACUUUCACAACUCCUGGACCUCCUUACGCCCUGACGGUCAUGGAGGUUACCAAGAGACACGUGGAGCUGAAAUGGGAACCUCCCAAGAGCAACGGUGGAAGACCGAUAACCAAGUACGUGAUUGAGAAGAAAGAGAAGGUUGGAACUCGCUGGCUGAAGUGCUGCAAGACUCCAGACAGACAGUCUCAGUUCAAGGUGACGGAAGUGGAUGAAGGAUCUGAGGUGCAGUUCCAGGUCAGAGCCGAAAACGAGGCCGGAGUUGGAGAUCCAAGUGAACCCACUGAGAUUCUCACCAUCGAGGAUGCAACCAGUACUCCAUCGCCUCCUUUGGAAGUGGCGGUCCCCGACGCCAGCAGGGAGCACAUCAAUGUCACCUGGAAGCAUCCCACCAAAGAUGGCGGCAGCCCCAUCACUGGCUAUCACGUGGAGGUGGCUGAGGCCCGCCCUGAGCUGAAGUGGCUCAGGGUCAACACCAGACCCGUCAAGGAGCUCAAGUUCAGGAUUGAGGAUGGAAUAAAACCAGAGAAGAAGUACGUCAUCAGGAUCCGUGCCAUCAAUGCUAUUGGUGUCAGUGAUCCCUCUGAGAUCUCAGACAAGGUCUUCACCAAGGAUCCAGACUGCGCUCCGACCAUGGAUUUGGAGGCGCAGGACGUGGUGGUGGUUGAAGGUGAGAAGCUGCACCUGAAAAUCCCCUACAGAGCAAUCCCGACACCCAAGAUGGUUUGGAAGAAGGACACAGUGGAGUGUAAGGCAGACGACCGGCUCUCCAUGACAGUGGAGAUGAACAGCGCUCACCUGGAGCUGCUGAAGUGCACACGUGCCGAUGCCGGCGCCUAUGCCAUCACCCUGGAGAACAGUCUGGGAACCGCCACCGGAACCGUCAAUGUCAAAGUCAUCGGACUCCCUGGUAAGUGUAAAGACAUCACCUCCAGCGACGUCACCAAGAACUCCUGCAAGAUCAGCUGGGAAGCCCCAGAGGACGACGGCGGCACCCCCAUUGUCAGCUACACCCUGGAGCGCCGCGAGGCCUCCAAGAAGACCUACAUGCCCGCCAUGUCAGGAGAGAACGUGCUGACCUGCACCGUCAAAGACCUCUACCUCAACUGCGAGUACUACUUCAGAGUGAAGGCUGUCAACAAGGUCGGAGCUGGAGAAUAUCUGGAGCUGCGCAACCCGGUCAUCACUGAGGAAGUCAAACAGAAACCCGACCCACCCAUCCAGGUGGAAGCUCAGGACCCCACAUGCAAGUCCAUUACGGUCACCUGGAAGGCUCCGGACUACGACGGCGGCUGUCCGAUCCAGGGUUACAUCGUGGAGAAGAUGGAGAAGGAUGGCGACCGAUACGAGAAGGUCACCCCGAGCCUGGUCCCUGGUCUGUCCUUCGUGGUGACAGGCCUGACGGAGGAGACAGAGUACCAGUUCAGGGUCCGAGCUGAGAACGCCGCGGGAGUCAGCGAGCCGUCCCGCAGCACGCAGCUCAUGAAGGCUGCCGACCCCGUUGAAAAACCAAAGGUCACCCUCCAUGCCCGUGUGCAGUCCGGUCUGUGCAUUAAGAAGGGCGAGGAGAUCCGAAUCGACGCCUACAUCUCAGGCUCCCCGUAUCCCAAAGUCACCUGGCUGAGGAACAACGAGGAUGUCACCAAAGAGCCGAGCAAGAAGCUUGUCCCCAUCGUCAGGAAGAAAAAGACCAAGGCCAAGGUUCCUGAACCAGAGGAGGAGUUUGUGACUCCGCUGCGUGAGCGUCUGGGUCUGGACCAGACCAAGAGGGGUCAGUCUGCGCUGAUGAUCCGUGAAGCCGUCAGAGUCGACCACGGCGACUUCAUCAUCAAGGUGGAGAACACUCACGGCGUCGCCACCGCCUGCUGCUUUGUCAACGUCCUCGACAAGCCUGGUGCUCCAAUGAACUUCACCUUCGAUGAGGUCAGGGACACCUCGGUCAUCUGUAACUGGGAGCCUCCCGAGGAUGAUGGAGGCAGCGAGAUCCUCAACUACAUCCUAGAGAAGAAGGACAACAAGAACGAUGAGAUUGGCUGGAUCACCGUCACCUCCACACUGAAGGGCACCAGCUGCCCCGUCACCAAACUCAUCGAAGGGAAGGAGUACAUCUUCAGAGUCACCGCCGAGAACAAGUACGGCUGUGGACCGCCGUGUAUCUCUGAGCCGCAGGUCGCCAAGAACCUGUUCGAUCCUCCCGAUGCUCCCAACACCCCCAGAGUCCACGAGGUGACGGCGAGCAGCGCCCACAUCUCCUGGCACGAGCCGAAAGAUAACGGCAGCCCGAUCCUGGGCUACUGGAUCGAGAGGAAGGAGGUGAACAGCAAAUACUGGACCAGAGUAAACCGCUCCCUCCUCAACUCUCUGGAGGUGAAGGUCACCGGCCUGAUGGAGGGACUCAUCUACAUCUUCAGAGUGUGUGCCGAGAACCUGGCCGGGCCCGGGCCCUUCAGCGAGCCCACGGACCGCAUUGUCGCCAUGGAUGCCAUCAUGCCUCCCGGCCCCCCCACUCCAUGGAUCGUGGACACUGGGAAGAACUCUGUCAUCGUGGCCUGGAAGCCCCCUCUGUACAACGGAGGAGGAGAAAUCCUGGGUUACCACCUUGAGAAGAAUCUGGAGGGAGAGAAGGAAUGGACUCGCUGCACAGAGUUCAGGUGUAAAGAGCUGACGUACACUGUGACCGGUCUGACUGAAGGAGCAGAUUACUACAUCCGUGUCAUUGCCAUGAACGACGCCGGCGCUGGACUUCCCGGUGUGACUGAACCUGUAACCGUUAAAGAGCCUCAAGAACCUCCCGCUGUGGACUUCGACGCCUCUGUGAGGAACGGUGUGUUGAUCCGGGCUGGCGAGCUGCUGAGGCUUCCCGCCGUGGUGACCGGCCGACCCCAGCCCGAAGUCAAGUGGGCCAAAGACGAAGCAGACAUAGACAAAGAGCGUAUGGUCGUGGAGACAGAAGGCAAAAAUACUGUUCUGGUUAUCAAGAAGGCUGUGAGGGCGGAUCACGGAAAGUACCAGGUCUCAGGCACCAACAGUGGCGGGACCAAGACCGCCGACACCAGAGUGGAUGUUAUGGAUGUCCCUGGACCGGUGCUGGACCUGAAGACAGUGGUGGUGACCAAGAAGAACAUCACCCUCACUUGGUCUGACCCCUUGGACAAUGGAGGAAGUGACAUCAUAGGCUAUGAGAUCCUGAGGAAGGACGCUAAGAUGAAACUCUUCCGCCAGCCUCUCGAGACAGCCUCCUGUAAGUGCGACGUCCAGGGCCUGCUGGCCGGCGAGGAGUACGACUUCAGGGUUGUCGCCAGGAACAAGUACGGUGAAGGAGCUCCAUCUGACCUGGGACCCAUCCUGGCUGAGGAUCCCAAAGGUACUCCAUCUGCACCAGAGAAGCUGCACUACACCAACAGAAGCAAGAGCACCAUCACUCUGGCCUGGCAGCCACCUCGCACUGAUGGUGGCAGCCCCAUCAUGGGCUACUACGUGGAGAAGAUGAGGUCAGAUAGCACGGAGUAUGACGUGGCAAAUCGCAAGAUGUUCACCGAGUGCUGCGGGACCAUCGAGAACCUGUCAGAGCACCAAGACUAUCAAUUCCGUGUCUUUGCUGUGAAUGAGGUCGGGAACGGAGAGCCUUCCAAGCCCAUCGAUGCCACGAUCCAAGACGAUGAGAUUGCUCCAGUUAUUACCAUCCUGAAGUACUUCAAGAGCAACUCCAUCAAUGUGAAGAAAGGUGCAGCCAUCGACAUCCCAGCGGAGGUGAAGGGACUUCCUCUGCCCACCUUCCAGUGGCUGAAGGACAACGUGGCCAUCGAGACGCCCGACGGAGAAAAGAUGACGAUGGAGACCGAAGAGGUGAACCUCACGACUGUGAACACAAAGAUCGCCAUCCCAGCAACCGUCAGGCAGGACAAGGGCAAUUACAGGCUGGUGGCCGAGAACUGCUACGGCAAAGCUGAGCAGCUCAUCCGAGUCCAGGUCCUUGACCGCCCUCUUCCUCCGAGGAACAUUGUGAUCUCUGACAUCAAGGCGGAGUCGUGCUACCUGACCUGGGACGCACCUGAAGACAACGGAGGCAGCGAGAUCACCAACUACAUCGUUGAGCGCAGAGACGCCAGCAAGAAGAAGUCCGACUAUGAGGUCAUGACCAUCCACCUCAUCGACAGGAGAUACGCGGUCUACAAACUGAACCUGAAUGGUGUUUACCAGUUCAGGAUCAAAGCUGAGAACAAGUACGGCGUUAGCGAUGGCUGUGAAUCAGAAAAAGUCGAGCUCAGGGAUCCGUUUGGUCUCCCCGGACCUCCGCGUAAUCCCAAAAUCAUCGCUGCUACAGCGACCACCAUGACGCUGACGUGGGAUCCUCCUCUUGACAACGGCGGCUCCACCAUCCAGGGAUACUGGCUGGAGAAGAGGGAGCGUGGCGCCGUGUACUGGGGUCGUGUCAACCGCGCCCCGGUCACCAAACCUUCAGUGAAGGGCCUGCAGUACACCGUGCUCAAGCUCAUCGAAGGCUCAGAGUACCAGUUCAGGAUCGCAGCCUGCAACGCUGCAGGAAUCGGCCCGCACUGCGAGUCCAGCGAGUGCCGCUUCGCCAGGGAUCCCUGCAACCCUCCCAGUCCUCCUGCUUCCCCUGAGGUUAAAGACAAGACCAAGAGCAGCAUCACGCUCUCCUGGAGCCCACCGGACAGAGACGGCGGCAGCCCCAUCAAGGGUUAUAUCAUCGAGAUCCAUGAGGAGGGCACUCCUGAUUGGAGGAGGGUGAACCCUGCCGAUAAGCUCCACCCAUCCACUGAAAUCACCGUCCCCAACCUGAAGGAGGGCAAGAAGUGCAAGUUCAGGAUCUACGCUGUGAACAUCGCUGGAAACUCAGAGCCUGCCAAGACGGCCGACAUCCUGGUUCAGGACAUCCUGAUCGAGCCAACGGUGACUCUGGACGUGAGCGCUCAGGACCUGCUGAACUGCAGGGCGGGAACGCCCAUCAGGAUCCCCGCCACCAUCACCGGACGACCCGUUCCCAAAGUCACCUGGACGUUUGACGGAACUGCGGAGACGGAGAAGAAGAACGAGCUGCACACGCUGCCCAUCGACUCCGAGAUCCACUCCACAGACACAACGUCGCUGGUCGUGAUCCCGGAGAGCAAAAUGAACCACGCCGGCCGCUACAUCCUGAACGUGGAGAGCCCAGCCGGACACAAGGUGGUCAAAGUGAGGGUCAAUGUGCUCGACCUGCCCGGACCUCCUAGAGACCUGAAGGUCAGUGACGUGACGAGGGGAACCUGCAGACUCACCUGGAAGCCUCCAGAGAGCGAUGGAGGAGAGAGAGUGAAGAGCUACUUUAUCGAGAAGAAGUCAGUGGACGGCAAAGCCUGGACAAAGGUGAACCCAGCCUGUGCUGCUCAGUCUCUGGUGGUUCCAGACCUGAUCAACGGUCAAGAGUACCUGUUCCGCAUCAAGGCUGAGAACCGCUUCGGGUUCGGCCCUUACGCCCAGACCCCUGAGGGAACCAGAGCCACAGAUCCGAUCCAUCCUCCCGAUCCUCCGACGAGGUUGAAGAUCCAGAGCGUGAGGAAGACCACCGUGAAUCUGACCUGGAAGGCUCCAAAGAACGACGGCGGCUCACCGGUCACCCACUACAGCAUUGACCUCCUCUGCUGGGAUGCCAGCGGCCAGAAGGAAGCCUGGAGGAGGUGUAACAGGAGAGACGUGGAGACCACACACUUCGAGGUGGAGGACCUGAUCAACGGAGAAGAGUAUGAGUUCAGAGUGAUGGCGAAUAACGUGGCCGGAGCCAGCCGUCCCUCUUCCACAGUCGGGCCGAUCGUGGUCCAGGACCAGUCCUGCGCUCCAUCCAUUGAGCUGAAUGAGUUCAUGGAGGCGGAACAGGGCUCCGACAUCCGCAUUGUGGCCAAGAUCCGCGGCUGCCCCUUCCCCACGCUCACCUGGUACAAGGCUCCCCCCCACAAGUCCGACAACAAGGUGGAGGUCCAGUACGACGAGCACAUCAACAAGAUCGUGUCGGACGACAGCUGCACGCUGCUUAUCGAGCAGGGCAAACGCCCUGACACCGGUCUGUACACGCUAGUGGCCUCCAACAGCCUCGGCAAGGCGUCCAAGGAGAUGAGGCUCAACGUGCUCGGCAUCCCCGGUCCUCCAUCGGCUCCCAUUAAGUUCGAGGAGAUCGGAGCCGAGAAGAUCACUCUGUCCUGGCUGCCACCGAAGGACGACGGUGGCUCCAAAGUCACGAACUACGUCAUCUGGAGGCGCCAUGCCAGCAGGAAGUCCUGGGUGAUCGUCACCAACGAGCCCAAAGAGCGGAUCUGGACAGUGGAGAACCUGAUGCCGGGACACGAGUAUGUGUUCCGCAUCAUGGCCCAAAACAAGUACGGAGUCGGAGCACCGCUGGACAGCGAGCCCGAGCUUGCCAGAGAUCUCUUCAACGUCCCCGGUCAGUGUGAGAAGCCCACAGUCAGUGGCAUAACGAUGGACUCCAUGACCGUGAGCUGGGAGGAGCCCGAAGACGACGGUGGCACCCCGAUCACAGGCUACUGGCUGGAGCGGAAAGAGACAACUGGCAAACGCUGGACCCGCGUCACCCGUGAUCCCAUCCGCCCCAUGGGCAUGGGCGAGUCAUUCGUGGUGAGCGGACUCAUUGAGGGCUCCCAGUACAUGUUCAGAGUAUCUGCUAUCAACGCUGCAGGACCUGGACUGGUCAGCCCCCCAACAGACCCCAUCUUUGCCAGAGAUCCCAUCUCCCCACCCUCUCCUCCCACCCCCAAGGUUAUUGAUUGGACGAGGUCCACGGUCGACCUGCAGUGGAUCCCUCCUCUUAAGGAUGGAGGCUCCAAGAUCAUCGGUUACUGGGUGGAGUACCAAGAGGAGGGCACCGAGCCCUGGGUCAAGGCCAAGGAGACCGAAAUCCGCGGCACGCGGUUAGUGAUCACCGGUCUGAAGACUGGCGGCAAAUACAAGUUCAGAGUGAUUGCAUUCAAUGCUGCCGGUAAUGGCGAGCCAGGAGAAGUCCCAGAGGUGCUCGAGGUCAAUGACAGAAGCAUUGCUCCUGAGGUCGACCUGGAUGCCUCCGUGAAGGAGAAGAUGGUUGUCCACGCCGGCGGCGUUAUCCGUAUUAUUGCCUACGUGUCGGGCCAACCUACCCCAGAGAUCACCUGGAGCAGAGACGGAGCCGCACUGCCUCCUGAGGCUAAAGUGGAGACGACAGCCAUCAGCUCGUCUCUGGUCAUCAAACCCUGCAUCAGGAGGCACCGCGGUGUCUACACACUGACCGCCAAGAACGCUGGAGGAGAGAAGACCAAGAACAUCACUGUGGAAGUUCUUGAUGUCCCCGGGCCCGUCGGCAUCCCCUUCACCGCAGAAAACCUGACCACUGACUCCUGCAAGCUCAACUGGUUCUUCCCAGAGAACGAUGGCGGCUCUCCCAUCAGUCACUACGUCAUCGAGAAGCGUGAGGCUGAGCGUAAGGCCUGGACCUCGCUGUCUUUCACUGCCAGCAGACAAAACGCUAUUGCUCACGACCUCACCAUCGGAAAGUCCUACUUCUUCAGAGUGGCUGCUGAGAACGCCAUUGGUGUUGGACCCUUCACACAGACCGCAGCCGAGCUCGUCGUCAAGGAACCGAUGAGCGUUCCCGACCGACCCGAGGAGCUCGAGGUCACCAAGGUCACCAAGGAUCUGAUCAGCGUCACCUGGAAGGCGCCAAAGUUUGACGGUGGGUCAGAGAUCACCAUGUACAUCCUGGAGACGCGUAUGAUUGGCAAAGACAAGUUCACCAGAGUGACAAAGGAGAAGCUGAUGGAGAGGAAGUACACCUACGACGGCCUGAGAGAGGGAGACACCUACGAGUUCAGGGUCAUCGCCGUCAACGAGGUUGGACCCAGCAAGCCGUCCUUCUCCACCAAACCAAUCACCUGCAAGGAUGAACUGGAGCCACCGACCAUCGAACUGGACUUCCGUGAUAAGAUCAUCUUCCGUGUGGGUGAGAGCUGCCUGCUGCAGGGCCGCUACACCGGCAAACCCUCUCCAUCCAUCAUGUGGUACAGAGACGACGAGGAGCUGAAGGCUGACCAGCACAUCAUGUUCAAGAACACGCUGACCACAAUGUCGCUCGGCCUGAUGAAGGCAAAGCGCGAGCACAGUGGCAGAUACGUGGUGGUGGUGGAGAACAGUACCGGGUCCAGGAAGGGUGUCUCCAAUGUCACAGUUGUCGACCGUCCGACUCCUCCUGUUGGCCCUGUGGUGUUUGAGGAGGUGCACAGGGAGUACAUGGUUGUCUCCUGGAAACCCCCUCUGGACAGCGGCGGUGUUCCUGUAUCCAACUACAUCAUCGAGAAGAGAGACACCAACAGAGAUGUCUGGACCACCGUGACUUCAGCCACCACCAAGACCGUAUGCAAGAUCCCCAAGCUCACAGAGGGCAGGGAGUACAUCAUUAGGAUCUCUGCUGAGAACACGUAUGGCAUCAGUGACCCUCUGGAGUCAGAGGAGAUGAGAGCCAAAGACAUCUUCAGAGUCCCAGAAGCUCCUGAGAUGCCAACGGUCAGGGAGGUGUACGGCACCAACGCACUGGUGCUCUGGAAUCGUCCUCGUGAUGGCGGAAAGCCAAUCACUAACUAUAUCCUCGAGAAGAAGGAGCCUGCAGCCAAGAGGUGGUCCAGAGCCACCAGAGACCCCCUGUACCCAGCCACUCAGUUCCGGGUCCAGGACCUUGUGGAGGGUUGCGAGUAUGAAUUCAGGGUGAUGGCUGAGAACGAGCUUGGAACAGGAGACCCCAGUGAACCCUCCAAACCCAUCCUCGCCAAAGAUCCCAUCGUGCGUCCCAGUCCUCCAGUGACCCCUGAGGCCUACGAUAAGACCAAGGACUCUGUCAGCCUGAAGUGGAAGCUACCCCGCCACGAUGGAAAGGGCAGGAUCUUCGGCUACCUUGUCGAGUAUCAGAAGCCUGGUGCUGUGGAGUGGAAUCAGGCCAAUGAGACCCCAGAACAGUGCCCCGACCUUCACUAUGUAGUGACGGGCCUGCUCGAUGGACAAGAGUACAACUUCAGGAUCUUCACAGUCAACGCUGCCGGCAAAUCUGACCCUGCCUAUGUGAAACAGACCAUCAAAGUCCAUGAGAGACUGGAGGCACCAGAGCUGCUGCUGGAUGCAAAUAUGGCACGUGACCACCUGGCCAUGCUGGGCACCGACAUCACGCUGAGUGCUACCUUUAAGGGUGUCCCGACACCCACCGUCAGCUGGAAGAAGAACGACGGUGACAUGCCUUCUCACAACACAGUCGCCAUCACCACCAGCAACAGCAAAGUCUUCAUCCCCAAGAGCGUCCGGACUGACUCCGGCGACUACACCAUCACUGUGGAGAACUCUGUUGGGAAGAAAUCAGCAACUGUCACCGUGCUUGUGCUAAACAAGCCUUCUCCACCGAGAGACCUGACGAUCUCAGAGGUGACGAGCGAGUCCGCCUACCUCCAGUGGAAGGUUCCCGAGGAUAACGGCGGCGCUGUCAUCUCCCACUACAUCGUGGAGAAGAAGGACGUGGCGUCCGAGCAGUGGGUGCCUGUCUCUGCCUCCAAUAAAAAGCUGAGCCUGAUGGCCAUGUACCUGAUGGAGGGAAUCCAGUACCUGUUCAGAGUGGCUGCUGAAAACCAGUUUGGCAGGAGUGCCUAUGUGAUGACCAAGACACCCAUCAAGGCUGUCGAUCCUCUCUAUCCACCUGGCCCACCUAAAAACCUUCACCACACUGAUGCAGACAAGACAGAGGUGUGGUUGGCGUGGGAGUGGCCCGACCGCGACGGCGGAAGUGAAGUCACUGGCUUCAUUGUGGAGCACCAGGAAGAGGGCCAGACUGACUGGGUUACCUUCAAGACCGUCAGCAACAACCACGCCCAUGUCACCGGUCUGUUGGAGGGCAAGACUUACCGCUUCAGGGUCAAGGCUCAGAAUAACAUCGGUGUGAGCAGUCCUGACACCACCGUCCCUGUCACCUGCCAGGAGAAGACACUGCCUCCAACUAUUGAAGUUGAUGUGAAGCUCAUUGAGGGUCUUGUUGUCAAAGCUGGCAAUGCUAUUGCCCUUCCAGCCAAGAUGACAGGAAUCCCCAUUCCCACUCCCAAAUGGAUGAGUGACGGCAAGGAGAUUGCAUCUGAGGGCCGCUAUCACAUUGAGACUGCUGGAACCUCCUCUGUCCUCAGCAUCCCUGAGAGUCAGAGAGGAGACACCGGAGAGUACAUCCUUACUGUGGCCAAUCCUGCAGGCAGCAAGACUGUUGCCCUGCAUGUCACAGUGCUGGAUCUUCCAGGUCCACCUAUUGGACCCAUCAAUAUCUUGGAGGUCACCCCUGAUCACAUGAUGGUCCAAUGGAGAGCGCCCAAGGAUGACGGUGGCACACCCAUCACCAACUACGUGGUGGAAAAGAAGGAUGUGAAGAAGUCAUGGGAGCCCUGGUCUGUCGUGAGCUCGAGCGGCACCAGCACCAAAGCCAAGGUGUCCAGACUGGAGAAGGGCCGUGAGUACAUUGUCCGUGUCCGUGCGGAGAACAAGAUUGGCAUUGGUGCAGCGCUUGAGAGUCCUCCUACUAUUGCCAAGCACAUGUUCAACCCUCCCGGUCCACCAGGCCCACCAGAGUGCUCUGAUAUCACUGAGAAUGCCGUGACAGUGGAAUGGGCCCUGCCCGACUACGAUGGAGGCACCCCCAUCAGUGGAUAUGUGGUUGAACGCAGAGAGAUGACCGGAAAGUGGAUCCGUGUCAACAAAACUCCUGUGCUGGACCUCAGAUACAGAGUCUCGGGCCUGUUUGAAGGCAAUUCAUAUGAGUUCAGAGUGUUUGCUGAGAAUGUUGCUGGUAUCAGCGGACCCUCUCUCUCAUCUUACCCCAUCAAGGCCACUCGGGCCAUCACCAAACCCGGACCCCCUGCUAAUCUUAAACUGAAAGACUGGAGCAAGGCCUAUGCUGACAUCUGCUGGACCAAGCCUACAAGAGAUGGAGGCAGUCCUAUUCUUGGCUAUGUGAUUGAGAUUCAAAAGUCCGGAAAUACACAGUGGGACAGAAUCAACAAGGACCUCAUCAAGAUGUGUGCCUUCAGAGUACCAGGCCUCAUUGAAGGAAUGGAGUACAGGAUUCGCGUCAGAGCCACCAACAAGGUUGGAGACAGUGAGCCCAGGGAGCUGGCUGACAAGGUCUUAGCAAAGGACAUCCUGGUGCCCCCUGAGGUCGUUGUUGACAUGUCCUGUCGUGACUCUCUGACGGUCAGGGCGGGCCAGAUCGUAAGUUUGAUCACCAGGGUGAAGGGCAGGCCGGACCCAGAGAUCACAUGGACCAAGGACGCCAGAGUUUUAUCCCGGGAAAAGCGCAUUGAGAUGAACAACAACUAUCCUCUGUGUGAACUGGUCAUCAGUGAGGCAGUCAGGUCAGACUACGGUAAAUACGCCAUUACUGCCAAGAACAGUAGUGGACAGGCACAGGCCACCAUUAUCCUCAAUGUCCUGGACACACCAGGUGCUUGCCAGAACCUGAAAGUGGCCUACGUGACCAAGAAAUCCUGCAUGGUGUCCUGGGAAAACCCUGAAGACAAUGGAGGCACUGAGAUCACUCAGUACAUUAUUGAGAGCCGUCAGCCUAGCCAGAGAGGAUGGACUGUAGUCUCGAAUGACUGCACCAAACGCCUGAUAAAGGCCCCUCUUACUGAAGGCUGUGAGUACUUCUUCCGUGUUAGCGCAGAGAACAAGAUUGGUGCCGGUCCGCCUACUGAGUCCAAGUCACCCGUGCUUGCAGUUGAUCCCGUUGAGAAGCCUGGUGAACCAAUUGACUUCCACAUCUCUGAGAUUGGCAAGACCUUCUGCUUCCUCAAGUGGAAGAAGCCAGACUAUGACGGUGGUAGCCGUAACCUGGGUUAUCAUGUCGAGAAGAAGCCAAAGGAAGCUGAGGAUUGGGAGAGGCUUCACAAGGGUGCUAUCAAGGAGACUUACUUCAUGGCUGACAGAUGCAUCGAAAACCAGAUCUACCAGUUUAGAGUACAGACUAAGAAUGAGGGAGGUGAGAGCAACUGGGUGACCACAGGAGAAGUCCUGGUAAAGGAAGAACUUGCACAGCCUGAAAUCAAGAUUAAACUGGAUGGAACACUUGUGGUCAAGGCUGGAGACUCCAUUCCUAUCGAGGCAACAGUGAAGGGCAAACCUGUGCCUGAUGUCAAAUGGACCAAAGAUGAGAGGACAGACGAGAUAAAGAAGGGCCUGAGGAUUCAGUUUGAGACUGGUGCUGACUUCUCAAAGAUUCUGGUUACUGGUGCAAGGCGCACUGACAGUGGUAAAUAUGUUGUUACUGCCUCUAACAGUGCAGGAACCACCUCUGCUCAUGCCACGGUAAAUGUUCUGGACAGACCUGGCCCCAUCAGAGAUCUCAAGGUGUCUGGUAUAACCAUCGACAGGUGCCAUUUGGCCUGGGAAAUCCCAGAGGAUAAUGGUGGCUGUGAUAUCUACAACUACAUCAUUGAAAAAUGUGAGACCAAGAGAGGAGUCUGGUCAGUUCACUCCAAUGCUGUUAUCACCAAUAAAGCUAACGUCACCCGUCUCAUUGAGGGCAAUGAAUAUAUCUUUAGAGUGCGUGCUGAGAAUAAGAUGGGUCCUGGCCCCGCAGUGGAGAGUGAAGCCAUUGUCGCCGGCACCCAGUUCAAUGUACCCGAUGCUCCCGAGGCACCAGAGGUCACCAAGAUUGCCAAGGAGGAGAUGGCUGUGAUGUGGUCAGAGCCUGAGAGAGACGGAGGAAAGUCAAUCAUAGGUUAUCUGUUGGAGAAGAGGGAAGAGCAUGCUGUCAGGUGGUCUCCUGUCAACAAGGAUCCAAUUCCUACAACUCAUUUCACAGUCACCGGACUCCUGCCCCUCCACGACUACCAGUACAGAGUCAAGGCCGUCAAUGAAAUUGGCAUUGGCAACCCGAGCAAGCCUUCACGUGCCAUCACUGCCAAGGACGCAGUGGAGCCUCCUGCACCUCCUACCAACCUGAAGGUCACGGACAGCACCAAGUCCACCGUCACCUUGGGCUGGACCAAGCCUGUAUCAGACGGUGGAGCUCCCCUUAUUGGCUACGUUGUGGAGAUGAGGGUGCAUGGAAGUGCCAAGAAAGGAGAUGAUGGUUGGAAGAGGUGCAAUGUGGCGGCUCAGCUGGUCGUGUGCGAGUUCACAGUCACAAGUCUGGAUGAACAGCUUUUGUAUGAAUUCAGAGUGUCUGCUCAGAAUCAGGUGGGCAUGAGCUUGCCCUGUGACUUGGAGGGUCCCGUUAUCCCCAAAGAGAUUCUAGAGACCCCAGAGAUUGACCUUGACGCCAACCUGAAACAGGGCCUGACAGUGAGAGCUGGCUGUCCCAUCAGACUGUGUGCCACCAUCAGAGGUAGACCACAUCCCAAGGUCACUUGGAGGAGGAUGGGCAUUGACAACGUUGUUAGAAAGGGAAAAGUCGACAUCAUUGACACCAUGACCUUCUUGGUCAUCCCUGACAGCACCCGCAGCGACUCUGGCAAAUACUGCCUGACGCUAAAGAGUGCUGCCGGAGAGAAAGCUGUGUUUGUUAACGUUAAGGUUCUGGACACUCCGGGACCUGUGCUGAAUAUGGAAGUUACCGACAUAAAGCAGACAUCAGCCAUGCUGUCUUGGACUCCUCCAGAGCUUGACGGUGGCAGUGAGGUCACUCACUACAUUGUUGAGAAGCGCGAGAUUGACCGCAAGACGUGGUCGACUGUCAAGGCCGAAGUUGCACAAGAUAAGAUUCCCUUCAAAGUCAGCGGUCUGAUGUCAGGCUCAGAGUAUUACUUCAGAGUCACAGCAGUCAACGAAUAUGGUUCUGGAGUUCCCAGGGUGUCACCCACUUCUUACCUAGCCUCUGAUCCUGUCAGCAAACCUGAUCCAUGUGAGAAGAUCGAGGUUCUUGAGAUCACUAAGAACAGUGCCACAGUCGGCUGGGUGAAGCCUGCAAGGGACGGUGGAGCCAAGAUUGAUGGUUAUGUCAUUGAAUACAUAGAGGAGGAUGAGGAAGCAGAACCUGUAAAGGAAGUGUGGAAUGCAUAUACUACAGUAAAAGGUUUGUCAAUCAGCAUUAGCGGCAUGAAGGAGGGCAAGUUGUACAAGUUCAGAGUGGCUGCGAAGAACAUCAUGGGCCAGAGCUCAUUCACCGAGACCAGGCAACCAGUCGAGAUCAAGGAACAGAUGAUGGAGCCAAAGAUCAUCAUGCCAGAGACAGCGAGCGCCAGAGCUGGAGCCAAGCUCAGAGUAGAGGCGCUGGUGUCCGGAAAACCCUCCCCAGCUUGCAAGUGGAUGCGUGGUGAGAAUGCAGUGGUUCCGUCCAGCCGUCUGGCCGUGCACCAGUCCGGCAACAUGUGCGUCCUGAUUAUCAAAGACGUGUCGAGAAAUGACAGUGGCGAGUACAGCCUGGUGGCUGAGAACAGCUCUGCAAAGGUGGUGGAGACCAUGAAGAUUGUCAUUAGAGACAUCCCCGGUCCACCUGAGGGUCCUGUGACGAUCAGUGACAUCGACUCUGACGCCUGCUCCCUGUCCUGGAACAAACCGCUUGAGGAUGGAGGCAGCAAUAUUACCAACUAUGUUGUGGAGAAAUGCGAUCUGACCAGAGGUGACUGGGUGACAGCUGUAUCCUCUAGUCCGAAGACCAGUUGCAGGCUUGGGAAGCUCAUCCCUGGAAAGGAGUAUGCAUUCCGUAUCCGUGCUGAGAACCGCUUUGGGGUGUCAGACCCCAUUCAGUCAGACAGGAUGGUUGCAAAGUUCCCCUUCGAUGUUCCUAGUGAGCCCCUCAACUGUCGCAUCAACAAGACCAACAAGGACUGUAUGUUUGUGGCCUGGGAUUUACCGGAGAGCGACGGCGGCAGUCCCAUCACAGGAUACUACAUCGAGCGUAAGGAGAGGAACAGCCUGCUUUGGGUGAAGGCCAAUGACACAGUCGUACGCACCACUGAGUACCCAUGUGCCAGCCUCAUCGAGGGUCUGGAAUAUACUUUCAGAGUGUCCGCCAUCAACCGUGCUGGCCAAGGCAAACCAAGCAAAAAGACUGACUUUGUAACAGCUAGAACGCCCAUUGAUACUCCAGGUAAACCUGAGAUCCUGGACGUCACCAAGAAUUCUGUUACUCUGGUUUGGACCCGUCCCAAGAACGAUGGUGGCAGCAAGAUCAUUGGCUACUAUGUUGAGGCCAUGCGAGUGCCAGGAGACACCUGGAUAAGAUGCAACACCAGCAGCCAGAAUGUCCCGAGGGAGGAGUAUACAGUGACUGGUCUGGAGAGAGACCUGCAGUACCAGUUCAGAGUCAUUGCCAAGACUGCUGUCAACAUUAGCAAACCCUCCGAGCCCACAGACCCUGUCCUGGUCUGUGCUGAGAAUGUUCCUCCGAGGGUGGAGUUAAACGCCAAGAUGCAGAAGGGUAUCAAAGUAAAGGCCGGAAACACAAUCGUCCUGGAGGCUGAGGUGUUCGGUAAGCCUAUGCCCAAAGUGACGUGGAAGAGAGGCGAUGACACUUUGAAAUCAGGUGAAGGUCAGAUCAUCACCCACAUGAGGCAUAACUUCCAGCUGGAGCUGACAGGAGUCUCCAAGGAGCACAGUGGAACCUACACCAUACUGGCUGAGAAUGCUAGCGGCUCGAAGACUGGCGAAAUCCAGGUCGUCGUCCUGGAUGCGCCCGGCCCUCCUGCCAAUAGCAAGUACAUUGAGGUAUUUGCCACCAACAUCAAGAUGUCCUGGGAGCCUCCUCUGAAGGACGGUGGCGCUGCCAUCACCAACUACAUUGUGGACAAGCGUGAGACCAGCAGAGCCAACUGGGCCCAGGUCUCCACCAAGAUCAAGGGCGAUGUCCUCGAGUUCAACGUGGAGAAGCUAAUCGAAGGUCACGAGUACCAGUUCCGAAUCCGUGCUGAGAACACGUGGGGAGUCGGAGACCCACAUCUUACACACCCAGUCAUUGCCAAGAACCCGUUCACUGUCCCUGGCCCCUGUGAGGCCCCAGUGAUCACCAAUCCAACUAAGGACAGUAUGACUGUGAGCUGGAAGGAGCCUGCUGAUGAUGGAAAGUCCCCCAUCCUGGGCUACAUGCUGGAAAAGAAAGACACCAAGGACAUAGACUGGACCAAGCUUAACAGAAAGCCCAUGACCGAGAGGAGCCUGGACGUUACCGGCCUCACAGAGGGAGCUGAGUACGAGUUCAGAGUCAGUGCCGUCAACACUGCAGGUGUUGGCAAACCGAGCGAACCCUCCACUGGCACCAUCGCACAGAAUCCCCUCACUGCACCCGGCCCAGUCAUGAACCCCAGUGUGACAGACACGACCACCAGCACCAUCUGCCUCAGCUGGUCCCCCCCUGCUAACAACGGCGGAAGCCCCGUCAUUGGAUACUUGGUGGAGUGCAAGAGGACCGAAACCAAGGACUGGGUCCGCUGCAACGUCCCCAGGAACCUGCAGGAGACCAACUUCGUCAUCCAGAACCUUAUACACAAGGCAGAGUACCAGUGCCGCAUCACUGCUGUCAACAAGAUCGGCUUCAGCGAGCCAGUGGAAGUACCUGGCCUGCACGUUGUCAAAGACAUCAUUAUUCCUCCAGAGGCAGAGCUGAGUGCCCAGCUGAAGGAGGGCCUGGAGCUGCGUGCUGGCACCACCAUGAGGCUGUAUGCCACUAUCAAAGGCAAGCCCACUCCCAAGGCAACCUGGGCAAAGAUGAACACCAACAUCAAAGACCGCCAGGGCAUUAUCAUAAAAUCUACCCCAACUGACGCCCUGGUGUUGGUGGAGAAUGUAAACAGAUAUGAUGCUGGCAAAUACAUUCUGAACCUGGAGGGCCAGGCUGGCGUAAAGAUGUACACCGUUGUUGUCAAGGUUCUUGACACCCCUGGACCACCGGUCAACCUGGUAGUUAAGGAGUCAAACAAAGAAAGUGCCUCCAUCUACUGGGACGCUCCUCUGAUCAACGGUGGCUCUGAAAUCACCCACUACGUUGUGGAGAAGCGUGACACUGAGAGGAAGGCCUGGUCCAUCAUCUCAAACAACUGCGACAAGACAGCUUUCCAGGUGCCAGACCUGGACGCAGGACGGUCCUACUGCUUCAGAGUAUCAGCAGUCAACCAGCUCGGUGCUGGAGAGACUUGUGAGACAGCCGACUCGGUCAGAGCGUCUGAGGAGCCUGGCCCCGUCAUGGACUUCAAGACUCUGUUGGUUACCAAGGACUCUUGUACUCUAAGCUGGAAGAAACCCCUUACCGACGGUGGCAGCCGCAUCGUCUGUUAUGUGCUUGAGGUUCUCAAUGGUGAGGACAAGUACAAGGAGCUAAUGAGGUCCAAGAACAUGCAGUAUAGUGCCAAGGACCUGGUGGAGGGCAGAGAGUACACCUACAGAGUCAAGGCUGUAAACGAUUCAGGAGAGAGUGCUGCCAAGGAGCUGAAGGUGGUCGCCAAGGACCUGAUCAUCCUUCCCAGCUGUGACUUAAGGGACCUGCCCAACAUGUGCUACAUUGCCAAGGAGGGCAGCAUCGUUCGCCUGAAGAUCCCGAUCAUUGGCAAACCUACGCCCAAGGUCUCCUGGAAGAAGGGAGAUGACGUAGACCUGACGGACACCGGCCGAGUAUGUGCAGAGUCUUCUUCAGUCAACACCACCCUCCUGAUCAUGGACUGCCAGAGAAGCGAUGCUUCCAAGUACACCAUCACCCUGAGGAACAGCGCUGGAAGCAAGGAGUCCACCAUUUUCAUCAGGGUGGUGGGUAAACCUGGCAUCCCUAUCGGACCUGUUAAGUUCAAAGAUGUUACUGCUGAUGGUGCUACACUGAAGUGGGCUGCUCCUAAGGAUGACGGCGGCUCAGAGAUCACAAACUACAUCCUGGAAAAGAGGGACUUCAUCACCAACAUGUGGGUGACUGUUUCCUCUAAUGUGGAGGAAAACACUCUGAGGGUGACAGGUCUCCAUGAAGGCACAGAGUACAUCUUCAGAGUGUCUGCUGAGAACAAGUAUGGCGUUGGAGAGGGACUGAAGUCUGACCCUCUCGUGGCUCAGCAUCCAUUCAAUGUUCCUGACGCUCCUCCUCCACCUCAGAUAAUGAGCAUGCGCCAUAACUCUGCUUACCUGGCCUGGUCUGACCCCAGGAAGACUGGAGGAUCUCCCAUCACAGGCUACCAUGCUGAGUUCAAGGAGAGGAACAGUAUGUUGUGGAAGAGGGCAAGUCAGGUUGCCUUGAGGAUGAAGGAACACAAGGUAACUGGGCUCACUGAAGGUCUGGAGUACGAGUUCAGAGUGAUGGCAAUCAACCUCGCUGGCAUUGGCAGACCAAGUGCACCCACAGAUCCACAGGUGGCCCUGAAUCCCAUCGAUACCCCGGGGAAACCUGAUGUGAUCAGCAUCACCAGAAGCACCGUGACCCUGCAGUGGACUGAGCCUCAGUUCGACGGUGGCCACAGACUGACUGGCUACAUCGUUGAGAGGCGGGACCUGCCUUCAAAGAUCUGGGUGAAGGCUAACAACGUGAACGUUGUGGAGCCUGCAUUCACUGUAACCGAUUUGCAGGAGGGCUGCAAAUAUGAGUUCAGAAUCAGGGCUAAGAACGCCGCCGGAGCUAUCAGCCCGCCCUCUGAGCAGACAGAUACUAUUAUCUGCGCAGAUGAAUAUGCUGCCCCUACCAUUAUUAUCGAGUCUCAGGUGAAGGAGGGUCUGACUGUCCGAGCCGGCGAUACUAUUGUCGUCACUGCCACGAGCAUUUUAGGCAAACCUGCACCAACCUCCUGCUGGUCGAAAGGAGGAAAGUACUUUAAACCCUCUGAUCUUGUUCAUAUCGAGACCACUGCAACUUCCUCCACUCUGUCCAUCAAGUACGCCGGCAGGAAGGACUCCGGGGAGUACAUCAUCACUGCCAGCAAUCCGUUUGGUGUGAAGGAAGAAACUGUGAAGGUCACAGUUCUGGAUGUUCCUGGUGCUCCCGGACCCAUUGAAUGCAGUGGCAUCUCCUCUGAAAGAGUCACUCUUACCUGGACAGCUCCUCACGAGGACGGAGGGUCUCCUAUCAAGUAUUACACCCUGGAGAAGAGAGAGACCAGCCGCCUGCUCUGGACUAUCCUCGAAGAGAAGGUCAUCGACUGUCACUAUGUAGCCACCAAGCUCAUCCAGGGCAACGAGUACUUCUUCAGAGUCUCUGCUGUGAACCAGUAUGGUGCCAGUGAGCCAUCUCAUUCUGAGGCAGUCAAGAUGGUUGAUAGAUUCGGUCCUCCUGGUCCACCAUCUAGACCAGAGGUUGAGAAAGUUGAUGGACAUUCAGCCACAGUGACCUGGAGGAGACCAGCUGAGGAUGGAGGAAGUGACAUUAUCGGCUACUGUGUUGAGAAGAAGGAGAAAAAGGGAAUGAGAUGGGUCAGGGCAUCUAAGAAAUCCAUUGCAGAGCUCAGCUAUGAAGUCACCGGCCUCACUGAAGGAAUAGAGUAUGAGUUCCGUGUUCUUGCUGAGAACAAAGCUGGUGUUGGAGAGCCCAGUGAACCAUCUAUGCCUGUCAGAACAAUCGUUGUUGCCUAUGUGCCCGGACCUCCGAUCAAUCCAAGAGUCACAGACACAACCAACACUGCUGCCACUCUGAACUGGGGAAAACCUCUUGAUAAUGGUGGACUUGAAGUCACUGGAUAUGUGAUUGAACACAAGAAGGAAGGAACAGAAGAAUGGGUUAAGGAUACCCCAUCAUCUCUGCUUAGGAUCACAGAGUUUGUUGUUCCCGAUCUGGAAACUGGUGCAAAAUACCACUUCAGAAUUAGCGCUGUGAAUGCUAAGGGAGCAGGUGAACCUGCAGAAACGAAGGAUCUGAUUGAGAUUGUGGAGCGGCCGACCGAACCUGAAUUUGAGCUGGAUCUGGAGUUGAGAAGAACCCUUGUUGUCAGGGCUGGCUGCUCCGUUCGCCUCUUUGUGCCAAUCAAGGGACGUCCUACGCCUACUGUGACCUGGACGAAGGAGGGUGGUCCUGUUCCACGUGCAGUCAUUGACAGCACUGAGUCAUUUACAAUGUUGAUCAUCCCUGAGAGUUCAAGGAUCGAUGCAGGUAAAUAUGAGCUUACUCUUGAAAAUGGAUCUGGAAAGAAGACUGCGGAUAUUCAUGUUAGAGUUCUGGAUUCACCUGGACCUCCACUAAACCUAAAACCAGUGAAAAUUGACAAGGAAAGCAUUACUCUUCAAUGGGAGAUGCCUCUUAUUGAUGGUGGAGCCAAGAUUACAAACUACAUCAUCGAGAAGAGAGAAUCUACUCGCAAGGCUUUUGCCACUGCUAUCACAAAAUGCCCGACCACAUCAGUCAGGAUUGCUGACCUAGGUGAAGGCUGUGAGUACUACUUCAGAGUAUCUGCGGAGAAUGAGUAUGGCAUUGGUGAGGCAGUUGAAACUGGUGAUCCAAUUCGUGCUUCACAGGCACCAACUCCUCCAGAGAGUAUUAUUCCUACUGAUAUUACUAAGACCUCUGUGAGCCUGGCUUGGACAAAACCCAAGCAUGAUGGCGGAAGCAGAAUUUCAGGAUAUGUCCUUGAGGCCCAGAAGAAGGGAACCGAUCAGUGGGCACAUGUAACAACCAUCAAGAACAUGGACUUCACAGUGAAGAAUCUCAAUGAGACUGAGGAGUACAUUUUCCGUGUGAUGGCUGUCAACCAGUCAGGUAGAAGUGCUCCACGUGAGAGCAAACCCAUUGUUGUCAGGGAUUCUACUUCUCUUCCUGAGUUCGACCUCCGCGGUGUAUGUCAGAAGACUAUUAUCGCCAAGGCUGGAGAUGAUAUCAAGGUUGAAAUUCCAGUUAUGGGACGUCCCAGACCUACUAUCAGCUGGCAAAAGGAUGGCGCAGCCCUAAAGGUCACGCAGAAAAUCAACGUGGAAACUACUGCUGCUACUGCUAUCCUCAGCAUCAGUGAAUGCACCAGAGCUGACAGCGGCACAUACACCAUGACAGGAAAGAACAUCGUUGGUUCUGUUACAGAUAAUAUCAUCGUCAAAGUGCACGAUGUACCCGGGCCACCCAAGGGACCGGUUAGUAUUGUGGAGAUAACUCGUACCUAUUGCGUCUUUGCAUGGGGCACUCCUGAGAAUGACGGGGGCGUUCCAAUCAACAAUUACGUGGUUGAGAUUAGAGACACCACUUCCCAGACAUGGACAGAGCUGUCUUCCACUGUCAUCCGUACCAUGUUCAAAGCCAUCCGCUUAAAUACUGGAUCAGAGUACCAGUUCAGAGUGAAAGCCAAGAACAGGUAUGGUGUUGGACCUCCCAUCACUUCAGAGUCAGUGGUGGCUGCCUAUCCAUUCAAAGUCCCCGGACCUCCCGGUACUCCUGGUGUUGUUGCGUUCACUAAGGACUCAAUCACAAUUGGCUGGAAUGAGCCUGUGGUAGACGGUGGAAAUGAAGUCAUUGGUUAUCAUGUUGAGAGGAAAGAAAGAAGCAGCAUCAUGUGGACUAAGAUUAGCAAGAGUCUUGUGAAAGGAAACAUGUUUAAAACCACUGGGCUUGAAGAUGGAAUCGCCUAUGAGUUCCGUGUCAUGGCUGAAAACAUGGCUGGAAUCGGUAAGCCCAGCAAGGCCUCAGAACCAAUACUGGCCUUGGACCCUGUAGACCCACCAGGCCAGCCAGUGCCAAUAUUUGUCAACAAGAAUGUCAUCACCAUUCAGUGGGAAAAGCCAGAGUACGACGGUGGUUUCAAACUCACUGGCUAUACAGUGGAGAAGAGAGAGCUUCCUGCUGGCCGCUGGAUGAGAGCCAACUUCACCAACAUCACUGAGACCACAUUCACUGUCAGCGGACUGACUCAAGACGCCUCUUAUGAGUUCCGUGUUAUGGCCAGAAACUCAGCAGGAGCUGUGAGUGUGCCCUCUGAGCCCUCAGACCCAAUCAUUUGCAAAGAUGAUAUCGUUGAGCCACGCAUUAUGGUUGAUGCCAUCUUUAAGGAUGUUGUUCUACUGAAAGCAGGAGAGUCCUUCAAGCUUGAUGCUGACAUUGCUGGUCAACCAACCCCAUCUAUGGUUUGGACCAAGAAUGGAAAGGAGGUUGAGAACACAAUGAAACUGGAAGUACGGUUCACAGAACUGGAGACCACUCUGACCAACAAGGACUCUGUCAGAGCAGAUGGAGGAGAAUUUGUUUUGACUGCCACUAAUGCCGGUGGAUUCGCGAAGCAUAUCUUUAAUGUGAAAGUACUUGAUAGACCUGGACCCCCAGUUGGACCUCUUGAAGUGUCCGAAGUCACAGCUGAAAACUGUAUUCUCACCUGGGCUCCACCUGCAGAUGAUGGAGGUGCCAAGAUUGAAGGAUACACGAUUGAGAAGCGCGAGUCAAGCAGGCUAGUUUGGACCAAUGUGGUUUCAGACUUGCAAGUUACACAGCACAAGGUAACCAAGCUGCUCGAAGGAAAUGAAUACAUUUUCAGAGUCAUGGCAGUCAACAAAUAUGGAGUUGGCGAGUCUCUUGAUUCAGAGCCCACUAUUGCAGACAACCCAUAUGUGGUUCCAGAUGCUCCAGGAACUCCUGAGGUGACAGCUAUCACUAAAGAUUCAAUGUUUGUUAUGUGGCAAGCACCUAAGAGCGACGGUGGAACUCCCAUCUCCCAUUACAAUGUAGAAAGGAAAGACAGAGUCGGCCUCCGCUGGGUCAAAUGCAACAAGAGGAAGGUUAAAGAUCUACAGUUUAAGACAACUGGCCUACUUGUUGGUCAUGAAUAUAAAUUCAGAAUAACAGCUGAAAAUGCUGCUGGAGUGAGUCCACCAAGUCUCUCAAGUCCAUUCUACAAGGCCACUGAUGCACUGUACAUGCCAGGGGCCCCAUGCAACCCCAGAGUCUUGGACACCACCAAGUCCUCAAUUACAGUUGCCUGGAACAAACCUGUAUAUGAUGGCGGCUCUGACAUCACUGGCUACAUUGUGGAGACCUGUAUCCCAUUAGAAAAAGAGGAAGAUGAGGAAUGGUCCAUUGUGACACCCAAAGGAGGACUCCUCGCCACUUCAUUCACCAUUGUUAACCUGAAGGAGAACCAGGAGUAUAAGAUUAACAUCUCUGCUCUUAACAGUGAAGGAAUCGGAGAGGCAGCAUCUGUACCUGGCAAUUCCAAGGCAGAGGACAGGCUCCUCCCACCUGAAAUUGAUGUGGAUGCCGAGCUCCGCAAGGUUGUGAGCCUUAGAGCUUGCUGCUCACUCAGACUGUUUGUACCUAUCAGAGGCAGACCAGCUCCUCAGGCUAAAUGGACCAAAGGAGAUGGUGAGCGUGUUGAGAGGGCAACCAUUGACAGCACAUCAUCGUAUACAUCACUCGUCGUUGAAAAUGUCAACAGAUUUGACAGUGGAAAGUAUAAUCUUACAGUUGAAAACAGCUCUGGCUCCAAGACAGUGACAGUCCAAGUCAGGGUACUCGACACACCGAGUGCCCCACAGAAUCUCAAGAUUACUGCUGUAACAAAUGAAGCUGUCACUCUGACUUGGGAUCCACCAGUGAAUGAUGGAGGAGUUAAGAUUAAGAACUACGUUGUUGAAAAACGCGAGUCCACACGUAAAGCAUAUGCCACAGUCAAUGCUAACUGCCAUCAAAACACCUUCACGAUCGACCAGCUCUUGGAAGGAUGCAAUUAUUACUUCAGAGUUUUGGCUGAGAAUGAAUAUGGCAUUGGCCUGCCUAUUGAGACUGGUGAAUCAGUUAAAGUUUCUGAGAAGCCACAGCCACCUGGCAAAAUCACUCUUAAGGAUGUUACCAAGAACAGUGUCACCCUGACCUGGGAGAAGCCAGAGCAUGAUGGCGGCAGCAGAGUGGGCUGUUAUGUUGUUGAGAUCCAGCCCAAGGGUGUUGAUAAGUGGAGCCAGUCUGUGAUUGUAAAGGAAACAGAAGCUACUAUUAGUGGACUCAAUGCUGGUGAAGAAUACAUGUUCCGUGUAGCAGCAAGAAAUGAGAAGGGGACAAGUGACCCACGCCAAAUUGGUGUGCCUGUGAUCGUCAAAGACCUUGUGAUUGCACCUACUGUCAAAAUGUUGUUUAACACGUUCAGCGUGUUGGCAGGAGAAGACCUGGCAAUAGACGUUCCAUAUGUUGCACGUCCCAAAGCAGCUGUCUCCUGGGAAAAAGAUGGUCAACCUCUGAAGAGAACUACCAGAGUAAACUAUGGUGCAACUGACACAAUGCUGAACCUCAACAUCAAAGAGGCUACUAAAGAUGAUGUUGGACAGUAUCAUAUUAUCUUCAGCAACACAGCAGGAGAGACAACAGCAGACAUUCGCGUUGUUGUACUAGACAAACCUGGUCAGCCAGGCGGUCCAGUUAAGGUGGAGGAGGUCACUUCUGACAGUGUUACCGUCUCCUGGAACCCACCAGAAUAUGAGGGUGGUUGCACAGUCAAACACUACAUUGUGGAAAAGAGAGACACAUCCACAACUACCUGGAUGGUAGUCUCUCCCAACCUUGCAAGGACCAAAAUCAAGGCAGGCAGGUUGAAGACUGGCUCUGAGUAUCAGUUUAGAAUCACAGCAGAAAACAGAUAUGGAAAAGGUCCGACUCUUCUUUCAGAGUGCAUUGUGGCUCAAUACCCAUACAAACUUCCUGGGCCCCCGGGAACACCAAAUAUUGCAGCCUAUACCAAAGACAGCAUGGUGGUGGCCUGGAAUGAACCUGUGAAUGACGGUGGAAGCACUAUCUUGGGCUACCAUCUUGAACGCAAAGAGAGAAACAGCAUCCUGUGGGUAAAACUCAACAAGUCUCUUAUUACUGACCAAACCUUCAAGACCACUGGACUGGAACCAGGAAUGGAGUAUGAAUAUAGAGUUUAUGCUGUAAACAUUGUCGGAGUAGGUAAAGUAAGCAAAGUGUCUGAGGGACAUAUUGCCAGAGAUCCUUGUGAUCCCCCCGGCACCCCAGAGGCAACAAAGAUCACUAAGGACUCUGUGACUAUUGUUUGGACCAAGCCCGAAUAUGAUGGCGGUGCAAAGGUAACAGGCUACAUCGUGGAGAAGAAGGAGCUUCCUGAAGGUCGCUGGCUAAAGGCUAACUUCACCAACGUCAUUGAGACAGAAUAUGUUGCAACUGGACUUGUGCAGGACAACCAGUAUGAGUUCCGUGUCAUUGCCAGAAAUGCUGCUGGUGUAUUCAGCAUGCCUUCUUACAGCACCGGUCCUAUCACUGCCAGAGAUGAGAUUGAACCCCCACGCCUCAGCAUCGACCCUGAGUUCACAAAGACUAUUGUGGUUAAUGCUGGAGACAGCUUUAAGAUUGAUGCAGAUGUUCACGGCAAACCACUGCCCUCAAUCCACUGGAUGAAGGGAGAGCAGGAACUGGGAAACACUAUUCAUAGGGAAAUUAAGAAUACUCCUAUCAAAGCUUUUAUAUCCAUCAAGGAAGCUAAACUUUCUGAUGGAGGCCAAUACACUUUGCUGCUGAAAAAUCCAGGAGGAGAAAAGUCUGUACAGGUCAAUGUUGUUGUUCUUGAUAAACCUGGAGAACCACAGGGACCUCUUGUUUUUACAGGAGUGGCCAAAGACCGAUGCUGCCUUGCAUGGAAAGCACCCCUUGUAGAUGGUGGCAGCAAGAUCUCUCACUACAUUGUUAAGAGGAGAGAGACUAGCAGGCUUGUCUGGACUGUUGUUGACUCACAUGUGGAGAAGAUUUGUUUGAAGGUUACUAAGCUCCUGGAAGGAAAUGAGUACAUCUUCAGAGUCUAUGCUGUCAACCAGUUCGGAGUGGGUGCACCUCUUGAGUCUGCUGCUGUCACAAUGAAAGAUCCUUUUGAGAUCCCUGACUCACCUAAGAGCCUAGAAGUUUCAGAUAUUAAAAAGGAUUCAAUGAUACUCACCUGGGAGGCUCCUUCUGAAGAUGGAGGCAGUCCUAUCACUGGAUACAUAAUUGAGAAACAUGACAAAGAAGGUGUAAGAUGGACCAGAUGCAACAGGACAACAGUCACUGACUUGAAGUUCAAGAUCACUGGACUCUUGGAAAGCCAUAGUUACGAAUUCAGAGUUGCAGCUGAAAAUGCUGUAGGUGUUGGUGAGCCAAGCUCCCCAACUGUAUACUUCAAAGCUCUUGAUCCCACCUUCAGUCCAGGUCCACCACACAAUCCAAGAGUAACUGACACAACUAAAACAUCAGUAUUCCUGUCAUGGGGCAAGCCUGCCUGUGAUGGAGGCUGCGAGAUUCAGGGAUAUGUUGUUGAGUGCUAGGCCCCUGCUGAACAAUGGACUAUGUGCACACCACCAACAGGUGUCAAGAAGACCAAGUUUGAAGUUGCAAACCUGAAGGAAAACCAAGCAUACAAGUUCAGAGUAUGUGCUAUUAACAAAGUCGGAGUUGGUGAGCAUGCUGAUGUCUCUGGAGCUGUUGUUACCCAGGACAGGGCAGAAGAGCCAGACCUUGACAUUGACCCAGAACUGAGAAAGAUUGUGACCAUUAAAGCCGGAGCUUCCCUUAGAUUGUUUAUUCCCAUCAAAGGAAGGCCCACACCUUCCAUCAAGUGGGACAAGGAUGAAGCUGCACUCAAAGAGACAGCUCAGGUCGAGGUGACCAGCAGUUACACAUCCCUUGUAAUUGACAAGAUGAGCAGGAAUGACAGUGGAAAAUAUACCAUCACUGCAGAGAACUCCAGUGGAACCAAAUCUGCAUUUGUUGUAGUCCGUGUACUUGACACACCUAGCGCUCCUGUUAACUUGAAAGUAAAAGAAAUUACAAACCAGUCAGUGACACUGGCAUGGGAACCACCUCUGUUGGAUGGUGGGUCCAAGAUCAAAAACUAUGUAAUUGAAAAGAGAGAAAGCACCCGCAAAACAUAUGCAGCUGUUAAAACAAAUUGCCAUGCUCUUUCAUACAAGAUUGAGCCACUCCAGGAGGGCUGUAGUUACUACUUCCGAGUCCUUGCUGAGAACGAACAUGGUGUUGGCCUGCCUGCCGCAACUCUUGAUCCUCUUAAGGUCUCAGAGGUGCCCCAGUCUCCAAAGAACUUGAGCGUUACAGAUCAAACCAAGACAAGCAUCUCUUUGGCCUGGGAGAAGCCUGAGUAUGACGGUGGUAGCAGAGUCAUUCAGUACCUACUUGAGGUGCAGCUUAAGGGCCAGGAGAAGUGGAAUGGUGUUAACACAUUUAAGACAAUGGAUGCUACUGUUUCCAAACUGAACCCUGGAGAGGAGUAUCUUUUCAGAGUUACAGCAAUUAAUGAUAAGGGAAAGAGUGACCCCAAAGUCCUUGCUGGUCCAGUAAUGACCAAGGACUUGGUCUUUGAGCCAGAUAUUCGACCAGCCUUCAGCAGCUACAGUGUCAAUGUGGGCAAAGACCUGCAUGUUGACAUUCCCAUCUUUGGACGACCUAAACCAACCGUUUCCUGGAGUAAAGAUGGAGCUCCUCUGAAGUUCACUACCAGAGUCAACAUUCAAAGUUCACCAACACAUACAACACUAAGCAUUAAGGAGGCAGCAGGUGAUGAUGGUGGCAUGUACAGCAUAAAUGCCAAUAACUCAGCUGGAAAGAAGGAUACAACGGUUGAGAUCAUUGUACUUGACAAGCCCGGCCCUCCAUCUGGCCCUGUGAGGUUUGACGAAAUCACAACACAGAGUGUCACUCUUUCAUGGGAUCCACCAAAGCAUAACGGUGGCUGCCAGAUUUCAAACUAUGUUGUACAGAAAAGAGAUACUACCACAACAACAUGGGAAAAUGUCAGCAUCAGCUAUGCCAGAACGACCAUCAAAGUGCCUAGAUUGAAGACUGGAGCUGAAUACCAGUUCAGGAUCAUUGCUCAGAACCGCUACGGCAAGAGCCAUGGUCUGGAUUCAUCUGCUGUGGUUGCUCAGUACCCAUACAGAGAGCCAGGCCCACCAGGCACUCCAUUCAUCUCUUCUCUCUCUAGAGACCACCAGGUUGUUGAGUGGCACGAGCCUGUUUCAGACGGAGGCAGCCCUGUCCUUGGUUACCAUCUUGAAAGGAAAGAGAGGAACAGUAUUCUUUGGGUUAAGAUCAACAAAACAAUUCUUCACGAACCUUGCUUCAAGAGUCACCCCUUGGAGGAGGGUAUUGAGUAUGAAUACAGGGUUUAUGCUGAAAAUAUAGUUGGCAUUGGCAGGUCUAGUAAGAUCUCAGAGGGCUGUGUUGCCCGUGACCCAUGUGAUCCUCCUGGCACACCAGAGGCCAUCCAUGUGACCAAAGAUACCAUUGUCAUCCAGUGGACUAAACCAGAGUAUGAUGGUGGCAGUAAUAUAACUGGCUACACUGUGGAGAAGCGUGAUUUGCCAGAGGGCAGAUGGGUAAGGGCAAACUUCACUAAUGUGAUUGAGACACAGUUCACUGUGACUGGUCUGACUGAGAACGCACAAUAUGACUUUAGAGUCAUUGCUAAAAAUGCUGUCGGCACCAUCAGCAAGCCAUCCUACAACAGCGGACCAGUCAUUGCAAGUGAUAAGUUGGAGGCACCCAAAUUCUCCAUUGACCCUGCGUUCACCAAAACAAUUAUCAUCAAUGCUGGAGAGACCUUCAAGCUGGAUGCUGAUGUCACUGGCAAGCCGCUCCCUACAAUUCAGUGGUUCAGGGAUGAAAAACUAAUUGAGAAUACACUCAGACUAGAGGUAAAAAAUACAGAAAACCAUGCAAUGAUUGUCAUUAAGGACUGUGUUAGAAUUGAUGGUGGAAUUUACACACUCCAGCUGAAAAAUGAGGCUGGUAGUGAAACCGUUCCAUUCAAGGUAGUGGUCCUGGACAGGCCUAGCCAAUGUGAAGGACCCCUCCACGUCACUGGAGUAGCUGAAGAUCGAUGCACACUGGUGUGGCGUGCUCCUCUACAUGAUGGAGGUAGUCCUAUUAAACACUACUUAAUCGAAAGGAGAGAGACCAGCCGUCUAGCUUGGACUGUUGUUUCUAACAGCUGUACAAACACAUGCUACAAAGUCACCAAAUUACUGGAAGGCAACGAGUAUAUGUUCCGUGUCAUGGCAGUUAACAGUUAUGGUGUCAGUGAGUCGCUGGUGUCCAGUGGAGUAAUCAUGAAGACUCCAUUUAUUCCUCCAGGUACACCUCAUAUCGAGGAAGUUUCCAACAUUGCUCAUGAUGGCAUGACCAUUACUUGGUCAGCCCCUGAGACUGAGGGUGGCACUGAGAUUACCAGUUACAUCAUUGAAAAGAGGGACAGAAAUGGAAUCAAAUGGACCAGAUGCAACAGACAGAAAGUCACUGAUCUCUCCUUCCGAGUUACAGGCCUAACCACCAACCAUGAAUAUGAAUUCAGAGUUUCUGCUGAGAAUGUAGUUGGAGCAGGAGAGCCAAGUCUUCCAAGUUCAUACUACAAGGCCUGUGAUCCCAAGUACAAACCUGGUGCCCCAGCAUACGUUAAUGUUAUUGACUCCACAAAGAGUUCUAUUACAGUGUCCUGGGGUAAGCCUCUGUCUGACGGUGGCAGCACCAUUCAAGGAUAUGUUGUUGAAGUCUGUAAGGCUGAGGCGGAGGAAUGGACCAUGGUUACUCCCCCCACUGGCCUCCGUGUCAACAAAUAUGAAAUAACCAAACUUACUGAGGGUCAGGAGUACAAGAUCCAGGUGUGUGCUCUGAACAAACUGGGAGUUGGUGAGCCAGCAGCACUCUCUGGAACAGCUAAACCAGAAGAAAGGGUGGACCCACCACAGAUCCACCUCGACUCUGAGCUGAGGAAGGGCAUCAUUGUGAAGGCUGGUGCAUCUGUUAGAAUUCAUAUUCCAUUCAAGGGCAGGCCAACACCUGAGAUCAAGUGGACUAAAGAUGAGGGAGCCAUCACUGAAAAAGCGGUGGUUGAGAAAGCCCUCAACUUCACACAGCUGUCCAUUGAUUCAUGUGACAGGAGUGACUCAGGAAAAUACGCCCUGACCCUGACCAACAGCAGCGGGUCUGUGUCUGAGGUUGUUUCUGUUAAAGUUCUGGAUACACCCAGUGCCCCACAGAAUCUUGUGGUUAAAGAAGUCAAAAAGGACUCUGUUACUCUUGUAUGGGAUGCCCCACUGAUUGAUGGAGGUUCCAAGAUCAAGAACUAUGUUAUUGACAAACGUGAAUCAACCAGGAAGGCCUAUGCAAAUGUGUCCACAAAAUGCUCCAGGACAACAUAUAAAGUUGAGAACUUGAUUGAAGGUGCUAUGUACUACUUCAGAGUCACGGCUGAGAAUGACUAUGGAAUCGGCCAGGCAGUUGAAACAAAGGUGGCUUCCAAGGCCUCCGAGGUGCCACUGCCUGUUGGAAAAGUCUUCCUCACUGAUGUCACCAAGGUCAGUGCAUCACUGGCUUGGGAGAAACCCGAGCAUGAUGGCGGCAGUAGAAUCGGUGGUUACUUAAUUGAGAUGCAACCCAAAGGUACAGAUAAGUGGGGAGUUGCAACAAAUACAAAGACAUGCGAUGGCACUGUCAAAGGCCUCACAGCAGGAGCAGAAUACCUAUUCCGUAUUAUUGCUUAUAAUGAGAAGGGAAAGAGUGAGCCAAAGGCACUUGCUGCACCUGUUACUGCUAGUGACAUGACCAUCGAACCAAGCAUUAAGAUGCAAUUCAAUACAUACAGCGUAUUGGCUGGAAAAGACUUGAAGUUGGAGUUCCCUGUGCUUGGUAGACCCAAACCUAAAGUUGCAUGGACCAGGGAUGGUCAGCCAUUAAAGGUGACAUCCAGAGUUAAUGUGAUAAGCACUCCAACAACAACUGGAAUUCAAAUUACUGAGGCAUGCAAGGAUGACUUUGGAAAGUAUUCCAUUACAGCAACCAAUAGUGCCGGCACGAUCACUGAGGAUGUGUCUGUCAUUAUCCUUGACAAGCCUGGUCCACCAACAGGCCCAAUCAAGGUUGUUGAAGUGAGCAACACAUUCGUCCAUCUCUCCUGGGAGCCCCCACAGUACAUGGGUGGAUGCCAGGUAAAGAACUAUAUAGUGGAAAAGAGAGACACCACCACCACAACAUGGCAGCCAGUCACUACACAGCUAGCCAGAACAGCCUUCAAGGUCACCAAGCUGAAGACUGGUGCAGAAUAUCAGUUCAGAAUCAUAGCUGAAAACAGAUAUGGAAAGGGUGCAUCCCUGGACUCCAAGUCCAUUGUUGUUCAAUAUCCAUACAAGCCACCAGGACCCCCAGGAACACCACAUGUCAAAUCUGCAACCAAGGAAAUGAUGAUCAUUGAAUGGAAUGAACCAGUCAAUGAUGGUGGAAGUACAGUUAUUGGGUACCACCUGGAAAGCAAGGAGAGAAGCAGCAUAAUGUGGAACAAACUGAACAAGACCCUUAUCACUGAUACUCAGUUCAAGAUCUGCAAUCUUGAGGAAGGUAUUGGAUACGAAUUCAGAGUGUAUGCUGAAAAUAUUGUUGGUGUUGGCAGAUGCAGCAAAGCAUCAGAGUCCUUUGUUGCCCGUGACCCAUGCGAUCCUCCUGGUGCUCCUGAAGCUAUCUCUAUUUCUAAGACCCUGAUCAAGAUUCAGUGGACCAAGCCUGAGUAUGAUGGUGGCAGCAAAGUAAAUGGUUAUAUUGUGGAAAGGAAAGAUCUUUCCUCUGCUGAUAAGCGCUGGGUUAGAGCUAAUUUCACUAAUAUAGUUGAGACGGAGUAUAUCGUCACUGGCUUGACAGAGAAUGAACAAUAUGAAUUCAGAGUUAUUGCAAGAAAUGCCGCUGGAGUCUUCAGUGAACCAUCUGACAGCUCUGGACCCAUUACUGCUACUGAUGAAAUUGAACCACCAAGGGCCUCAAUGGAUCCCAAAUACAAGGAUGUCAUCGUUGUCAAUGCUGGAGAAAGCUUGCAUCUCGAUGCAGACAUCCAUGGAAAACCAAUCCCUGACGUUGUCUGGCAAAAAGAGGGCAAGGAAAUGGACAAAGCCCUGCGCAUUGAAGUAAGAACUACACAGAAACGUGCAGCUAUGACCAUCAAGGAUGUAACCAAGCUUGACGGUGGCCACUAUGACCUUGUCCUCAAGAAUCUGGGUGGUGUAAAAACCUUCCCUAUCACUGUCAAAGUCCUUGAUAAACCAGGUCCACCCACUGGACCUAUAAAAACGACAGGAGUUAUGGCUGACAGGUGCAUCCUUGCCUGGUCUGAACCAACUCUGGAUGGUGGGGCUAGUAUCACUCACUAUGUCUUGGAGAAGAGAGAGACUAGCAGGUUGUCCUGGACAGUGGCUGCAUCAGAUAUCAAGGGUUUGUACCAUAAAGUAACAAAUCUGCUCCCUGGAGAUGAAUAUAUUUUCAGAGUCAGAGCAGUAAAUAAAUAUGGUCUUGGUGAUUUCCUUGAGAGUGAACCCAUCAUUGCACGCAAUCCUUACAAGCCACCUAGUGCUCCUGGAACUCCAGAAGCAAGUCAGAUCACAAAGGACUCUAUGGUACUGUCUUGGAGUGCUCCAGAACUGAUUGGUGGAGCUGACAUUGAAAACUACCACCUUGAAAAACGUGACAAAGACAGUGUAAGGUGGACAAAAUGCAACCGACAAAAGCUCACUGACACCCACUUCAAGGUCACAGGUCUGAUGACCGACCACUUCUAUGAGUACCGUGUAUCUGCUGAGAAUGAGGCUGGAAUGGGAGACCUUAGUGAAUUGUCCCUAUUCUACAGAGCAUGUGAUGCCCUAACACCACCCGGACCUCCACACCAUCCUAAGGUGACAGACUACACAAAGUCUUCUGUGUCUCUGUCCUGGGGUAAACCUGACUUCGAUGGUGGCGCCUAUGUAAAGGGCUACAUUGUUGACAUGAGGGAGUACACACCAGUGCCUGAAUCAACAGAGGAGGCAGAAGUAGCACCAGCAGUAGAGGCACCAGUUGAAAAAGAAUGGACCAUGUGCACUCCACCCAGUGGCAUUCAAACCACUAAACUCACUAUCAAAGACCUGAAGGAGGGUGGAGAGUACCAGUUCAGAGUCUGCGCUAUUAACUCUGAGGGAGUGGGGGAGGCUGCUAAUGUCCACAGCACUGUGGUCACUUCUGACAGGGUAGAGGCACCAGAGAUCGAGCUGGAUGCUGAUCUUAGAAAGGUGGUAUCCGUCCGUGCUUGUGGAACUCUGCGUCUGUUUGUCACAAUCAGGGGAAGGCCUGAACCUGCAGUGAAGUGGGAGAAGGUUGAGGGUACUCUCACAGACCGUGCUGCAAUUGACACCACCAGUUCAUACACCAUGCUUGUCAUUGACAAUGUGAAUCGCUUUGACAGUGGUAAAUACUCACUAACACUGGAGAACAGCAGUGGUUCAAAAUCUGCAAUUGUUGCAGUAAGAAUUUUGGAUACACCAAGUGCACCCCAAAACUUCUCUGUGAAGGAGCUGAAGAAGGAUUCAGUGACUCUCGGCUGGGAUACACCACUCACUGAUGGUGGUGCUAAAAUCACAAACUAUAUUGUAGAGAAGAGGGAGUCUGUCAGAAAGGCCUAUACGACUGUUACCAGCAACUGCCUGACCAACUCUUUCAAAAUUGAAGAGCUGCCUGAGGGUGGCACUUUCUACUUUAGAGUAUGUGCUGUUAAUACAUAUGGCCAAGGACAGAUGGUUGAAACCAAAGAAAUCAAAGUGUCUGAGGUACCAAUGCCACCAGGCAAGGUUAGCCUUGUGGAUUUAACAAAGACCAGUGUGACACUGGCAUGGGAAAAACCUGCUCAUGAUGGUGGAAGCAAAGUAAUGUGCUACAAUGUAGAAUUUAAACCUAAGAGUGGAGAUAAAUGGGGCACAGCAUGCACAGUGAAGGUGCCUGAAGCAACUAUUCCUAAUCUCACUCCUAAUGAAGCCUAUUUAUUCAGAGUUGUUGCAAUCAAUGAGAAGGGCAAGAGCGAGCCAAAGGAUCUUGGCUUGCCUGUGGUUGCAAAGGAUGUUGAAAUUGAACCAUCCAUCAACUUACUGUUUAACACAUACAGUGUGAAGGCUGGAGGUGACCUUACUGUUGAGAUACCAGUAAGAGGCAGGCCGAAGCCUGUUGUAUCCUGGAAGAAGGAUGGCCUUCCUUUGAAGCAAACAUCAUCAGUGACUCUGUUGAACACUCCAACUUCAUCCAAAAUUAUCAUCAAAGAGGCUAACAGAGAACAUGUUGGCAAGUAUGAGAUUACUCUGGCAAACACAGCAGGAACUGUCACAUCAGAUAUUGGAGUUGUUGUCCUUGAUAAACCAGGUGCACCUAAAGGUGUAAAGGUUGACUCCGUGACAUCAGACAGCAUCACUCUGUCGUGGUCUCCACCAGAUUAUGAUGGUGGCUGCUCCAUUAGUAACUACAUUGUGGAGAAGAGGGACACAAACACACAAGAAUGGCAGAUGGUAGCAAGUAAUGUUGCUCGAACAUCGUUCAAGGCUGGCCGCCUGACCCAUGGAUCAGAGUACCAAUUCCGCAUCUAUGCAGUCAACCGUUAUGGCAAGAGUCCAUAUCUGGAUUCACCUGGAAUCACUGCUCAGUAUACCUUCAAACAACCAGGACCUCCUUCCACGCCCAUAGUGAAGCUGGCCACCAAGUCUUUCAUGCUGGUAACGUGGAACGAGCCAGUCAAUGAUGGUGGUAGUCCUGUGGUGGGCUACCAUCUGGAGAGGAAGGAGCGCUCCAGCAUUCUUUGGACAAAGAUGAACAGAGGAAUGAUCAAAGACACACAAUACAAAGUCAAUGGAGUUGAAGAGGGUAUGAUGUAUGAAUACCGCAUCUAUGCUGAAAAUAUUGCUGGUAUUGGUAAAUGCAGCAAGGCCUGUGAAGCUGUAGCAGCCAGAGAUCCAUGUGAUCCUCCAGGCACACCUGUCGUCACUGCUAUCACCAGGACAUCUGUCUCCUUAUCUUGGGAAAAACCAGAGUAUGAUGGUGGAGCCAAGGUUUCUGGCUACACCAUUGAACGCAGAGACCUCCCUGAAGGACGCUGGACAAGGUGCAACUUCACUAAUGUACCUGAGACCCACUAUGAAGCAACAGGCCUUUCAGAGAACAGCCAGUAUGACUUCCGUAUAAUUGCUAAGAAUGCAGCUGGAUUGUUCAGUCAUCCAUCUUACAACACCGGCCCCAUCACUGUCAAGGAUGAUGUGGAUCCACCACGCAUUAUGAUGGAUGUCAAGUUCAGAGAGACAGUGCAUGUGAAAGCAGGAGAAACUCUGAAGAUUAAUGCUGAUCUCGCUGGACGCCCUGCCCCUGUCGUUUCCUGGACCAAGGACGGCAAAGAAAUUGAACUGAGGGCCAGAAUUCAGAUUGUUUCAACAGAAACCAGUACUUCUGUCAUUGUGAAGGACUGCAUCAGAAGAGAUUCUGGACAGUAUGUCCUGACUCUACAGAAUAUUGGUGGAACAGUUACCAUGCCAGUAAACUGUGUGAUUCUAGAUAAGCCAGGACCCGCAGCAGGACCUCUGCAGAUCACAGGUCUCACAUGUGAGUAUUGCACUCUGUCAUGGGGUGCUCCUCAGGAGAUCGGUGGUGCUGACAUCACACAUUACGUUGUUCAAAAGCGUGAGACUAGCCGCUUGGCGUGGACAGUGGUGAAGGGAGAUGUCACAAAGACAUACCUGAAGGUAACAGGACUGAUUAAGGGCAAUGAAUAUAUAUUCAGGGUUCUGGCUGUCAACAAGCAUGGACUUGGUGAGGCCCUUGACAGUGAGGCUGUGAAGAUUACAGAUCCAUACACUUUUGCCACCGCUCCAACUAAUGUUGACGUCACUGCCAUAACUGGAGAUUCAAUGACCCUUACUUGGUGCAAGCCAGCCAGUGAUGGAGGCAGCCCCAUCACAGGAUAUGUGAUUGAGCGCCGUGAAAAGACAGGUAUGCGCUGGGUCCGUGUGAACAGGGAUCCAGUUGUUGAAUGUACCACAGUAGUAACCAAACUACGUAAGAGUUGUGAGUAUGACUUCAGAGUCUACGCGGAAAAUGCUGCUGGUAUGAGCCCCCCGAGUGAGCGAUCUGCAACAUUCAGAGCAUUAGAUCCUCUGGUUGUUCCUUCUCGUCCAACAAAGCCAAAGAUUAUAAGUUCAAACAAGGACAGUGUGUCCAUUGUCUGGAAACCUCCAACAAAUGAUGGCGGUGCUCCCGUCCUUGGAUAUAGUGAAGAAUAUGAGGAGGAGGAGGAAGAGGAGGUAUUUGAAUCACCUGAAGAACUAGCUAGAUGGGUUGAAGCUAUCCCUCUUACUAAGAGCUUGGAGUUCACUAUCGCUGGACUUAAGACAGAUGCAGAAUAUGAAUUCUGUGUCAAGGCAAUAAAUAAAAUUGGCAGCAGUGCACGUAGCCCAUAUUCAGAUGCAGCUGCAGCAAUGGAUAGAACUGCAGAACCAUCAUUUGAUGUCGACAUUGAGAUGCGUAAAGUACUCCUUGUCAAGCAUGGCACAGCAUUUACUCUCAAUGUGCCAUUCAAGGGCAAGCCUGUGCCAUCAGUGGUAUGGGCCAAGGAGGGUGUUGAUCUUAAGGUCAGAGGAACCAUUGAAUCAACAAAAUCGAGCACUUCACUGACCAUGGAGAAUGCAACCAGAAAUGACUCUGGAGAGUACAGCGUCACAAUUGAGUCACCACUAGGAACAGCAACACUGCCCAUGGUUGUCAAGGUUCUUGACUCUCCUGGACCUCCUGUCAAUGUUAAAGUUUCAGCAGUUACCAGGGAUUCUGCAACCCUCACCUGGGAAGCUCCAGAGAAUGAUGGCGGUGAGGUAGUCAAGGCCUACCAUGUUGAAAAACGUGAGGCCAGCAAGAAGGCCUGGGUGUCUGUGACCAGCAACUGCCGUGCACUGACUUACAAGAUAGAAGACUUACAGGAGGGAGCCAUGUAUUACUUCAGAGUUAUUGGAGAAAAUGACCAAGGAGUGGGUGUCCCUCAGGAGGCCAAGGCUGGAACUAAGAUUACAGAGGUACCAAGUAUACCCAUGAAACUUGGAGUUGUAAAUGUUACCAAGGACAGCGUCACAAUCGCCUGGACAAGACCAGAAUACGAUGGUGGUAGCAGGGUCAAAGGCUAUCUUAUUGAUGCCCUGGAGAAGGGACAGACCAAGUGGGUGAAGUGUGCCACUGUAAGGACCAUGAACCACACCAUCAAGAACCUGCGGGAAUGUGCCGAGUACUACUUCAGAGUGCGUGCUGAGAACCACGCCGGACUUAGUGAACCCAAGGAGAUGAUCGUACCUGUUAUUGUCAAGGAAAUACACGAGGCUCCAGAGUUUGACAUGAAGAACUACCCCAAGAAUACAGUUUAUGUGAAAGCAGGAUCUGACCUGACCUUUGAGAUUCCUCUCACUGGCAGGCCCAUGCCGAAGGUGACCAUGUCCAAGAACAAUGUUGUCAUCAAGGGAUCUAAGAGGCUGCUAGCAGAAGUAACUCCAGACAGUUUAGUCAUCACCCUAACUGAAAGCAUUUCAAGUGAUGCUGGUAAAUACGAAGUCACUGCCUCAAAUGCGGGAGGUACCACCAAGAUCUUCAUUAUAUUUGUUGUGCUGGACAGACCUGGACCUCCUGUUGGUCCGGUCGAAACUGGAGAGGUCGGAGAGACCACAGUAUGUCUGAAAUGGGCUCCUCCAGAGUAUGACGGUGGCAGUCCUGUUACCAACUACAUUGUUCUGAAACGUGAAACCAGCACUCCUACCUGGGCUGAGGUGUCCACUAGCAUUGCCAGAAGCUCCAUUAAGGUGACUAAGCUCACCAAGGGAGAAGAGUAUCAGUUCAGAAUCAAGGCUCAGAACCGACUCGGUUUCAGCAACCAUAUCGACAGCAAGCCGGUCAUGAUAAAGCUUCCAUACACCAUCCCUGGACCUCCAUCCACACCAUGGCUCAGCUUUGUAUCCAGAGAGAGCCUGACGGUUUGCUGGAAUGAGCCAGUUGUUGAUGGUGGAAACCCUGUGUUUGGAUAUCAUCUCCAAAUGAAGGAGAGGAGCAGCAUCCUCUGGCAGAAGAUCAAUAAGACAGCAAUCCCAGGAAACCAGUGGCGAGUCACAAACAUCUGUCCUGGACUCAUCUAUGAAUUCAAGGUGGCAGCUGAAAAUGCCGCCGGUAUUGGAAAGUUGAGUAAGACGUCUGAAGAGGUGCUUGCUAUUGAUGCUUGCGAGCCUCCAGCAAAUGUCCAUAUCACGGAAGUCACCAAGAACUCGGUCAGCCUGGCCUGGCAGAGACCUCCAUAUGAUGGUGGCAGCAAGAUUACCGGCUACAGUGUGGAAAGGAGGGAUCCUGCCAGUAAUAGAUGGGUGAAGGCCAACUUCACAAACAUCAUUGAGCUGGGCUUCACUAUAUCUGGUCUGAACCAGGACGAGUCCUAUGAGUUCAGAGUGUACGCCAAGAAUGCUGUUGGGUCUGUCAGCAACCCAUCUCUCAUUGCUGGCCCAGUCACCUGUGUUGACGCUUGUGGUGCCCCAGCCAUUGACCUUCCUCCAGAGUACCUGGAUGUGGUUCAGUACAAGGCUGGAGCUUCAGUUAAGCUUAGAGUCGGAAUCAUCGCCAACCCUCUGCCAACCAUCGAGUGGCUCAAGAAUGGAAAUGAGCUGGUACAAAGCUCUACCCUGUCCAUUGAAAGCACAACUGACUCUUCUGCUGUUCUGAUUAAGGAUGCAGCUCGCUUUGACACGGGCUCAUACAAGAUCAAGAUCAGGAAUGUUCUGGGCUCAGCAUCUGCUACCAUCAGGAUUGAAAUCCUAGACAAACCUGGACCCCCAGCUGGUAUGAUUAACUUCAACUCUGUCACGGAAGACAGGAUCAUCUUCAGCUGGGAUCCUGUACCCGAGUCUGACCAGGGAGGUUCCAAGGUGACCCAUUACAUUGUGGAGAGGCGUGAAACCAGCCGAGUAGUCUGGACGACAAUUUCAGAAAAGCACGAGCAGACACACGCCUCUGCCACCAAGCUGAUGCGUGGAAAUGAGUAUGUGUUCCGCGUAAUGGCUGUUAAUAAGUAUGGAGUUGGAGAGCCUCUGGUGUCAGAGCCCGUCCUCGCCAAGAAUGCCUUUGUUACUCCUGGGCAGCCUCACACUCCUGAGGUGAAUACAAUCACCAAGUCCACUAUGGUGGUUGAAUGGGACAAACCAGGUGUAGACGGAGGUAGCACCGUGACUGGCUACUAUCUGGAGAGACGCGACAAGAAAAGCUUGCGCUGGAUCAGAGUUUACAAAGACCCCGUUACUGGCAUUAAACAGAGUGUCUACCAUCUGACAGAAGGAAACGAGUAUCAGUAUCGCGUCUGUGCCAUCAACAAGGCUGGAGAAGGACCGUUCUCUGAUGCAUCAGACUUCUACAAGGCUGCUGACCCAGUUGAUCCACCAGAUGAGCCUUGCAAGCUGAAGGUUGUGGACUCCACCAAGACAUCCAUCACUUUGGGUUGGUCUAAGCCAGAAUGGGACGGAGGCAGCGAGGUCAUCAGCUACAUGAUUGAGAAGCUUGUUGAAGGAGAGACAGAAUGGUCUAAGAUUACCUCCAAGGGAGAGGUCAAGACGACAGAAUACAUCGUUCACGACCUAAAGCCAGACGUCAGCUACUUCUUCAGAGUUUCUGCUGUCAACUGUGCUGGCCGUGGAGUGCCUCUGGAGAUGACUGAGCCUGUGCAAGCAAAGGAUAUCCUGGAGGAGGCCCAGAUCGACUCUGAUGUGGCCAUGAGAAGUCAUUACAUUGUGAAGGCUGGCAAGGAUGUGGAGCUGUCUGUCCCUCUGAAGGGCAGACCUGCUCCCACUGCUUCCUGGAGCAAGGGAGAAGAAUGCAUCGAUCGUGACCCCAAAUAUGAAUUCCACCACUCAGACACUACCACAGUCCUUGUCAUGCGUGAAGUGACCAGGCUCGACACCGGAAAGUACACAGUGAAGAUAGAGAAUGGUGUUGGACAGCCAAAGACCCUGACCCUGUCCGUGAAGGUCCAGGAUUCUCCAGCUCACUGCAAUAACCUGGUCCUGAAGGAAGUGACUCGUGGAAAGGUCACUCUCUGCUGGGAGCCUCCACUCCUGGAUGGUGGCGCAGAGAUCACAAACUACAUUGUGGAGAAGAGAGAUUCCUCCAAGAGAUCCUUCUCCUCAGUGACAAGCAAAUGCAUGGAUACAACGUACACAAUUGAAGACCUCUCAGAGAAGACAUCCUUCUUCUUCCGAGUGUUGGCAGAGAAUGAGAAUGGUGUUGGUGAUCCAUGUGAAACACUUGAGCCUGUGAAGGCCACAGAGACUCCAGGACCAGUCAAGGAGAUUUCUAUGAAGGAUUCGUCAAAGACCUCCAUCACUCUGCAGUGGCUGAAGCCGGAUUACGAUGGCGGCAGCAUCAUCUCUGACUAUGUCGUUGAAAAGAAGCUCAAGGGUGAGGAAUGGUCAUUGGGAGGAACCAGCAGACAGUGUGAGUUUGAGGUUAAGAAACUCAAGGAGCACUCAGAGGUGUUCUUCAGAGUGGCUGCCAGGAAUGAGAAGGGACAGGGCGACUUUGUUGAGGCUGGGCCUAUCAAGGUCAUUGACUACAUUAUCACACCUGAGGCAAGCCUCGCAGAGUACCCAGGUGGCCGCAUCAAGGUUCGUCUGGGUCACAAUGUGCACAUUGAGCUGCCAUACAAAGGUAAACCCAAACCUUCUGUUCUGUGGCUGAAGGAUAACCUGCCUCAGAAGGAGAGUGAUCAAAUCCGCUUCAAGACGACAGAAAACAAAGCCACACUUAUGAUUAAAAAUGUGAAGAAGGAGAAUGAGGGUAAAUACACCCUAACGCUUGACAACAAGGUCAACAGAAGAUCCUUCCACAUCCAUGUCAUCACACUUGGACCACCAUCAAAGCCUGUCGGACCCAUCCGCCUGGAUGAAGUGAGAGCUGAGAGCAUCAUGAUCUCCUGGGAUGAACCCCUUGAUGAUGGUGGUGGAGACAUCUCUUGCUACACUGUAGAGAAGCGGGACACCGCCAAGAACGAAUGGAAGAUGGCCUGCUCCUGUGUCGAGGAUACUCAGUUUAAGGCCCUCAACCUGAUCAAGGGUCUCCAGUACCAGUUCAGAGUGUGUGCUGAGAACAGAUACGGUGUCAGCGAGCCUCUGCUCUCACAGACGGUAAUUGCUAAGCACCAGUUCAGACCUCCAGGCCCACCAGGCAAACCUGUCGUAUACAAUAUCACCAACGAUGGCAUGACCAUCCAGUGGGAGAAGCCCAUCUUUGACGGUGGUACCCCUAUCCAGGGCUACCACGUGGAGAAGAAGGAGAAGAACAGCAUCAUGUGGCAAAAGGUCAACACCGUGCUGAUCAAAGAAACCGAUUUCAGGAUCUUGGAACUGAUUGAAGGUCUCGAGUACUCCUUCAGAGUCUACACCCAGAAUGAUGCUGGCUUCAGCCGAAUGAGUGAUGAGAGCAAGUCGACCAUGGCCGUCAGUCCUGUUGAUCCUCCUGGCCAGCCUGACUACACUGAUGUGACAAGUGACUCAGUGACAUUGAAAUGGGAUGCACCCAAACGUGAUGGUGGAAGCAAGAUUACCAGCUACAGCCUUGAGAAACGCCAAGGAAAAGGCCGCUGGUUCAAGGCCAACUUGACUGAUGUACAUGAAUGUCUGUACACUGUGACUGGGUUGGCAACAAAUGAACGCUACGAGUUCAGAGUGACUGCCAGAAAUGCCAUUGGUGUUGUCAGCCCUCCCUCAAACUCCUCCGGCAUGAUCGUGGUUAGAAGUGAGAACGCUGCUCCAAUAAUUGAGUUUGGUGCGGAGUACUUUGAGGGUUUGACAGUCAAGGCGGGAGACAACAUCAGGCUAAAGGCGGCCAUCAAUGGACGCCCUGUUCCCAAGGUUGUCUGGUUCAGAGACGGUGUUGAGGUUACCAAAAAGAUGAUGGACAUUAUUAAUGUAGCUGGAUCAAGCACUUUGUUUGUCAGGGACGCUGACCGUUCCCACCGUGGCCUCUACACUGUGGAGGCUACCAACGGAUCUGGAAGCAAAAAAGCAGACAUUCUUGUUCAAGUUCAAGACACACCAGGGGAGCCAGUGGGACCCAUCACUUUCACAAACAUCUCAGAGGGUAAGUGCACUCUCUCUUGGAACCCACCAGAGAAUGACGGCUGCUCAGAGAUUUCACAUUACAUCAUUGAGAAGCGCGAGACUGCCAAGAUCUCCUGGGCUUUGGUGACUGAUGAAUGUAUGGAGUGCACUUACAAUGCAACCAAGCUCAUCAAGACCAACGAGUACCAGUUCAGGGUCUCUGCUGUUAACAAGUUUGGAGUUGGUAGACCUGUGGAGUCUAGCCCCAUCAUUGCAAAGAUGCAAUACACUACUCCUGAUGCUCCAAGCACCCCUGAUGCUACUGAGACAACAGGAGAGAGCAUCACCCUGUCCUGGAGCGCUCCAACAUCUGAUGGAGGAAACCCUAUUCAGUAUUACCUGCUGGAGAAACGAGAAAAGAAGACUGUCCGCUUCUACAAGGUGAUUACCAAGAAGCCCAUCGUUGAAUGUGCUCACAAGGUGCUCAACCUGACAGAGGAUAUGGAAUACGAGUUCCGUGUAAUGGCGGUCAAUGAUGCUGGUGUUGGAGCUCCUAGCAACAUUUCUUUUGCUAUCAAAGCCGCAGAGCCAAAGGAUAUUCCUUGUGCUCCAUCUGUGGUCUGUGUGUCCGACUCCACCAACACCUCCAUCAGCCUGGAAUGGUCCAGACCUGCAGAUGACGGAGGCAUGGAGGUCCAGGGCUACAUUAUCGAGAAGGUCAAGGGAGAUGAGACUGAAUGGAAGAGAGUGAAUGAAGAGCUGGUGGCAGAAACAAAUUACACUGUGACCGGUCUACAGACAGGAGCUGAGUACAAGUUCCGUGUUGCAGCUGUCAAUCAUGUGGGUAGAGGUGAGUACCAGGAGAUCCCAGAGCCUGCUCAGGCUGUGGACAGACUCACACCACCACAGGUGGAUAUUGAUGCUAGCUUUAAGCAGACUCACAUCGUCAAGCGUGAAGGUUCAGUGUGCCUGGCUGUUCACUUCAGAGGAAAACCAAUUCCCAAGGCCACCUGGGUGAAGGAAGAAGGGGAGCUGGGCGCCUUGGCAGAGAUCACAACCACAGACGGCUACAGUUCUUUAAGCAUUGAAAACUGUUCGAGAAAUGAUACGGGCAAAUACACUGUUAACCUUGAGAACUCGAGUGGCAGCAAAGCCGUCACAUUCACUGUUAAAGUGAUGGACACUCCUGGACCUCCACAAGCCGUCGCCUUCAAGGAGGUGUCCAGAGGAACGGUCACCCUUAUCUGGGAGCCUCCUCUUAAUGACGGUGGAGCAAGAAUCCAUCACUUUAUCGUUGAGAGGCGCGAGGCUAGCCGUCGCACUUGGCAGCAGUCUGGUGGCAAGUGCACUCAGCAUAUCCUGAAGAUCCAGGACCUGCUCGAGGGAGUGCCAUACUUCUUCAGGGUCUCAGCCGAGAACCAGCAUGGUGUGGGUGAGGCCUUCGAGCUGACUGAGCCUGUCAUUGCCACCGCAGAGCCAGCAGCUCCAAAGAGAAUGGAUAUCCUGGACACCACCGACAGCUCCGUGUCACUAGGCUGGCUGAAACCAGAGCAUGACGGUGGCAGCCGCAUUCAGGGUUACGUCAUUGAGGCCAAACCAAAGGGUGGGGACAAAUGGGUAGUGGCUGGAACCUCCACAAAUCUCACAUAUGUGGUUGAAAAGCUCAACAAGGGUGCUGAGUACGACUUCCGUGUGAAGGCCAAGAAUGAAUCUGGCUACAGCUUGCCCAGGGAAACUCUGGCUCCUGCACUGGUCAAAGAGCCUCACAUUGAACCUGCUGCUGAUCUCAGUGAGAUCACCAACCAGCUCAUUACAUGCAACUCUGGCAGGACCUUCACCAUUGAUGUUCCCAUCAGUGGAAGACCUGCUCCUAAGGUCAGCUGGAAGCUGGAAGAGAUGAGGCUGAAGAACUCAGACAGAGUCACCAUCCAAGUGACUAAAGACAGAGCCAGCAUCUCAGUCAAGGAGGCCAUGAGAGGAGAUGGUGGUAAAUACUUCCUGACUCUAGAGAAUGUGGCAGGAACCAAGACCUUCACUGUUGAAGUUAAUGUCACAGGUAGACCCAGUCCUCCAAGUGCACCAAUUGAGAUCUCAUCCAUCACCUCUGAAUCCUGCGUCGUUAGCUGGCAACCGCCAGAGGACGAUGGUGGCACUCAAAUCACAAACUACAUCGUGGAGAAGCGCGAGUCUGGCUCCACUGCCUGGCAGCUGAUCAACUCCAGCGUGAAGCGCACAUCUCUGGACGUCAGUCACUUGACCAAGUACAUGCAGUACACAUUCAGGGUCUCAGCCGAGAACCGGUUUGGUGUCAGCAAGCCCACUGAGUCUGAGACGAUUGUCGCAGAACAUCCUUUCACACCUCCUGGCCCACCAACAAGGCCUUCAGUGUCAAACGUCACUGCUAACGCAAUGACCCUUAAGUGGGAGGAGCCAUACAAUGAUGGCGGAAGCAAGGUGACAGGCUACUGGAUCGAGAAGAAGGAGAGAAACAAUAUCCUGUGGGUGAGGGAGAACAAGAUCCCCUGCUUUGAGUGCUACAGCAGGAUGGAAGGCCUGGUGGAAGGCCUGGAGUACCAGUUCAGGGUUUAUGCCAUGAACAGUGCUGGACUGAGCAAAGCCAGCGAGGCCUCCAAGGGAACAGUCGCUCAAAACCCAGUUGAUCCACCAAGUAAGCCUGAAGUCACAAAUGUCACAAGAACCACAGUGUCCCUUAAAUGGUCGUCUCCACUGUAUGACGGCGGCAGUCCUAUCGUGGGCUACAUCAUCGAGCGUAAGCCGUACACUCUGACCGGUGAGGGCCGCUGGCUCAAGUGUAACUACACCAAUGUGACAGACACCUUCUUCACUGUUACCGCCCUGGGAGAGGGAGAGCCGUACGAGUUCAGAAUCAUUGCCAAGAAUGCCAACCAGGUCUUCAGCAUGCCCUCAGAGUCCACUGGCUCUGUGCAGUGCAAGACCGACUUCGAGCCUCCGAAGGCCCUGCUUGACAGCAAACUCCUGUCCGAAACUGUCAAUGUGAGAGCCGGGUCAGACCUGGUUCUGGAUGCUGCAGUAGGAGGCAGACCUGACCCCAAGGCUUCUUGGGCAAAGGGCAACAGGGAUCUGGAGUUGUGUGAAAAGUACCACCUCCAGUACACCCCCACCAAGGCCAUGGCUAUUAUUAAGUUCUGUGACAGAGAUGACACUGGAAAGUACAUCCUCACUGUCAGGAACGUGAGCGGAACUAAGACUGCUGAGGUCAACGUCAAAGUGCUUGACACCCCUGGAGUGUGUGAAGGCUCCAUCGAGAUCAGCAAGAUCACAGAGGAGUCCUGCACACUGAGCUGGAAGCCUCCUAUUGAAGAUGGCGGCGACGACGUCUCCUAUUACAUCGUGGAAAGGCGUGACACCAACAGGCUGAACUGGGUCAUCAUGCAAGCAGAGUGCAAGGAGCUGACCUGCAACAUCACUGGACUGUUCAAGAACACAGAGUACCUAUUCAGAGUCAGGGGUGUCAACAAGUACGGACCUGGAGUCCACCUGCAGUCAGAGCCCAUGGUUGCAAGAAACACUUUCACUGUGCCGUCUCCUCCUGGUGCCCCAGAGAUUGUGGUGUCAGGAAAGGACUUUGCCACCAUCCAGUGGCUGAAGCCGGAGAGCGAUGGCGGCAGCCCACUGAUCCAUUACCUGGUUGAAAGGCACGAGAGAAAGAGUGCCCGAUGGGUGAAGGUGAACCGGGAUGGAGCCUUCCUGGACACCCUACUGAAGGUUUCUGGUUUGACUGAAGGCAACAUCUACCAAUUCAGAGUCACUGCAAUCAAUAAGGCUGGAGAGAGCGAACCCAGCGAGGUGUCUCUGUAUGUUGUCUGCAGACCACCAAAAUGCACCCCUGCUGCUCCUUCUAUCCCUCGUAUCACCGAUACCCACGCUGACAGCAUCAGCCUGGCCUGGUCUCGCCCUGUAGAGGACGGAGGAGCUGACGUGAUCGGCUACAUCCUGGAGAUGCAGGAAGCUGGAGCAGAGGAAUGGAAGAAGGCCCACGAAAAGACCUUGCGUACUGCAGAGUAUGUGGUGACUGGACUAUCUGCAGGCAAGAAGUACUGCUUCAGAGUGGCCGGCAUCAACAUCAACGGCACAGGAGACAUCAGUGAACCCUGUGCUGAGACCGAGCCAGUGGAGAGAAUUGAAACUCCUGACUUUGAGCUGCACGAUGACCUGAAGAAGACCAUCUGCCUGCGUGCCGGUGGAUCACUCCGCCUGUUCGUUAAUGUCACUGGUCGACCCACUCCCGCCAUCACUUGGAGCAAGCCUGGUGUUGACCUCCACAACAGAGGCUUCAUUGACAUCACCACCACUUCCACCACACUCAUCAUCGACAGGGUCCACCGCUAUGAUGCUGGGAAGUACACGCUGGUGGCUGAGAAUUCUGCUGGAAAACAGGAAGUCAACAUUCUGGUCAAGGUCUACGAUACUCCUGGACCAACUGGUUCAAUCAAAAUCAAGGAGUUGACCAAAGAGUCUGCAACCAUUUCCUGGGAAGCUCCAACAGUGGACGGUGGUGCUCCUGUCAACAACUAUAUCAUUGAGAGGCGCGAGGCCUCCAUGAGAGCCUACAAAACCGUCACCUCCAAGUGCAGCAAGACAUCUUACAAGAUCGACAACUUGAUGGAGGGCAUGCUCUACUACUUCCGAGUCCUCCCUGAGAACAUCUAUGGUAUUGGUGAGCCCUGUGAGACUCCUGAUGUCAUCCUGGUUUGCGAGGUGCCUCUUUCACCACACAAGCUGGAGAUGAUCGACGUCACCAAGACCACAGUCACCCUGGGCUGGGAGAAGCCUGAGCAUGAUGGUGGCAGCAGACUGACAGGCUAUAUCAUUGAAGCCUGCAAGUUUGGCACUGACAAGUGGAUGAAGGUGGCCACGCUGAAGACCACAGACUUCGAGCACACGAUCGAGAAGCUUAAUGAGGGCGAGCAGUACUUGUUCAGAAUCAAAGCAACCAACAGCAGAGGAGCCAGCGAGCCCAAAGAGCUGGUUACUGCAAUCACUGUACAGGAACAGAGAGUCAUGCCUGUGGUGGACUUCACCAGUAUUCCUCAGAAGGUUGUCAAUGUCCUGGCUGGUAAGACUCUGGAACUGGACCUGCCCAUCAUUGGCAGGCCUCCUCCCGUCUGCUCCUGGUACUUCGCAGACAACAAGAUGAAAGUCACAGACCGUGUCAAGAUCAAGAGCACUGGCAAAUUCUCCAAACUGACCAUGACUGACACGACUAUCGACGACACCGGGGACUAUACCCUGGAGGUGAAGAACGCCGUUGGUCUUCUCACCGAGGUCAUCAAAGUCAUUAUCCUCUCGAAACCUGAUGAACCAAUGGGACCUAUCAGGUUCGAUGAGAUCGAUGCCACCACCGUCACCUGCAGCUGGGAUCCUCCGGCCAGAGAUGGCGGAGCUCCCAUUAGUGGCUACGCAGUAGAACAGCGUGACGCUCACAGACCCGGCUGGGUGCCUGUCUGCGACUCUGUCAGCCGACCAACCUUCAAGUUUGAGAAUCUGAUUGAGGGAGAUGAGUAUGUCUUCCGUGCAGCUGCUAUUAAUCGAUACGGCACCGGAGAAUUCCUGCAAUCUGAGGUUGCCACCUGCAGGAGCUUGAAGGAUGUACCUGGACCUCCUGGCCGUCCAACCGUCUUUGAUGUUUCUCGUGAUGGCAUGACUGUGGCCUGGAACCCACCAGAUGAAGAUGGUGGCCUUGAGGUUUCUGGAUACAUCAUCGAGCGCAAAGAAGUCAGGUCUGACAGAUGGGUGCGCGCUAACAAGAAUCCCAUUACCAUGACCAGAUACAGGUCUACAGAGCUGAUCGAGGGCCUGGAGUAUGAACACAGAGUCACAGCCAUCAAUGCCAGAGGAACAGGCAAACCAAGUCUGUUAUCCAAACCAGCUGUUGCAACAGAUCCCAUUGAUCCACCUGGCUGUCCUCAAAACCCGAGGAUCACUGAUACCACCAAAUCCUCCGUGUCGCUUGCUUGGAGUCCCCCUGAUGAAGAGGGAGAUGCAAGGGUCGAUGGUUACCUGAUUGAGAUGCAGAAGGUGGGAACCAUGGCCUGGAUCAAGUGUAACACCACACCAUCUCUAAUCUGCGAGUACACCCUUACCAAAAUGCCUCAAGGAGAGGAGUUCAAAUUCCGUGUGAUGGCCUGCAACGCUGGUGGCUCUGGAGAGCCUGCUGAAGUGCCUGGAACUGUCAUUGUGACUGAGAUGCUGGAAUCUCCUGACUAUGACCUGGAGCUGAAAUACAAAGAUGUGUAUGUGGUACGCCACGGAGGCGUGAUCAGACUGUCUGUGCCCGUCAAGGGUAAACCUCAACCCACAUGCAAGUGGUCGAAGGAUGGCGGUGUAGUCUCCACCAAGGCCAUGAUUGCCUCCACUGAGGAAGCCAGUGAGUUAGUGAUAAAGGGAGCAGAGAGAACUGACUCUGGUGUGUACGACCUCCUGCUGGAGAAUAAGGUUGGCAAGAAGAAGGCCCAAAUCAAGGUGAAGGUCAUUGGCCGCCCAAGUGCUCCAGAGGGACCAAUGGUCUUUGAGGAAAUCCAGGCCAACUCUGUCAAGUUGUCUUGGAAGGUGCCCACAGAGGACGGUGGCUCAGAGAUCCUCGGUUACAUCGUAGAAAGACGUGAGGUAGCCAGAAAUGCGUGGUACACUGUGGACUCCAGAGUGACUGACACCCAGCUGGUUGUCAAGGGUUUGAAAGAGGGAACAGAGUACCACUUCAAGGUCACGGCUGAAAACUCGUUCGGUAUCAGCGCCUCUCUGAAGUCGGAGCAGCCACUGGUGCCCAAGACUCCUCUAUGCCCCCCAGAGCCUUCAAGCACUCCACCAGAGAUCAUGGAUGUCACCAAGAGCUCCGUGGCAUUGGCCUGGUCCAGACCAAAGGAUGAUGGUGGUUCUACCAUCACCGGCUACUUUGUUGAGUACAAGACGGUGUCCGCUGAGACAUGGUCCCGCCACCCGACCAAGAUCACCUCCACCAUGUAUACUCUGCCCGGCCUCACCCCUGACGCAGACUACCAGUUCCGCAUUGUUGCUGUCAAUGACAUUGGCGAGAGUGAGGCUGGUCCUGUGUCUGACCCCGUCACAUGCAAGGAUCCAUUCGACAAGCCAAGUCAACCAGGCGAGAUCGACAUUGUCAGCGUGACAAAGAACUCCAUCGCCAUCCGCUGGCAAGCUCCAGAGUGUGAUGGUGGAAAAGAGGUCUUGGGCUACUGGGUGGAGUACAGGAAGUCCAUUGAGAGCUCCUGGAAGAAGAGCAACAAGCAGAGACUGAAGGAAAAGGAGUUCACCAUGCCUGGACUGGCUGAGGCCACAGAGUAUGAGUUCAGAGUGUUUGCUGAGAAUGAGACAGGAAUGAGUAGACCUCGCAGGACUGCCACAUGCAUCAAGACCAAACUGAGCGUUGAAACUAAACCAGGCCUGAGAAAGGAAAUGGAUGAAGUAACUACUAAGCUUGGCCAGCCUGGCGUCAUGAAAUGCCAGAUUAUCGGCAGACCUAUCCCUGAUAUCAAGUGGUAUCAUGCCGGCAAGGAGAUUGCUGAGUCCCGCAAGUAUGAGAUGAGCUCUGAUGGCCGCAACCACUCACUGUCCAUCAUGACCGAUCAGCAGGAAGAUGAGGGAGAAUACACCUGCAAGGGCAUCAACGAUGCAGGAGAAGCCGAAACCACAGGCAUUCUGGUGUUGGAGGCUGCUCCAUCCUUCCACCCUGAUUAUCAGCUGAAGAACACCUACUACGCCGGCCUGGGCUCCACUCUGCGCAUCCACGUCGUCUAUAUCGGCCGCCCCGAGCCAAAGAUCAUGUGGCUGCAUGGAGCAAAGACCCUGGAGAACACAGAGGACAUCAGCAUUGAGACCACUGAGCACUACACACACCUGGUUGUCAAGAAUGUGCAGCGCAGAAUUCAUGGCGGCAAAUACAGGAUCAGACUGCACAACCACUUUGGCAGGGCUGAGACUGCCUUUAAUGUUGAGAUUUACGACAAACCUGAGAUGCCCCAGGGACCCAUUGUGCUGGACGCCCUUCUGAAGAACUCAGUCAUCAUCAGCUGGAAGGCUCCAAAGGACGAUGGUGGCAGCAUGAUCACCAACUACAUUGUGGAGAAACGUGAGGACAAGGAGGGCACUGAGUGGGAACUGGUGUCAUCAUCCAUCAACGGCAUAUCUUGCCGUGUACCUAACCUCAUUGACAGUGCCGGAUACUUCUUCCGUGUGUACGCCCAGAAUCGCUAUGGCAACAGCGAACCAUUGGAACUUACUUCCCCUAUCCUUAUCAAGAGCCAACUGGAGAAACCAUCACCACCUCUGUCGCCAGUUGUUUCUGGUAUCACCAAGGACUCCUGCGUAGUUUCCUGGAAGCCUCCACUUAGUGACGGAGGCUCAAAGAUUAAGAGCUACUGCCUUGAGAAGAAGUUCAAGAAGGACAAGAAGGAAUGGAGCGACUGGACUCCGGUGACCACGGACGAGAUCAAACAGACGGUGUUCUCUGUCAAACGUCUGACCGAGGGCGUUGAGUGCAUCUUCCGUGUGAAGUGCGAGAACCUUGGAGGACAGAGCGACUACAGCGAAGAGACUGCUCCCAUGGUUCCAGCCACUGCUGUCGACGUCCGUGCUCCCGCCUUCAAGGAGGAGCUGAGGAACAUGAGUGUCAAGUACAAGAGCAAUGCCACACUCGUCUGCAAGAUCAUUGGGCAGCCCAAGCCUGUGAUUAAAUGGUUCAGACGAGGAAAGGAGAUACACUCUGAUGGAAAGAAGAUCAAGAUCCAGGAGUUCAAGGGAGGUUACCACCAGCUGGUCAUCACUGAGGCUGAUGAGGAAGACUCCACCGUGUACCAGAUCAGGGCCACCAACCAGGGAGGUUCCAUCUGUGCCACGGUCUCUCUGGAUGUUGAAGUCCCUGCCAAGAUCCACCUUCCAAAGAACCUGAAGGACAAGGAAGCCAUACCUGCCCUGCGUGGAGAAGUGAUCAAUAUCAAGAUUCCAUUUGGCGGCAAACCAGAUCCUGUCAUCACAUGGCAGAAGGGACAAGAUCUUAUUGACAGCAAUGGUCACUACCAGGUCAUUGUCACCAGAUCAUUCACAUCUUUGGUGUUCCCCAAUGGAGUGGAAAAGAAGGAUGCUGGUUUCUACAUUGUCUGUGCCAAGAACAGAUUUGGCAUCGACCAGCAGACCGUUGAGUUGGAUGUUGCUGACGUUCCUGAUCCUCCACGUGGCAUCAAAGCCAGCGAUGUCUCCAGAGACUCAGUCUCACUGAACUGGGUGGCCCCAGCAAAUGAUGGAGGCAGCAGGGUCAUCAACUACAUCAUUGAGAAGUGCCCCACCACUGCAGAGAGGUGGGAGCGUGUUGCCCAGUCCCGUGACACCCGCUACACUGUCAUCAAUCUGUUUGGAGGUACCAGUUAUCAGUUCAGAGUUAUCGCUGAGAACAAGUUUGGACAGAGUGCUCCAUCUGAGACCAGUGGACCUGUCAUGACCAAGGAGGACAAAUCAAGAGUUCUGCUCUAUGACAGGGAGGUUGACGAUACUGGACGUGUCCCCAAGGGCAAGGUCCACUCCGAUGCCAAGAAUAUGCACAACAAAUAUGCUAUUGCAGAGGAACUGGGCAGAGGUCAAUUUGGCAUUGUUCAUCGCUGUGUUGACAAGAGCUCUGAGAAGACCCGCAUGGCUAAAUUUGUCAAAGUGAGAGGCGCCGAUCAAGCCAUAGUCAAGAAGGAAAUUGCAACACUAAAUCUGGCAAAACAUACCAACUACCUCCUCCUCCAUGAGUCUUUCGACAGUCCUGAGGAGCUGGUGUUGAUCUAUGACUUUAUCUCUGGCGUUGACAUCUUUGAGCGCUUGAACACAGCUGAGUUUGAGCUAAAUGAGCGUGAGAUUGUCAACUACAUCAGGCAGAUCUGCUCCGCUCUUGAGUUCCUGCACGCGGAGAGUUACGGACACUUUGAUAUCAGACCUGAGAACAUUGUGUACACAACUAGAACCAGCUCUAAUGUGAAGAUUAUUGAGCUGGGCCAGUCAAGACACCUGACUCCUGGAGACAUAAUCAAGGUCCAGUAUAUCACUGCAGAGUACGCUGCCCCUGAGAUCCACCAGUGUGACAUGGUUAGCACUGUCACUGACAUGUGGUCAGUUGGUGUCCUUGCCUACGUGCUCCUCAGUGGACUUAAUCCUUUCACAGCUGAGACCAACCAACAGAUGAUUGACAACAUCUCCAAUGCAGCUUACAGCUAUGAUGACGAGUCCUUCAAGCAGGUCAGUGUCGAGGCAUUAGACUUCACAGACCGCCUCAUGACAAAGGAACGCAAGCAUCGUAUGGCUGCUGCUGAGGCUCUGGCGCAUCCUUGGCUGACCAAGCCUGCAGAGGAGAUCAGCACCAGAGCCAUGCAAACCGGAAGGCAUAAGAGAUACUACCAGACGAUGGUGAGGAAAGAGUGGAACACUGUUGUCUCUGCAGCUCGUGUGGCCAGCGGUGGCUCCAUCAGAUCCCAGCGUGGUGUCUUUGUCGCCAAGGUGAAGAUUGCACCAUUUGAACACGGUCCCAUUGGAGGCCAGAUUGGCCAUGCAGUGGCAAAUGAAGGAGACAAAGUGAAAUUCAUCUGCAACAUUGACAACUAUGAUGGCUCUACUGAAGUGACAUGGUACUGUGGCGUCAGGCAGCUUGAAGCUGGUGAUAAGUAUGAGAUUGAGUAUGAGGAUGGCCUGGCUGUAAUCACCAUCAACAAAGUCACAAGAGCAGAUGAUGGCACUUACAGAUGCAAGAUUGUGAAUGAGUAUGGUGAGGACAGCGCCUACGCAGAGCUGUUCAUCAACGGUGUUAGAUCUUACCGCGACUUCUUCACCACCCGUGUGGUCAAGAGGACAAAGCGUAGGGUCGACACUGCCAGAAUGCUCCAGAAGCCCCCAGAGUUCACCCUUCCUCUGGUCAACCACACGGCCUACAGGGGCGAGGAUGUGCGCUUUGGCGUGACCAUCACUGUUCACCCUGAGCCUCGUGUCGUCUGGCACAAAUCUGGACAGAAGCUCAUCCCUGGAGACGAUGACAAAAAAUACACCUUCAUCAGCGACAAGGGCCUAUACCAGCUGAUUAUCCACAAACUCGAGGAUGAGGAUGAUGCAGAGUACAGUGUUGUGGCCCGGAACAGGUAUGGUGACGACAGCUGCAAGGCUCGUCUUACUGUCGUUCCUCGGCCAAAACCGGCAGACCUCACCCUGAGGCCCAUGUUCAAGCGCUUGCUGGCAAAUGUUGAGUGCAGGGAGGGCCAGAAUGUGCGCUUUGAGAUCAGAGUAUCCGGCCAUCCAGAACUUAAGUGGGAGAAGGAUGGCACACCGCUAGCCUUUGGACCAUCUAUUGAGGUCGUCCAUGAGGGUCUGGAUUACUUUAUCCUUCAUGUGAAAGACACUCUCCCUGAAGACUCUGGUGUGUACAGAGUAACUGCAACCAACUCUGCUGGAUCAGCCAGUUGCCAGGCCACACUCAAAGUGGAACGUGUCACCCACGUAAAGAAGGAAUAUGAGUUGAGUGCAAAGGAGAAGUUAGCACAGGCUGAAAAGGAGGCAUUAGAAAAAAAGGUGAGGCUGUCUCAGAUUUUGUCCGACACUGUGUGCAUACCUCUCCCACCCGCAGCGGUACAAGCUGUCAGGGAGGCCGCCACCAUGUUCAAACCUGCUGUGACCACCAAGAAGGGUGAAAAGACUGAGGCUGAAAUACAGAAAGAAAAAGAGGAGAGAAAGAAGCGGGCAGAUGAGAAGAGGCUUCGUAUGCCUUAUGACGUCCCCGCUCCUCGUGUCAUUAACCCGGCUGUUCUUGAAGAAGAUGUGGAAAUCAAACACUUCCAGCCUCUGUCUGACAUGAAAUGGUACAAGAAGCUGCGGGAUCAGUAUGAGUUCCCCGAGCCAAUGGAUAAAAUCAGGCAGAAGAGGAUGAAGCGUAUUCGCCUCUCCAGGUGGGAGCAGUUCUAUGAGGUGCCUAUUAGGAUCAAGGACCAGUACAAGCCGAAGUGGCGCAUCUCAUCCAUGACUCAGGAUGACCUGGAGACUGUGAGGCCCGCAAGGCACCGCACUCCUUCCCCUGAGAUAGAUGCUUACCACAGGAUCAGGAGGAGGUCCCUGGGCGACCUGUCAGACGAAGAGCUGCUGCUGCCUGUGAAGGAGUACUUGUCGAUGAAGAAAACUGAGGAGGAGAGGCUUCGUCUGGAGGAUGAGCUGGAGCUUGGUUACUCUGCUUCUCCCCCCAGCCUCAGCCCGGUUCGCUUUGAGCUGUCCGCCCUGCGCCCCUCAUCUCCUAGAAGAGUCUACAGUGACGACGAAGAGGGAGAAGAAAUUUGCAGAUAUGACUCCUACCGUAUUCCAUCUAAAUAUGAGGCUGGCCCGAGUUUUGUUGACCUCCGCCAACGUCACGACAAAGCCACACACAGACCUCAAAAACAGAAGCAGAGGGUGUACGAAGAGAGAGAAGACCAGGAGCUGCUGCGCCCACACACAACGGCUCAGAGAAUCUCAUCCUACAAGACUGAACUCAAGCGCAUUGAGUUUGAGGAGAAGACUCGAAGCUUCAAAAAGGAAGCACAUGUCACUGUUGCAACAAUGUCUGAGGCUGUUGAAUCUGAGCACCUGACAGCUUUCACUUCUGAAUAUAUUCCUAAACCGAUCAAAAAGGUCCAAAUGGCUGAACAUGUCAGGAGGAGAUCUCCUACCCCAGAAAAAGCCAAGACAGACGUGACCCUUCCCAGGGUCGACUUUGCCUCCAGGUAUGAGGAGAGGAAGCAGGCUCUGAGAUCGGAGAGGAAAUCAGUGGAAAGAAAGUUUGAGGUGGUGACACAAGCUCCCUUCAGCCUCGACCACAGCCCACGCAUCACCAUCAGGCUGCGCUCUCACCGCAUACCCUAUGGCUCCAACACAAAGUUUACCCUGAAUGUCCAGUCUAAACCAGACCCUGAGGUCAAGUGGUACCACAAUGGAAAACAGAUUUCUCAGACUAGCAAAUACCACAUGACCAACAUCAGCGGAGUUCUGACACUCCAAAUCAACAACUGUGUGACUGAAGAUGCCGGCACUUACCGUGUGGUCUGCAAGAACUCCUUAGGAGAAACUUCUGACUAUGCCACAUUAGAUGUGGCAGGAGCAGAAUAUGCUGCCUUCUCUUCACUCCGCAAAGAUGAAGAGCCCCCAUCCUCCCAUCUGCCAGAAAUGACCAGAACAGAUGUGUAUCACGUCUCCUCAAAAUCAACAACAACAACAACAACGGUGAAGGAAAGUGUGACUGAAAGUGUUAAAGAGACCACCACUGUUGUUGAGAAGCGAAGGGAGAAGCCUGGUGUCCCUGCCAAGAUCCUGACCAAGCCUCAGUCCCUGACUGUGGAGGAGGGAAGCCUCGCCAGGUUCGAGUGUGAUGUGGAUGGUGAACCAGCACCUUCUAUCACCUGGCUGCGCGAAGGAACAGUUAUUGGUUCUUCUGCCCGUCACCACAUCACCUCCACUCAACUCAGCUCCUCCUUCGAGAUCUCUGCUGUAGAGACGUCGGAUGAAGGCAGCUACACUCUGCUGGUGGAAAACACCGGAGGCAAACAAGAGGCUCAUUUCACUUUGACCAUCCGCAAGUCUGAGUCCAAGGAGAAAGUAGUCGCCCCUCCCAGAGUCACCUCCCCAGAGGCCAAGUCUCCUCUUGCCAAAUCCCCCGAACCAGUCAAAUCUCCUCAGAGAGUCAAGUCCCCCGAGCCAAUCAAGUCACCUCAGAGAGUCAAGUCUCCAUUCUCACCAAAGUCCCCAACACCAAAGUCUCCCACUCCAAAGUCCCCAACUCCAUCUGAGAAGGAACCAACUUCUCCAAUCAAGUCACCAAAGAGAGUGAUGUCACCGACUCUUGAAAAGAAGCCGUCCUUCUCAGUGGGACUGAGCGAUGUCACUGCAGCCACCGACUCUGUCGUCAAGCUGUCAGUGAAGGUGACCGGAGAGCCCAAACCUGAGAUCUUGUGGAGGAAGGAUGGAAAGGUUCUGUCUCAGGGUGGGAAGUAUGAAGUCUUUGAGGAGCAUGGCUCAGCUUAUCUGGAGAUCUAUGACCUGGAGGUCUCUGACAGCGGGCUGUAUAAGUGCACUGCCACCAGCGGUGCCGGAUCAGCAUCAACAUCCUGCACCGUCACCGUCCGGUGUCAGCUCGACACCGUGGUCACGAGUCAGCGCUCUGAGGCACCCCACUUCCUGGUGCAGCCCAGGUCCCAGAUUGUGGAUGAAGGACAAAAUGUCAAAUUCAUGUGUGAAGUUGCAGGACAGCCUGCCCCUGAAGUGGAGUGGCUGAAGGACAAUAUGAUUAUAUCUGUCUCUUCUAACAUCAGACUGAGCUGCUCUCAGACUGUGUACACUCUGGAGAUUUGUGAAGCCACAGUUGCUUACAGUGGGAAAUACACGAUAAAAGCCAAGAACCAGUUUGGACAGUGCUCUACAACACUCUCCCUCAACGUCCUCACUCUUGUUGAAGAACCAACAAAAAUGAUUAUUGUGGAGCAAAGAGCUUCUGAAGCUGCCGCCAGCAUGCAGAAAGCUUUAUGUGGCUCAUCAGUUCGUAUGGAGGCAGCGUCCAUGCAGGCCGGCAGUUUCAGUAGCAGUUCCUUCUCUUCUGCUGCUGCUGCUGCCGCCGAGUAUUCCUUUGAGAGCAUGUCUGCGACUAGCAUGUCUGCCAUGAUGGCUGAGUCAAAGGUUUCUAUGAGCUCCAGCAGCCAAAUGAUGGAAAUGUCCACUCACUCGCAUGCCGAGGCCUCGUCCUCCUCGCUGAGAGCCCUCACCACAGGGACGAAAACAGGCACGCCACCCAAGAUUGAAGCUCUGCCGCUGAACAUCAGCGCCGAGCCGGGGAAGUCCCUGACGGUGGCGGGGAUGUUCUCCGGAGACCCCGCCCCCAGCGUGCAGUGGGUCCGCUCGGGUCGGACCCUGCCCAACGGGAACGAGCGGUGCCACGUGGAGAACACGACGGAGCUGUCCACGCUGGUGAUCUCUGCGGUGAAGGAGAGCGACGCCGGCGCCUACACGCUGCGGCUGUCCAAUGAGCUCGGCUCCGACUCUGCAACCGUCAACGUUCACAUUCGGUCCAUGUAAAAAAAAAUAAUAAUAAUAAUUUAUAUCCCCUUUUCCCUCUUCCAGAACCUUUUUAUUUAGUGAAUUAGCAACGAUAAUCUUACGGGAUAAAGAUCUGGAUUUCUGUUCUUGUAAAUAUGAACUAUUUUUGUACCAAACUUGACAUUAAUUUAUGCCAAACUAGACUAAAGUCUAAAGUUGUUAUAAAAUGUGCCAUAUUGGACAAUAUGACUUAGGAUUUUUGAACCACUUUUCUGUGACAUGUACAUAAUGUAUAUAGCCGAAUUUAACGGUUAUGGGAAAUGUAUGCAUUGUUAUUUAUGACAAUAUAUUAACUGAAACAAAAGAACAAAUGUUUCAACAGGAGAAAGUUUCCCCAUGAACGAAUACCCUGUCAAAGCAAGAAACGAAACUCUGUGCCUCAACGAUAAGUUGACGUCUAAGAUUGCCUCAACAGGUAGAGAGGCUCCCUGUUGACGUUCUGAAACAGUAAGACUAAUUAUUAUUUUGGACACGUGACGUCUACGUGCGAUAUUACAGUUUCCUAUGAGUUGUACCGUGAGCGUAAGGCCCUGAGUGCUGUGUGCGUCCCUCACGUACGCAGCAUGAACUGGCCUUGUGCUCCGACUGACUGUGUCACACCACGACUUGAAGACCGGCUGAGAGCGCCCGCGGCCUGCGCCCUCAGCGUUUAGAUCGUUUAAUUUUAAGAGCGCUGUUCCUGCACGGGACAGUCGUGCCGGCUCCUCCAAAACGUACCAUCUCCUGGCCAUGAAGAAGAAAGGAGGCCGGCAGCGGCU
Molecule: messenger RNA, 97583 nt
Organism: Centropristis striata (black sea bass)
Lineage: Eukaryota; Metazoa; Chordata; Actinopteri; Perciformes; Serranidae
Product: titin-like
Exons: 246
Biological process (GO): protein phosphorylation
Molecular function (GO): ATP binding; protein binding; protein kinase activity
Source: RefSeq, a predicted model, not a curated record